Messenger RNA from Pelobates cultripes (western spadefoot toad), 90696 nucleotides. The record is from the annotation of a GenBank genome assembly. Lineage: Eukaryota; Metazoa; Chordata; Amphibia; Anura; Pelobatidae.
GCGAGGCGUGGCACAUCAGAGCGGCUGUAAGUGUUCUAUCUCUGCUUCCCUUCCCUCCGUGGCUAUCGUUAGAGAUCCAGCCUUUACAAUCAUUGAUGUGUUGGAGCCGGGGAUUUGCACAGGAAGGGGGCAUCCUUAGAGGGCUCGCUUUAUUUUUUUGCCCACCUUAUUGCUGAUCAGCAGAAUGUAUAGGGGAGGAGAGGGGCAGGAUUUUUGAAAAUCUAAGUCAUUUCCUGUUAAGGAUCAUUUCCUGGUUAAGACCCAGAUAUCAGCUGCUGUGCUGUUCCCAUACACAAUAUUCAAUUUAAUACUUCAUGGAUCUAAUUGCUUCAAAGCAUCUCAAUCUCCUGCAAGGUUGAUGUGCUGAGGGACUGCCUGUGAUGCAUGUUUUUGGAGAGCAUGCUUGGCUUCCAUUUAUGUAGCAUUUAAUGGGAUAUUUCAAUUUCUACCCUGACUCCAUCGCUGGUAUAGGGUUGGUUAUACUAACCCGGCAUAAUUAGUUUAUGCAGGACUGUCACCGUUUUAAUAUAUGUAUAUGCAUGUUAACCCCUGCUGCAGUUUAAGUGGAGAAUUCUUCUUUAUUUAUUUUUUUCUGCCAUUUUUGUUUAGAACAUUAUAUUUAGGGCGUGAUAGCUAUUGAAUGAAAUCAUUCAUCUGAUCUUGUGGGAGGCAUCAUUUUGCUUGUAGAAGACUUUUGGGGGUCAAUAUCAUGAAGAAGUUUUUUGACUCCCGGCGUGAACUUGGGGGAGCAGGAUCUGGAGUCGGUGGUGGGUCAUCCAGUGGCUUAGGGACCGGUUACAUCGGACGAGUCUUUAAUAUUGGGCGACACCAAGUGACAGUGGAUGAAGUUUUGGCUGAAGGUAACAUUUUAUAUUUGCAGUGCAUAUUUUUCCAGUUGAAACCAUAUCAAAGUAUUAUAUGGGGUGAUUUUACAAAGUAGAGAUGUGAUAGGUUGAUGGGGAGGUAUACAUAUUCCUUAAUAGUAUUUAAUUGCUUAACCUUUUAUUCUAGAUAAAUGCUUGCGAAAGCACCAAGGGGUUAAAUAAUAUUGCUGUUUACAGCAGGUAUGUGUUAUCAGGGGUAAAUGUUGGAAACAUGUACUUGUUAAUAUUCAUUCACACUGCCUUUAGUAGACAUGUAUUCAAAUAUUCACACAUACGUAAUAUUGCAGUUAUUUUCCUGGUCUUUAUAGCCCAUGAAAGUACAGAGGUCAUGAAAAAACACCGGCCCUAACUGUCUAAGCAGGUCUGUUCCAGGUUAUUGACUUAGACCUCCCAUAAUUCUUCUCAACCCUAUGCCUGGCAGAGAAUGAUAGGGGUCAUAGACCAACAACAUUAGGAUUUCCUACAUAGGGCCAUCAUUUUGUUGUGCAAAGUACUCCUUGUGUUUGCAGUAAAUACAUGGGAGUCCAGAUUGAGAGAGAAUACAAAACAAUAUUCCAAAAUUGUGGAAAUUACCAAUACAAUCCAUUUGUGCAAAAGAAACGCAUGCCCUCGAACUAGUGCAAUGCUUUGCCCAAUUUGGGCCAGCUAGAGACCUAAAUCAUCUUGUAAUACGAUCUUUUGUGUAGUUGGUCAAGAAAGAAGUGUGCAGACCAUGAUGUGUGGUUAUUGACAGGGUUAUUCAUAAAAAUAGACAUUAUUGGGAAAUGAUGGGGAAAAAUGGAUGCAGUUUUUAUUCCAUUAUGGCUAAAUAAAAUGUACUAUGACCAAUCCAGUUCCAAGUCUGCUGAAGAUAGUGUAUGUGGGUAUUGGUUAGAGUGCCUGUUCCUAAAUAUUUGAAAGGGGAUUAAUAGCAACCUAUGUGAACUAUGUAGUACUUGCUUCUAGUAUGUACUGUAUUGGAAAGAUCGGUUCUUCUGUUAUGAUAGCUGGAUUGUCACUUGUGGAGUCCAAAACCAAGCAAUGGCUAAUGGCCAUUGUAACAGUCAAGCAUCAUGGGAAAUUGAGUUCACAAAAAAUCUGGGUUUUGAAGAUAACUCCGCAAUAACUCUUGUAACAAAAGUUUGUUUAUUGAAAAACAUAAAACAAGCUAUAGAUUUGUUUAUUGCGUUCAUAGUUUUGUCUGUGCCAUACUUGAGAAAAGUUUUCUUUUUUAUUUUUUUUUUUGGAGGAACUGCUAAAUCUCUCAUAUACAUUUUUCAGAACCAUUUUUGUCUUUCAUUCACAAUUUUUGUCAUAAAGCAGUAUAUUACUCUUAAAAUCCGAAUUUGCCCCUUUGUUAUUGACAAAUUCUACUUCCUUUCACUAUGACUAUUUUAGGCAUAGCUGAUAUUUGCUGGAUCGAAUAUUGUGUAUGAAGGGUAUUUAAUGGGUAUUUAAAGUUGCAAUCACAAGUUGUAUAAGCAAAGUUUAUGCACUCUUCCACAUAUUGAAGUGGUUAUUAUGCAAGGUCCCUUUUCCUGCAGCUUUUCAUUUGACAGAUUUGUUAAACUGACAAAACAGGGCUUUAAAGCAGAACACCGAAGCCAAAACAACCCAUAAGGCACACCUCAUUAGUGGCCGGAGCACUCUAUGGACUUGCAAGCGAUGACUGCCUGCCAGUUCCUCUCUGUCAGAUCUGGUAUAAGUUGGUAUCCAAGCUGACAAGUGUAAUUCCUGGCUUUCUUGAGGUGGAGCUAUAAACACUGCCUCUAGGUCUUUUUUUUUUAUGUAUAUACUGUAAAUGUUUUUUUUAUUUUAUUUUUUUUAUUUUUACAAAUUUAACAAACUGGGUCCUGGGUUAACUAGUGAGGAAGGCUGAACUUGAUGGACACGUCUCUUUUCAGCUUAUGUAACUAUUUCAGUAACUAAUACUUUGAAAACUUCAAGUAGUUGUGGUGUGUAGAGUUUCCCUUUAAGGCUUAUAUCUAUUAAACUCAUAUCUUUGUGUUCCGUUCUCUCCUGAACUGGAUCACAGAUUUAGAAAAUGUCUCUGUUUUUUUUCAUGAUUAUGAUUAUUAUAGUUUCUGCCAUCUGACUUGUCUGUUCAGCCCAAAGUUUAAUUUAACCCUUUCUAAUUUCAAUACACUCCACAGUUUUCUUGACCCUGUAACCCUAUGUGGCAAAGGGUUAGACAAGUCCCAUGAGAAUCCUGUAAAGUCUCCUUUCAUGAAGUGGGUAAAAUUUAAAAAAGCCAAGAUAUUUUACUGAUGGUACAUUUUGCCUCUGUAAAUAGAGAUGGUUUGCUAAGCAUCAUGCAGGGUAGCAUUUUUGCCAAAGCCUCCCUGUAAUAUAAGUUUCCCUCAAGCAGUGUGAAGUACGGUUGCCCAAGCGUUUUACCUUCACUUGGGCAAUCUCUCUCUGUUUUUGUGAGCAUUCAGUUAACCUGAAUCAUGGUACAUAGAAAUAUAUUUGUCUUCUCUGGGCCCAGUAAAUUUUUAUAUAUGUAUGAAUGAGUCAUCAUUACGGCAAGCAAUGACUUCAUAUUAAACACGGGCAGAUCUAAAAACUGCCUUUAAAUCCAAUAAUUUCUAUUCUUAACCACACUUAUGGGGGCAGCGAGUGUAAGCUUCGGGGGACUGAGACAUCCUUGUUUGAAAUCAAAUUCUGAUCUUUAGUAUGCAAUACUUGCAGGCCUACACUGAAUGUGGCUCUCUGCACAGUCCCUUCAUUCUGUAUUCUUGAAAAGGACAUACGGAUGUUUAUCUUUACUAUCAACUGCCUUCUAUAAGGAAAAAGGGGCUGAGGGUGAGGAAUGCAAAUUUAUAUUGAAAACCCUGAUUUGUUUUGAAAUCCCUCUUCUAUUCUUUUUUUUUUUUUUAUGGUUGGUAGGUAAUUGAGAGGGCCUAUUCAAAGCUAGCACAUUAAUAGGUUAAUGAACGGCUAAAGCAGUGAUGUGUCAGGCCUCCUUGAAGUGAAUGGAGAUCAUAAUCCUUUUAACAAGGAGGUAAAUGCUUUAGAGUAAAUAGGAGCAGUGUGUGCCUUUUCACGCACACCCUGCUCCCUUUAGACACUGUUUUUUUCCACUUUUUCCUUUCACAUCAUUUUAUUCCUCCAUCUCUUGAUUUUUUUUUUUCUUUAUUGCUCACUCUCCUUAUUAAAUGAGUCUUCAAUUUAUCAACACGUAUUUUGUCUCUCUCUCCAUCCCUCUCUCUUUUAAUUCUACCCUCUCUCCUUCUCUUUUACCGUUUCAUGAAUUGCUGGCUCAGCAGUUUUCUCUGGCUAGAGCUGGUCUACAGAGCUUCAUUAUUAAAUGCCCAUGGGACAUCCGGCUUUUCCUGUCUCAUUCCAAUGAUCGGCUCCUGGAAUACAGCACAGUCACAGUGCCCCAUGUUAUCCCACGUAGACCCUCUUAAUACAGUGAUCUGCCUAUGGAACAAACCGAUUAACAAGUAUAAAAUAAAUGUAGGUUCAGGACAGCAUUCUGAUUGUAGUAAGAGGGAUUCCCAAACAAAGGGUGUUACUCUGAAUAGGUACAGGGGUGGUACUGCAUUAACAUAGCAUCACUAACCUCAAUUCAUAAAUAUUAACAGGCAGGGAGGUUUUUCAGGUAAUGGCUGCUACAGUUAUUUGUUUGAUACUCUGACUAACACACUCACCUACCUAUCUUAUACGCUCUCAGAGAAACCUUAUCUUUCAGACCAGGAUUGAAGCCAUGCUGACUAGACCCACAAGGUCCAACCUGUAGUCAUGUCGGUUUUCUGGUCACUGGAUCUUCUGGAUCAUAACCCAUGCUAUGAAGAGGGGGAAAAAAUUGUGUUUUAAAGAGUGUCCAUUGCUAAGGGCACCUGCAGAAAAGCAGAAUGAGGUCUGAAACACAAUGCCUGUCUGUGCUCAUUUGCAUGUCAAGCUGGAAAUUCUGUGUCCAAGGGGUUCCACUUAGAUAUGCAAAUAAUGCCCAAAAGUUUUUUUUGUUUCUUUUUUUUUUUUUGUUUGUUUUUUUUGUUUAGACAUUCUUAGAGGGUUACUCCAUCCACCAAUCACUACUUCUACGUUAUGAAGUGGUCAUGGUGAUAGGAGUCUGAUGUGCAGUGUUUCAGCUUAAAACACUGCACAUUCAGAUAUAUUUUUUAAUUAUGUGCAAGUUGCACCAUCACAUGUGACUUAGGCAGCCAAGAAGUCUGAUCCGGGCUGCCUAAUGUCAAUUCUGUGCAUUUAAAAAAAAAAAAAAAGUGUCAACAGCACGCUGCUAUCAGACAUCACAGUUUCUCCCUUAUAGGCAGAGCUCGACACUUUAACACUGAUUAAAGUCCUCCCCAUACCCUCUGCAAUUUGUUGUAAUACCCUGUCUUCUGUUAAAUCCUCCAAUUAUAAGCUUCUCUAUAAGGAGCCUUUGAUUGAACCUUGGUUCAGCUGACGGGCGUACGUUGUGCAGUGUUGGGAGCUUUGCCUGGCACUGGUUAAGGUAAUUUAAACUACAUUCAAAAUGGCGUUUAUUUUGAGGGAAUAAUGUCAAUAGGGCAUUAUACUAUUUUACACUUAAAAGGGCUGGGAAACCCUUUAAAUGCAUCUUUAGUAAACCUGGAGGAAACAGCCAUAGGUGGACAUAAAAGGAGAUGUAUAUGCGUCUUUCUAUAUAAAUAGGUAGUUUUUAUCUGCUAGUAAACGGUACCCUGCACAGGUUUAAUGACACGGGAUAUGGGUGAAUUCUAACUUUUAAAAAUUCCUCCAUGCAUGAAGGCCAGGCAUACUCUUACCUCAUCAAGCAGAAUAGGUCAAGGCUGCAGUAAACAGGCAUCACUGCUCUGUAAUGGCUCUUUCACAUUCUCUCCAGGCUAAUCAGUUACAGAGCUGCCCUACAAAGGGUUGUGACUACAUUAGAGGUUUUUUUUCUAUGCAUUACAAAAGGUGCUGAAAACAAAACUUUCUCUUUUUUUUUUUUUUUUUUCACUUUGGUUUAAGGUAUGCCUGAAGCAUUUUUAGUACUUUCAAGGUAGGCAUCCAUGUCAUCAUUUUUGGCAGCUGAUGGCAUAGUGUUGCUAAUGUAUUAUUAGCAUUUAUAUAUAAAUAAUAUGUUCUGCAUUGUUUUUCAAUUAUAGAGAAGUCAAGUAAUUGACAUACAAAAUAAUAUACAAGACGAGGUGAAUCAAGGUACAACUAAUAAUGGAGCAGUAUUUUUUUUUUUUUAUAUAGAUAUCUCUUUUAACUAGCUAUAUUGAUACUAUUCUAUAUAAUUAAGUAAUGUAUCUCUAUUCCUCCGGUUUUAAAGAUAUACCCAUCACUCUAGGCCUGUUUUAUGUUUGCAUGGUGUAACCUUUAUGGUUUCCAUGGCAAUAUUAGUAGUGAUGGAUUUGGGCCUUGCUAUUGCAUCACAAGUGCUGCGCUAUCUAAACUAGGAAUAUACACUGCUGAGCUCUGCCUGCAGGAGAUUAAAGCAUUAUAAACUUGUCUCACUUGUUGGAACUCUAUUGCAUUACUAACUUAUGUUUGUCAAUAGUUUGUUUUGUAUAUGAUCUAGGAAACCAGGCCCUUUUAUUGGUGUGUGAAUUUGCAAGAGUGCUCAGUGAAUAGAUGAAACUAAAUGGGAAAAGUGGAUAUUUUAUCUUUUUAUUUAUUUAUUUAAAAUCAUUUGCAAGUUAAUUGUUCUAAGUGCUACCAUAUGUAGACGUUUAAAUUAAUGGGGAACUGUCCUUCCCGGGAUUUGAAUUAAAGGGACACUAUAGUCACCAGAACAACUACAGAUUAUAAUUGUUCCCUUCAGUCUUUUUUCAUGCAAACACUGGCUUUUCAGAUAAAAAGUAGUGUUUACAUUGCCUCUAGGGACACCUCCACGUGGCCACUCCUUAGAUGGCCACUGGAGGUGCUUCCUGGGUCAGUGCUGCCGAAAAAGCAGCCCUGACAUUCAGCGUCCCCACCCUCUGCAUGGAGACUCUGAAUUUUCCUCGUAGCGAUGCAUUGAUUCAAUGCAUCUCUAUGAGGAGGUCCUGAUUGGCCAAAACUGCAUUUUGUCCCGCCCCAUGCUGAUUUCCUAUGGGAAAGCAUUGGAUUGGCUAAACAAUUGGCCAUUCACAAAGGGGACGGAGCCAGCAGCGGCAGACCCGCACGGCGCUUGAAAUAAGGUGAGUUUUCAUAUACUUUUAUAUGGGGGGCUAAGAGGGGCAAACCACCUAAAUGGUGGGUUAAACACUAUAGGGUCAGGAAUAUAUUGGUGUUUCUGACCCUAUAGUGUUUCUUUAAUAUGUUGACAUAUCCACAAUAACUGAACAAAUGUGUUUGUGAUGCCUGAACCAUAAACUUUAAUGUAGAAAUCUACACUGUUUUCAUCUAUUCUAGAGGGUAGGGGGUACAGCGUAAGCCUUUACCUUUUAUACUAAGCUUUCUUUAUUGACUCACCCCUGGUAACAGGUUUGCUGCAUCACUUGUUUUAAGAAAUUCUCUGCAAUGAUGGGCUCAGAACUUUGGGACAUGUUAGCCCAGGGAUAUUGGUUUUGGAACUCUCUUUGGUCAUACAAUCCAAAUGGCUGAAGAGGGGUUGGGGCUUUGGGUCCUCUUCCUCACACGCUUCAAAACCCUCUGUAAAAGUUGAUGUGAGGCUUCUCAUAGACCAAGAGUUUGUUUCCUAUGCUUUCGAAUGAGAAACAUUGAUCUCUUGGGGGUGGAGUAGAGCUGUGGUAGAGAUAUUUUUUUAUUUUUUUAUUCAUUUAUUUAACCUCUUUAUUUGCGAGAAAUGGAGGGGCCUUGAAUUUAGAUAGCAUUUACAACACUAUUACAUAAUUAUGAAAUUAAUUUUAUUUGUAACUCUUAAGUGUUGCUUUAAUGCAUUUUACCUUUAACGUUGUAGCAAAAAAAAGUCACACUUGUGCAUCACUUGCAGCAUAUCUGUGUCACAUUGUUUGUUUCUCAGGACCAGGAUAUGGAUAAGAAAAUUUGCCAAUUCAUUGCCACUGCAUUUAAAGGGAUCAUACGAUAUGUUUCCAAGUAGCCUCUUGCGGGGCUCAAGGGGUUAAAACCCCUUCGAUCUCUUGCCUGAAUCCGGCGCUAGGUCAGGCUCUGCAGAGCAUGAGGACGUCUAGUGUCGGGUAACGGACCAAAGGUCCGUUUCGAUUCUGCAAGCCAUCUAGCCACUGAGGGUAGACUUAGAGCUGCAGUGUAAACAUUGCUGUUUCUAUGGAAUUGCAAUGGUUUACAUUGCAGCACUAGGUACAAAACAAACACAGCACCCAGACCACUUCAGUUAGCUAAAGUGGUUUGGUUGCCUACAGUGUCCCUUUAAAAUCACUAUGAAGUCACAAACAUGCAAGGCGUUAAUUUCACUUGUGUGUCAUACACUGCUUUAUUUUAAAGUGGCUCUGUCACCUGGGGUCUUUGCAUCUAGUGACCUUGCCGCUUUCAGUGUGGUGGGCACAGGGUGCAGUAAAACGUAGUCUCUACUUACCCUGGGAUGCAUAGACAAAUCUUUUUUCCACUCAGCCUUCACAAAUGACAGCAGACAGCUUGACAUCGGUAGCUCCGCCUUUUUAUCAUGCGGAAGAAAAAUACACACGACAAAGUUGUCCGUACUAUGUCUUUUGACUGUGUUGGAAUUUCAGUGAAAUUCCAACACAGUCUUUAUGAGCAUUUUAAUAAAGAUUUUAUCUUUAUAUAUGCUCUUCUAUUUUUAAGGUGGGUGUUGUGUGACAAAACCUGCUUUAAUAAAUGUCAAUGCCUUUUUGUGGGAAUAUUUUGCAUACUAAUCUAGCAUAAACAUUUAUCAUACUGACCUAUAUAAAGCUGGAAUGAGCUGUACAUUAUAUAACUUUGUACACCUGUAACCACUCCACCAACUGGUCAAUCCAAAAUAUAAAGUCAUAAAUAAUGACUAGUGUUACUGCUUCUCUGACAUUCCUCUUAGAAAUCAGGCUCGGACUGGUUGUUUGGUGCUAAGGAAAGGUUAUAGUUAUGGUUUAAUAUAUUCUGAGACGUUCUUUCCUUCAGGAUCUAGGUAGCUUAGAGUAGUAGUAGUAGGCCAUGUUUUUUAUUGUUGUUUUUCAUUUCUGAUCACAUUUUGGAAAAACUCUAACCGUUCAGAUUUCACUUUGGUUUAAGGAGUUGUACUUAAAACAAUGCUAUAUUUCUUUGGAAAGUGAGGAAGCAUGAUUUCUCUGAAUUUAUUUUCCCAAUGUGGAAAUAUGCACUACAGCAAAUUUUGAAGAAGAAAUUGCAUCUGUGCUUGUGUGUGUGUGUGUGUGUACAUUGAAUAUACAGUUUUGUUUGUUUUUUUUGAUUUUUAUUAUUUAUUAAGCAUCAACAAAUUCUGUAGUGCUGUACAAUGGGUGGACUAAGAGACACGUAAUUGUAACCAGACAAGUUAGACGCACAGGGACAGAGGGGUUGAGGGCCCUGCUCAAUGAGCUUAUAUGCUAGAUGGAGUAGGGUAGAAAAGCAGAUUACUAGAAAAGUAUUCACUGAUGGCGUUGGGGGUUAUUUUUGACAGUUGCAGGAGAGGAAUCUGGGUGCGGGAAGGGAAAACCGUUUAAAUUAAAAUUUAAAAAAAUCUUCUCACAUUUUUAUUUUUUGGGUUGUUUUUUUUUAUAUAAUGUCUUCCUCCCAACAAAUACAUUUUUCCCGGGAAGUCAAGUUUUGAAUUUUACAUGUCUUACUAGGGUGUAGCGCCACAUCCGGCUCCUGUCAACCAUUUGAUUUAUGGGGUAAGCGUUUCUUUCAGGUGUGAGAGGCAUCCUCUUGCAGCGGCAUGCAGACCCACUAAAAAAUGGUCCGAAGGGGGGCGGAGCCAACCACGGAACGAGAUGGCCGCAAGCUAAACAAGCUCCUCUCCUGACGGUGUGAAUCCGCGGACAUCGGGCGGAUAAACUAACCAUGGGACACCCUAAAAGAGCGGCAUCCACUCCCCACACCUCCGGUAAGCAGCCCGUGGGAAAAACGGGAGCCCACACCAAAUACUUCCACGAUAAUGCGGAACUCCAGCCCGGCGGGGUAGGCCCAAACAUGGCGCCGGAAUCACCCCAUCACAGCUCCCCACCAUCCAGUCCGGCAGACUCAGAAUGGUCAGGCAUACCUGGGGACACAGAAGUAAGAGAUCUCCUUCGUAACAUGCCGUCUAAGCAAGACCUGGCGAACAUGCUGGGUUAGCUGGAGAUGUCCUUCCAAGGCAAAUUGGACGCCAUAGGAGCAGACAUACGCCACAUGGGUGAUAGGAUUGGGUCACUGGAAGAGGACAGGGAUGUCACCCACACGCAGGUACAAUCCCUCCAGGAAACUAUGAGAGCCCACACAGCCCAGCUAACGGAAUUACAGCGCUCACUAGAUGAUCUGGAUAACAGGGGGAGAAGGAAUAACCUGAGGGUGAGAGGCAUCCCUGAAAAUGACAAUGAAGACAUCAUAGCAACACUUACUGAGCUUUUCAAUUUAAUCCUUGGCAGAGCUCCUGACUCAACUAUAAUAUUUGACAGAGCCCAUAGAGCCCUAAGACCCAGGGGCCUGUCCACAGACAGAUCCAGAGACGUGAUAUGCCGGCUGCACUAUUACAGAUGCAAAGAAGACAUCCUGGCAGCGCUACGAAACUCUACCCAGCCGUUGCUAUUCCAUAACAACCAAAUCAGUAUUUAUCCAGAUCUAUCCUGGCUCACACUACAAGCCAGACGCUCACUGAAACUCAUCACGGACCAGCUGAGGGUGAGGAACAUCAGAUACAGGUGGGGCUUUCCAUUUGCCUUAAGCACCACGAUUAAUGGCACCCAGCACAACAUCCACACCAUACAGGAUGUCCCAAUAUUCCAGAGGGAACUAGACCUCCCCAUGACUCACGUCAGCGACUGGUAUGGCCCGACGCCACCUCAUGGGAUACCUCCGGCGCCCCAACGCUCCCGCUGGCAGCAGGAGACAAGGAAAAGACACACGGAGGCCACGGACACCACAUUCCAAGGGGAUACGAGACCACCUUCCACAAGAAGGCAAUAACCUACUCAACUACCCAAAACAGCAGAAAAUCAGCACGCUAAAGAUACCACAGCUACUCGCAGAUGAUGGAAUUCCAAUUUAAAAAAAAAAAAAAAGGAAAGAAAAAGGAAAAAAUAAAAAAAAAGCCCAGAAAGGACAAAAGCAUUGGAGAAAGGUGACUUUCUAUUACAAGCUUUAUCGUAGGGGUCGGACCCACAUUGGGUAAGAGUCACCGAUGACACUCGCAUGUGAUACUCUUGACUUACCGGGGACCCGAACAGAGAUAAAACCAGUCGAAGCUGAGGCACACUACCUCCCACGAUACCGGGACUUUCUCCCUCCGAGGCACAGGUGGACGAGUUGGGAGAUUCCUCUGCCCACGCCAAAGACUCUCAUGAGGGCGGGUAAUAUGGUUAUUGUUUGAAUCUGUUUAGACACCCCCUUUCUACCCUGGGUUAACACAACUUAACACAAAUGUAUAUAGAUAUUGCAGGGAAGAAUACGACAUGGUGCCCACUAGCCUAAAAAAACAACCAGCAGCGCAGACUAGCGAUAACCACCGCAAGGUAAAAGAUACCGGGGCACUGUACCAUAUGCCACCUAUUACACCUACCUAGCGGCCAUAAUCGACCCAAGCCACAGAGUCGAGAUAGAUAUACCCGAAAGUCUCGGGAACUUAUCUCCCAAGGGCCCUCACAAUGUCCCCCCCCCUUCAAUAGAACCCUCCCCCCCCCCCAAAAUACGAAAUGCCCACUUAAGGGCUACCAAAUAAAAACACAGGCCCUUAGCCACAUGACCGGGCGGAGGGGAAAGAGACGCCAUAAGAGUAUCCCACCUGAACUCCAAGGUGCCCGAAAAGCCCAACACACCAAGCCUUGUCCCAGGGGUCCCAAGCCUAAUACGCACCCGCCCACAAAGCUAAAUGUACCACUUCAAGCGAGGUUCACACCGAACAGGAUAGCGAUUAGCCAUACCCCUCUCUUCACCCACAACUAGACUUGCGGUCUAUUAUAUACCCUCUCCCCCCCCCCCCCAAGAUAAUACUCCUAGGAGUAUGGGCAUACACACACGUAUGCCUAUACCAGAUAUUAUUUGAACUUAGGCCCCUCAGGCCUACACCAAGGUGACAGAUAGGCUCUCGGAGAGAAGGAUCAUCUCACCCGAGACAGUUACCAUAGGUAUUUAAGCACCAGACCCAGGUGCAGGUUAUAAGUCCAAGUGUGUGAUAUUCAUAUGUUUUAUUUUUUUUUUUCUUGUUCUUGAGUGUUUACUGAAAAUUUUUUUUUUUUUACUUGUUUUGUUUGUUGUAUUACUACUUGUAAAUAUCCAAAUAUUUCUAUAUAGACAGGUCUGUGGCCGAGCGCUGGGUGGAGACAAGACACCUACCCCAUUCACCCCUAAAAUAACCGACCAACGAUGACCACCCUACGCAUAAUCACUCUCAAUGUGAAAGGGUUAAACUCCCCAGAAAAACGUUCCCUGACCCUCAACGAGUUGCACAGACUGAGAGCCGACGUGGCGUUCCUCCAGGAAACCCAUUUAAAAAAAGACAAAGCUCCCAAUCUGAGGAACAGUACAUAUCCCACAAGCUACUAUGGCCACUUCGCUGAGAAAAAGACUCGGGGAGUGGCCAUAUUACUCUCCGCACAGGUACCUUUCACACUCAUAGACCAGAAAACAGACGAUUCAGGGAGGUUACUGCUUGUAAAGGGGACCAUGGGACAAAACAAAAUUACCUUUGUAAACAUGUACCUACCCAACACGGGCCAAUGCAAGACCCUCAAAAAAUGCCUAAGAUAGAUAGAGACCUUUGCAGAGGGUAUACUCAUCAUGGGGGGUGACUGCAACUUGUCUCUAGACUCGGCUCUAGACACCACAUCGGCAACUCCUAACAGAGAUGACUCAAAACGCAAGUGCUUCUCCCGCCUCUUAGACAGCUCCCAACUAUACGAAUGCUGGAGAGUAAGUCACCCCAAUAGAAAAGACUACUCAUACUAUUCACAUGCAAAUCGUACCUACUCUAGGUUGGAUAUGUUCUUCCUACCUCAGCGGUUAUUGCAUUUAGUGACAGCAUGCUCCUACGGCCCUAUCACAUGGUCAGACCAUGCGCCCCUGUCUCUUGCCGUUCAUAUACCCUCCCUUCCCCUAAAAACUUACCAAUGGAAAUUAAAUGACUUGCUACUAAAUGACAAAUCAGUGACUGAAAAAAUACGCACUUCCAUUCAACAGUACUUCACAGAGAACUCCUCCCAACAAACCUCCCCCCCAAUAACAUGGGAAGCACAUAAGUGUGUGCUUCGGGGACAGCUCAUAGCCAUAGCCUCCACACAGAAAAAAAGGAGAGACAAUAAAAUUGCAUCCCUCACAAAAGACAUACGGGCCCUGGAGGCGGCCCACCACAGUAAGGACGUCUUCCAGACAUAUAAGGCGUUGCUCGCAAAGCGCACAGAGCUACAACAAAUAUUAAACACACAGGUCCAACGCACACUAUUACGCACCAAACAUUCCUACUUCUAUUCCGGAGGCAAAUGAGGUCGCCUCCUGGCCUCUGCAUUAAAACAAAGCAGACAAACAACUUUCAUAGCAAAGGUUAAACACCCGGAAAAGGGCGUAUCACGAACCCUACCAGAUAUAAUGGAAGCCUUCCACAAGUUCUACACAGAACUAUAUAACCUCAGGAGCUCCCCCCCGCUAGCAACAGACAUUGAACGCUUCCUGACUCCCAGGGUGCAUAAAAAAAUCCCCAGUGAAGCACUGCAAUCCCUAGACAGCCCCUUGACGAGAGACAAAUUCCUUAAAGUAGUGAGCUCUUUGCCCCUGCGGAAAAGCCCGGGCCCAGAUGGUUACACGGCCAAAUACUUCAAAACAUUCAGAGACAUUCUGGCAGAUCCCUUUCUAGACGCCUUUAAUUUCCUCACCGACACCCCAGCCCUACAGACUCCUGCUCUAGAGGCCCAUAUUACCUUAUUGCCAAAGCCAGGAAAAGACCCCACCAACUGUGGAAGUUAUCGCCCAAUAUCACUGAUCAAUGUAGACCUAAAAAUUUUCACUAAAAUUCUAGCAAAUCGAUUACGCACCCUACUAUCCAACCUCAUACACACAGACCAAGCGGGCUUUGUCCCAGGAAGGGAAGCAAAGCACAACACGACAAAACUUCUCAACCUCAUCCAUUUGUCUCAGUCCCACAAUCUACCCAGCCUCCUGCUCUCGGUCGAUGCCGAAAAAGCAUUCGACCGAGUAGACUGGUCUCUUCUUAGAGCCACAUUGCAAGCUAUGGGCUUUGGGCCAAAUUGGGACAAGUGGCUUGGGGCUAUAUAUUCCACCCCCACGGCCAAACUUAAAAUUAACGGACAACUGUCGAAGCCAGUGCAUAUAAGGAACGGCACGAGACAGGGGUGCCCCCUAUCCCCUCUCCUCUUCAUCCUUACGUUGGAGCCAUUCCUUCAGGGGAUCAGAGAUAACAAAGAUAUCACAGGCUUCCGGGUGGAACACCAGGAAUACAAGAUCUCAGCGUUCGCUGACGAUCUACUCUUUACAAUAAUCAAUCCCAGCACAUCCAUGCAGCCUCUCUUAGAAGAGAUAGCCACAUAUAAUAAGAUAUCCAACUUCCAAGUUAACUUUACCAAGAGCGAGAUCCUACCCCUGAAAAUCACCCAGCCACUACAAUCCACACUAAAGGAGAAAUACCCCUUCUCGUGGGCUGCAGCCCACAUCAAAUACCUGGGGGAACACCUAACGCAUAACCUCGCCACCACGUACAACAUCAACUUUCUCCCACUCCUCCAACAAAUAGAAAUAGAUCUGACUAAAUGGCACAAGCACCACUUUGGAUGGCUGUGCCGCAUCAACAUCCUAAAAAUGAACACGCUCCCAAGACUGUUAUACCUUCUACAAACACUACCAGUCCACAUCCCCAAAUCAUUCUUCCAAAAGAUCAAGAACCUCUUCACCAAAUUUAUAUGGGCAGACAAACACCCCAGAAUAGCUUUCGCCACACUCACUAAACCUAAAAGCCAAGGCGGACUGGGGAUGCCACACAUAGAGCUAUAUCACAAAGCGACCAUCCUCACAAGGAUAUAUGAAUGGGCCAACCCACGCCCACAACUACAAUGGGUGCAACUGGAGAAAACCUUUUUCACAACCCCGCUCCAAGGGAUCCCAUGGCUAAACACAGGAUCUACAUCCCUAUCCCCACACCACUCCCGUCACCCCACCAUUACACCCACACUCCGAACCUGGAAGCUCAUGAGACUGGGGACCUCAAUAUCCCCUCAUCCAUCCCCCCUCUAUCCUCUAACAGGAAACAUACAGUUCCAACCCGGGCUGCCGAACCACUCCUUUGACUUCUUAAAAAUACCCCAGGAAACGCCCUAUCUGAGACUCCAUACGGUCUUAGAGGGCGGCUCAGUCAAACCACUCGAAUCCCUAAUGGGACCAGAACGACCCACGACACUACAGAUCUUCAAAUAUGCGCAAUUGACACACUACAUACGAUCCACGCGAUUACUUCUAGCUGGCUCCCGGACGUUCACAACGUAUGAAUUAUAUUGUACCUCCCAAUCCCUCAAAAGAAAGCACUUAUCGAUUUUUUUUUUUUUAUAAGAUGAUUCAAGGGGAGCUUAAGGGACAAAUGCCACAUUACACACAAACAUGGAAUAGGGAACUCUCCACUAACAUUACCCAGGGGGGCUGGGGCAUCAUCUUUCAGGGCAUACAGAGAUCUUCCGUCAGCACUGCUAUCCAGGAAAGCACUUACAAGAAAAUCUCCAGGUGGCAUUACUCGCCCACUAAAUUACAACGUAUCUUCCCGCACAUGCCAGAUACAUGCUGGAGAUGCGGGCAAUUGGGAGGAACAACAGCUCAUAUUUGGUGGCACUGCCCAACCAUACAACUCUACUGGAAAAGAGUGAGGGAGAUAAUUAACACUGUAACAGGGGGGAACUUACCUCUCAACCCGGAGACAAUGCUCUUCCUAUUAUUUUCAGACCCCAUCGCCAAACCACAGAGGGUCCUAACGACCCACCUGCUCACUGCGGCCAACCUCCUCAUUCCAAUACAUUGGAAGGCCUCUAAGGCACCAUCGGUGAGGGAAUGGCUCCAGAAAGUCGAGUCUAUUCGAAUAAUGGAGGAACUGACAGCCUCUAUAAAUGACAAAUACGCCCAAUAUGCCUCCGCAUGGGAACCCUGGUCCAAAUACAUAGACAAUACCACAACAUCAUGAGAACUCGAGUUGCUCAGGGCCGUCUCCAAGACUGCCCAAUGGCAAUGCAUACACCCCCCCUCCUUCACCCCAACCCUCACCCUCCCUCUCCCCCCUCUCCCCAGACGCAGCAAUAAACAAGCCACAGACCUGGCUAAGAAGUUGGGACCUACCAGUCCCCGGUUAUAGAAUUAGGAUUACUUGCGGUUGACAUGCUGUCUAACAGGACAGUCAUAGGGCACAAUAAGACGUAAACACGAUAUCUGCGCUAGUACAGACCGUUCGGGUUGAACAACUCCUUCUAAGUGUAUCUCACCAUUAUACUAUCGAUAUUACUGUGGAAAAUCUAGCUUUUUAAAUAUGAUGCAGCCAGAAUGUAGAACAUGGCAUAAUCACCUUCACGCCUUAAAAGUGAAACUUAAGCCAGCAUAUAGAGCUAAUUGCUUCAACCUUGAUACACCUGAACUGUAGACAUGUAACAGUUGCAAUUGUAAGGUCCACUGGUUAAAAAUUGUGCAUGUAACCACAAACAAGAAUGCGCUACAGUUGAUGCUACUGUUUAAAUAUGUACACGUACGCUGUUGUGGCGUAUGUCGUUAAUACUGUAACCACAUGUGUAAUGAAAAUAAAAAAUGUAAUAAAAAAAUGGUCCGAACAAAAUGUUAAAUGACCGGGGGAAAACUAGGUAAGAUUUAACCCCUUCCACGCCCUAGAGCCCGGCUGGAGGGGAUCCAGAGGGUGAGGGGGACCCAAGGACCCUAUAGAGCCAGGAAAAUGAGUGUUUUCCUGGCACUAUAGUGGUCCUUUAAGUUAGCAGGUUUUUUUUUUUCUCUAUUUACUUUCCCGUUUUUAUACAUUAUCUUUGUGAAUGUUUAACAAUAGCUUAAAUUUUCAGGAUUACGCAAAGCAUCAUGGCCCCUUCAUUAAUUUGAAAUGGUCAUGGUGCCUAGUGUUUUUAUAUGUAGCAUUUGGCUUUAAAACGCAGUACAUGCAGAGAUUAACCCCUUCACUGCUGGAGGUGUACAAAGUUCCGGGUUGGCUAAAGUAAAUUCUUUGCAAAAUUGGAAUCUGACGCCAGCACGUGACACGCGCAUAGUUGUCCCUCAUGACAUAUUUAUGAUAUUACCCCAUAACCCCCUGAAAAGAACUACAGACACCAUAGUUUUGGUAAAAAAAAUGAUCACAGCUUUAAUUAAUAUUGAUAAAAAUGUACUUAAAUAGGCCAUUUUCAAACAAACACUUAGUAUGACAUCAUCCCAUCAAACAUUUUACAUAAGUAUACCCGCAGACAAUGACCCAACCAUAAAUAACAGUAAUACAUCAAUGCAACUAUAUAACAUUGUGGCAGAUUGCCAGUAAAUCGCUGCCAAGGGUUCCCUUUCCCAAAGUAAAGUAGUUCUAUCGACCAUGAGAGUAAAUAUCGCUGGUAUAGCCUUUCCCCCCACACAUUAGUUGAGACUGAAUGCUGGGAGUAGAUAUGUUUAUGGCAAGCAUUCUCAAUUUAUACAUACAAUAAACUCCUCCCUGUGCCUGAGAGAUAAUUGAGGCAGGAAACUUACAACUCCAUUAUCUCCCAGGUACAGAAAAAUAUGAAAAAAUUUCAACACCCCAAAAUCCAUGGAAACGCCUUGAGUCACAUCCCCUGAUAGCCCUGAUUGGAGUGCCUAACAUAUCCAAAAAGCACUCAGAUCGGUUCGGUGGUUUCGAAUUGCCAUCUAGGUACAGUUUUACGUUCAGAAGUGGCUCAGAGACAGAAGAGCAGGCUUAAGAUAUACAAGGACCCAGGAUCAAUUCCCCUGUAAGGCACCUGUGGGGUGGCCACGCCUAGCCUUCUGGCACGGGGAGGACCAUGACCGGGACAUAACAAGAUACCACUAUUCCCCCAGGUUCUGCGCUACCGACAAGCUCAAACCUACCAAACCAAAAACAAACAUACCGUUAAGUAUUCCUCCUGAACUUAACUAUCCCACCUACCAAGCCUACCUACCCCCAAAUUAUCCUAUUCAUCCCCUGCCGCUGUGACCAAACAGGAGAAAUAAAUCCAACAUACUCCACCUAACUGCAAAUUAAAUAGGGAGGGUGGGACAGGCACAAGAAGUUGAGAAUUUAAAUUUAAAAUGGCUUAUUUCCUAAAAUGUUUUGCUAUUUAUAUCAACUCCUUAAGCCCCGCCCGCUCUUAUUAAUCCUCCACUUAAAGUCCUCAUUCUCCAUAUGCUCUAGACAAGUUGUGGAACUGCACUCAGCCCUUCGCCCUGGAAUCCUAGGGUGCUCUUGGAUUAGUCCCAGUACCAAAGAGACCAAAUAUAGCAUAUAUUAGUAGAAAAGUAAUCCAGGCAUUCCAAAAUGUUCCAAAGAAUAGGCAAGCUUGACAAAGGCCCUAAGGGGUCGAAACGUUGCAUUUUGGUUCUUGGGUCCAAUAAAAUUGCCUAUUCUUUGGAACAUUUUGGAGUGCCUGGAUUACCUCCCAGCUCUGUCAGGGCCCAUUCCAUAUAGCUUUGCUGCUCCAUGGGCUUCAUACAGUAUACUGGCUCCAGACAGUGCCAGUACACCCUCAUCCAUACCACCUCUGUCAUUCCCUCAAUCUGUCCUCUCUGAUAUCCCUUCUCCUCUGUCAAAUGGUAUUGACGUCAGCCAGGGAGGAUCGAGCUGAGAGAGAACUUUGCCUCGGCAAGGGAAAAGUAUGUUAUAUGUUUUUUUUAUUUUUUUCAAAUUAUUCACAUUGUUUGGUGUUUGGGUGGACCAGCACAGAAGGGGAUACUGCAAAAAAAAAAUAAAAAAAAAAAUUUAUGAAAACAUUGGUUUUUCGUUGGAGUAACCCCUUAAAAGUUAUACAACCUUAGUUUGUGUUAUUAGAAAAGCUCUUGUGACAGAUUUGCGUUGAAAUUGUAGUUUGAGAAUCCAUUAUUUUCUGAUUAUGGCAUCUUUGGGUGUGGCUCUUCCUAUCUUCUGUCUGUUUAAACAUCAGAAAUGCAGCUUUAAACGAAAGGCUUACUGUGGAGUCAGUCCAGGCUGUUUGUUCAGCCAUUUCCUGACAAGCUUAGAAAAAUAUACAUAUUAUUCUAAGUUGAGUCAUAUUUAUAGCAUCAGUGCAGUAAAAGCAAUGCAGCCAUCUAAAUGUGCUUGCUGCCUCCUGUAGAGAAUCCCUAAUUCCUUGUUUAGUAACUCAAACUAUGCACUUUAGCACAUUUUAAAGUAGAUUUAUCAUCAGGCGUGCAGUUUAUGCACCAUCAUAUAACAUGUUUAAAAAAAAAAAAAAAAGCCUGUUUAUCUUAUCAACUGUCUCUUCUGUUCUAUUGUUGCUGUUGUUUUUUUGUUUAUUUUGUCAUUCUUAAAGGAUAACUAUACGGUCAGGAACACAAACAUGUAUUCCUGACCCUAUAGUGUUAAAACCACCAUCUAGCCCCUCCUGGGCCCCUCAUGGCUCCAUAAAUAUAGCAACAUCUUACUGUAUUCAAGCCUGAAGCUGUAACUCUGCAUGUUGUUUGACCCAGAAAAACAAGCAGUCUGCUUACAUCAUCAGAAGUGGUAGCCUGAUCCAAUCACAGUGCUUCCCGGUAGGAUUGGCUGCGACUGACAAGGAGGCAGAUCAGGGGCAGAGGCAGCAUGAUUCAAACACAGCCCUGGCCAAUCAGCAUUUCCUCAUAGAGAUGAAUUGAAUCAAUGAAUCUCUAUGAGGAAAGUUCAGUGUCUGCAUGCAGAGGGAGGAGAUACUGAAUGUUUGGAUGCAUUUUAGGCAGCCAUGACCCAGGAAGGAUCUCUAACAGCCAUCUAAGGAGUGGCCAGUGAAGUUAUCACUAAGCUGUAAUGUAAACACUGCAUUUUCUCUGAAAAGACAGUGUUUACAGCAAAAAGCCUGAAGGUAAUGAUUCUACACACCAGAACAAAUUCAAUAAGCUAUAGUUGUUCUGGUGACUAUAGUGUCCCUUUAAUUUUUCCAGUGCAUAAAUUUACAACACGUUUGUCAUGCCACAACAGCAUCAGCAGGCUUCUCAAAACACAUAAUGGUCAUGCCAAAUAUAUAACAGCACUAUUCUUGUUAAAGAAAUAUUAAUGUUAGCAAACUAAUUCCGUACAUUGUGAGUGUUUUUAUAAGGAAGUACAUAACUUGGACAUAUAUGUGUUCACUGGCGUAAGUCUGAUUGUGGUAUCAGUAGUGAGACCAAAGGGUGAGUCUGCACAAGAAAUGUUAGGUUAACUAACAGGUAAUAAAAGGCCCUAUAGGAACGGGAGUAAAGAAUGUAUACUCUACAGGCCUCCUUGUGAUCGUAUCGAGUGUCAGAUAAAACUGCAUGGUAAUUAGAUGGAGUUAAGCAUAACCUAAAAAAAUAAUUGUAUAGCGAUAUCCCUGUUAGACAUUAGGAGGUAGAAAACAAUAAAGACAAAGGAAAGUGGUAGAAUUCACAGUAAGCCUAUUGCCUAUAGGAAGGUUGAGUUCUGAGCUGUGAUGCGAUGGCAAUACAUGAGCUGGGGGCUCAGCCUACACCUGUCGUAUGACGGACACUACCCCAGCAAUAUGAAGGACUCAGGUCCCAGACAUCUACUCCCUUACAUAACCCAGAUCAACGUGCCCACAAGUCCCUUCGUGGAUUACGACAAGGACUAGGUCUCGAGGCUCUCUAUCAGGUUGCUUCAUAAGAGGAGUGGUGACCUUCUGAAGUAGUGAGCUGUGAGUAGGGAACUGUCCUGAUUUAGGCCGUGGCAUAGGAAGAUGGUCCACAGCAGGAACGGGCCUUCGUGCUGAAAUCCUUUCCGGGGUGCCCACCUCAGUUUCUGCACCUUCAAUGCUGCGUCAGAGCGUGGCCCAGAAGUCACAGGCUGUUGUUCUAUGUAGGGGUUGUGUCAGCGGGUUUGCCUCGAGUACGCAGGCGACAUUCGGCUUUGGUGUAGAAGUCAGCAAAUAAGGCAUCCGGUUUCUCCGUGAGAGAGCGCAGUGCUUGUCUCGUGGUGCAGGUCCCCUUGUGCUGACCCCCAUCUUGGUUACAGUAAGCUGGCUGCCACAGUUGAGAGGGUGCUUAGUGGUAGCCAGUGUAACACCGAGCAGAGGUUCCGGGAUAUCUGUCAACGGAGGGGGUUAGGAGGAAGAGUGUGAUGGUGAUGUCCUCGGGGUAUUGAGCAGCAAGAGGCUGAGGGGUUGGCCGCCUCCCUCAAGCCAGCUUGUCAGGACACUUGUAGGCCCAGAUCCACCUCCAGUAAAAGCUGUCGGAUUUGGAAAUAAGACGAUUACCCCUGUAUCGGAUGCCUGCCGUUCACAGGGUAUGUUCACUACUAAGAUUCAGGACUCAAAGUGGUAGUUAAGACUGUUUUUAAAGAUUUUCUGAUUGUAGCUCACACGAUGUGCAACCGGUCAGCACGGCUGUUAGGCUCUGCCCCGUCUUGUUUUUUUCAAUGCAUGAAAUAAUAUGCAAUGUUCCUGCUAAAUAUGCUGUGCAUAGGGCAUAAUCAGAGAGUUCAGAGAACCAUUUCCUGUUUCCUUCCAACUGAAAAGUUGACUUGAAACUUUUGAUACAAUUAUGGAAGUGAAUUGACUUGUUUGAGGUGGCAUACCCAAGGAAUCGAUAUUCACAGAGGCAGGAUCACCUACGGACCUCAGAGAAUGACAGCGCUAAAGAAUAGAAAUAUAAUGUUUACUGCUAAAGGGGAUGUUGUGAUCGUUUUACUUUAACCCCUUAAGGACACAUGACGGAAAUAUUCUGUCAUGAUUCCAUUUUAUUUCUGAAACUGUGUCCUUAAGGGGUUGAAGGAACUCUCUAAUAUAAUCACUGCGGCUGGAGAAGUGGCUAUGUGCUUGGAGUCUCUGCACAUUUUCCGUUUUGUUUAAUGUCAAAUAGUUAGAAGUGUUUUGACAAAAUCUGAAUCUUUCCCCAGUACCUGGAGGCCACAUCCUCUUUGACAAUUAUGCAAAUGUAGAUUUUACACUUUUAGGUUAACUAGCCCUCAGUGCUCUCAGGCAAUUUGGGUGAACUUGAUAUUAAUUAUACCAGAAAUAAAGGAUUUAGCUACCUUCCGGUUCUAUACCUUCAGCAAUAAGAACAAACCCUGGCCUACUGGUGUGCCAUUAGUUGGGAACUAAUAUAUCCUAGAUUAUCCUUGUAUAAGCAAAUGUUUACACAAUUGGAACUGCCUGAUUUAAAGCUCACCCCCGCACACAUUUUUAUUUAAUUUUAAAAGAAGCUGUGGAAGGCAAGAGUUCAGCGUACAAACGUCCCAUUGUGCAGCGCUACGAAAUUUGCUGGUGCUAUAUAAAUAAAAAUUAACAAUAAUAAUAAUAAUAUAAAAUAAUUCAAACUGUAACACUACAUUCUGUGUAUAAAGGCAAAUACAUAUUAGCAAUUUUAUAUCAAAGAAAAAUGUAAUAUGUUGAAAUUUCGGCCUCUUAUAAAGGUGUGUUAUCUCCACCCUGCAGGCUGCAUAGAGAUAAGUAUACAUUUGCCUAAUGUUAAUAUAAAAUGUCCUUUGGGAUAGAGCACAAUAUUUGACCAAUGUAAUGGUAGCCAUAAUCCUAAAAUAUGUGAAUUAAAAUAUAUUUUAGUUUAAAACACACUUGCAAUACACCAGCCAUGUUACAAUACAAUGCUUUUUAUCAACCUGCACCACACUCACACCUUUAGAUAUAAGAUGUGAAAAUUAUUUUAAUUUAUUUCAGUACAUUGCUACAAUGUGAAGCUAAAAUAAUUUAAGCUCUUUUUUUUUUUUUCUUUCUUCAUUGCUUGUUACCAUUUCCAUAAUAGUAUUAAAGGAACACUACAGGCACCAACCUGAGGUUAAUACUUUUUACAAAAUUUGCUCUGACACCAAAAAGGUAUUUAUGAGCAUUUCAUGAAGCUAAAAUCUUUAUUAAAACCUCAUAUUGACUGCUUUGGAAUUUCAUUGAAAUUGUAAUACCGCCAAUUUCACAGGAUCUUCCCUAGACAUCAGUGCUGUAUUUCUCCACAUAGUGACAUUAUCAUAAAGCACAGCAAAGAUUUCUGUGAGUUGGAGUUCAGCCAUUUGCUUUUGUAAGUAUAAGCUAAUAAUAUUACUUCAAGUGCACAUGAAUUCAUGGGAUGUCAGCACUACUGUAGAACAUCCUGAUUGGCUGAUCACCUCCUUGUCUGGGACAUGUUAACUAAGUUUAUUAUAUUACAUAUGUUUUUAUAUGAAAGUACAUUAAACAAGAAUUGAUCAGUUCUAGCAUGCAGUGUCACUUCAAAGGUACAUACAUUAUAGGCACCCAGACCACUUCAUCUCAUUGAAGUGGUCUGGGUGUAGUGGCCCUGCCCCCAGACAGGUACUUGACACUUAAAGGGACACUAUAGUCACCAGAACAACUACAGCUUAUUGUAUUUGUUCUGGUCAGUAGAAUCCUUCCCUGCAGGCAUUUUGCAGUAAACACUGUCUUUUUCGAGAAAAUAAUAACUCCACUGGCCACUCCUCAGCUGGCUACUAUAUGUGCUUCCUUGGGCAGUGCUGCAGAGUAAGCAGCACUGCCAUUCAGUGUCUCCACCCUAUGCAUGCAGACACGGAACUUUCCUCAUAGAGAUGCAUUGAUUCAAUGGAUCUCUAUGAGGAGCUGCUGAUUUGACCAGGGCUGUGUUUGGUUUGUGCUGGCUCUGCCCCUGAUCUGCCUCUUUGAAAGUCUAUGGGAAAGCAUUGUUAUUGGCUCACAGAAUCACUUCUGAUUAUGUCAGUAGAAAAUGAUCAAGGCAGUCCAAUAGUUUCCAAUUCUUAAGGCAAUUUAUUUGGACCAGGAACUACAAAGCAACAUUUCAGCCCCAACAGGGCUUUUUUUGAGCUUGAAAAAAGCCCUGUUGGGGCUGAAAUGUUGCUUUGUAGUUCCUGGUCCAAAUAAAUUGCCUUAAGAAUUGGAAACUAUUGGAGUGCCUUGAUCAUUUUCUACAAAUUAUCCGCUUGGUCCUUUUGGGUACUGGGACUUUUUCAAGAGCACCCUGGAUUCCCUAGUGAGGAGCUGAGUGCACUUCCAGCUAUGAUUAUACGUUUUCUGAUUAUGUCAGGCAUGUCAGUUGCAGAGGCAGCAGCAGACUUGAAUGCAAGUAAGAUUUUACUAUAUUAAGGAAGGCUGGGGGGAGGGGGGGUUAGAUGGUGGUUUUAACACUUCAGGGUCAGGAAUACAUGUUUGUGUUCCUGACCCUAUAAUGUUUAUUUAUUGCUGGACAUCCUCAGGUUUAGCAUGAGGACGUGCAGUAUCUUGAAAUAGCACAUAGGAAAACAUUGAUUCUAUGCUUUCCUAGGGGUAUGGCCUAAUGCACACGCUGCACUCGUUCAACCAACAUAAGAGGAGCCUUAUCACCCUGCAGAACCCAGGUACAAGGUAAACAUUUGCCAAACAAUUUGCUCCAUUUUCAGGGAACGGCAUCUAGAUACUCCUGACAUCAUAACCACUACAGCGGGAUUGUAGAGGUCAUGAUGUUCAGAGUAACUCUUUAAAAUUGUCAUAUAUAUAUUUAUAGUUGCAUACAAUAGAAUAACCUAUACAUAUACAGCAUUUUAUAAUUUAUACUGUUCAUAGUCUAAUGUAUGUGUUUAUAAUGUUUUCUAAAUUUAAAGGACCACUUCGGGUACCUUAACUGCUUUAUUUGUAAGAAGUUGUUAUGGUGCAAGUGGGUCUCAUUCACAAAAUAGAGAGAAAACUAUACGUAUGUUUUUCACUCCAUUUUGUAAAUGGGGAACUACUGAUAGGCUGAAAGGGUCAGUUGAAACCCUCAGCCUAUCAGUGGCACCCAAUCCAGGGCUAAUACACCUUAUAUCAUAAAGAUAUAUUAAGUGUGAAAUAUCAUAUAUUCAGUGUCAUAAGAUGUAUUCAGUGUGAAAUAUCAAGAUUGUCUCACUUUACCUCCAUUUGUCUCACUUUACCUCCAUUCUAGCACUGCUUCAUGGGUGUUACUCUUUUUGUAAUAUCCACCUCCUUGUCGUCUUCCAUUCUGCCUGCAGUCUUACUUGAUUUGCCCUGCUUGGGACGCCUUAGCCGCGUCACUUCACACCUAUACUCCCUAGCCAACACUAGAAGUGCUGGAUAAGGAGUUUCCAUAUCAACUGCAGCGCAUGCGCUGUGGUUGCUAUGGGAGGAGAGCAGAGGUACCUCCUGGGGGAGAUCUUUUCUGCUCUUCCUUGUCAACCAAUGCCUCGGCAUGCCUCCACCUGCACUCCACCUUUGUUCUUCACCGAUUUGCCGUGCUUAGGACGCAUGUUCAUGUAGGUCUUCUCUUGUGACGUCGGCAUUCUGGCUUCGUUGGCAGUGUGCAUGCGUCGGAACGGAGUUACAUGAUAUCACUCCAUUUCUAUACUUCUUAGCUGGCGCCAGAGGUCUUUUCUGUCCUCCCUUGUCAGUCACUGUCUCUGUGUAUGUAGAAAGUGCUGUAGAGCAGUGUACCUCAAGCACGCCAAAGUAUGCCAUGGACAUGUUUACUUUAAGGCUGUAAUAGAUUGAAUGCAGUCCUUAAAAUGUGUUUUGUAAUAAAUGUCAGUAUUUAAAAUUGACAACUAAAAUUAAUGAGCUGAUUAGGAUAGAAGUACGCAUAUAUAUUUAAUAAGGUGUCUAAUGCUGGUGGCAUUUAUAAGCUUUUGAUGAAGGUUAAAAGAUAAAAAAAAAAGUAGGUGUGCCUUGGCAAUUGUUCUUUUAUUGAAGUGUGUCUUGGUUCAAAGACGUUUGGGAGGGCGCUGGCUUGCUACUACUGCCUUCCCUUGGGUCUGUGUCACACUUUAAAAUUCAAGCAUUGGCAAUGCCAGUUUGCUGAUAACGGCAAUGAAAUUCGUUUAGAAAUUACAUUUUUGUUUUUUAAUUUGAAGGGACAUUCCACUGCCAAAAUACAUGUAAAAACCCCCCCACCACUUUUAGUAGUUACACCCUAUAUGAAAACAUGCGUGUAUUUUUUUCCUUGGGAGGAUAUCUAAAAACAGCAUGCACAAUCUGUCCAUCUCUUGCUUGCUGCCUUUGCAAACCCUCCCUUUCUAACCCCGUCCAGACUUUCUGUUUAUAUCCAAUAACAGACUUCUCAAUGAGAAGUCUUUGCAAGGCAGGUGCAUUGGGCGAUUGCUGCCUCUUAAAUUUAGCUCCAAUGAGCUAACCAAACCAGGAUGUAACAUUGUCUGUUGUCUUCUUGAAAGCCAGGUGGUGUAACCAGGUAAAUUCAUAAGAGUGUCAAAUUGUAUUGAAACCUGUACUUUUUGUAAAAUGAAAAGGAAGAGCAAAAAGACACACUCUUUACAUAUCAACCAUUUCAGUAAGAUCAAGUGCUUUAGGAGUCUGGAGUGUCCCAUUAACCCCUUAAGGACCAAACUUCUGGAAUAAAAGGGAAUCAUGACAUGUCACACAUGUCAUGUGUCCUUAAGGGGUUAAACAUACUUGGUGAGUGUGCCAAGUUUUGCUUGUUGCAUGCAAGUGAUGUUCGACCAUGCUCUAUGCAGUAACAUUUUGUGACAUACAGGUCCGGUGUGCUCUACCACCUGCACCUCACACCAAAUGAGGAUGUAGGACUAUGGGAGACAGCUAUAGUGUUGGAUGUUGCAUCAACUCACAUGGAGUCUGUGCUUUAAAAACAAAAAAACUGACAAGUUUUCAAGAUCAGAUUAUUGGCACUUAAUGCAUACAAAAUAGUAGAGCACCGUACUUGUCCCUAUAAUGUUAAAAUCCAAACUAGACAUGUUAUAAUAAAUCUAAAAUAGCAGUGUGUUAAGCCAUCAUGCUAUUUAGUCUCCAUUUAGCUGCUACACAUCUGUUCUCUAUUUUGUCGACACUAACCCUACUCUACCACCUACUCUGCAAUUACCGGGCACUAUAAUUUAAAUAUAUUUAUAUAUUGUUAGUACAGCUAUCAGGGUAACGUUGUUCAUGAUAUACUGUGCUGUUCUAUUUUAUACAUGACAUUUAUAUACUUGUCUUUUUAUCCCCUUACUUAUAGCUUGUUUUGUCACCUUACUGCUGUCCAUUGUCCUCAGGAAAUUGGGGAAAUCGGCACAAAACCCUAUGACUGCCAUUUAUUAUUGUCAAUAGAUUUUUGAUUGAGAGAUCUCAUCCAUUUCUUGGUUGAAUGGGGCACCACUGCAGUGGAAUCAGAACUUGUGAAUUUGCUGUUAAUUUUGAUAUGCAAAGAGGAUACAUAUAUAUUCUCAAUAAAUUUUAUAUAUGUGUGUAUAUUAUUAUUAUUAUUUUUUUUUUAAUUUGAUGAAGUUAAGAAUCAGGAUGUUCAUCCACAAAGGACUGUCUAUUUACCUGUUUAGAAUAAUGGACAGACUAAUCUGGCACCAGUUGCCUAGUGAAAAGGUUAUAGUAAUCAUUCCAUUCCACUCCUGGGCUAACAUCAUAGGUGUUGCUAGGGGGGAAUUGUGGGCUGACUCCCCAGAUAUUUGACUUUGUAGCCCCUGAUCUGAGUAGAUCACCGCUCCUUCAGGCUACUAAGGUGGAGUGGGGGAGUUGUGCCACCCCAGGUAACUUUUGAGAUGGCGUGCUGGGGAAGGGAACUUUGCUGCACACCCCUCUAUUAGUUAGGUAGCAUGGCAGGGUCACAUUGAAUACCUGCAUCUACUUGUUCCUGGCUAUACUUUCAUUAAGAACUCAAGGAACAUAAGCAGCAUGUUGUUCGUAGGUGGCAAGCAACAUAUCCUAGAGAGGUAGGGAUACGGCAACACAUCUCUACCUCUCUGUUAGUGUAGGGGUCAUCAAGAUUUGUUUUGGACUCAAGCCCCAGGUGGUGCUGAAGCCUAACAAUGACCUUGUUAGACAUGCUGAGAUUCCAGUGAUGCUGUCUUGUUGUAUGUGUCUCCUAUGUGUCAUUCAUAAGUAUAGUUUCACUUGGGCAAGAAAACAGGCUGUUUUGCUGCUGUUUAUACAGGUUCACCUCUAUUGACGUCCUCUUUCUGUACAGAGUGAAUGAAUGUAAUUGUAGGUUUGCUGAUAAACUGGAAUUUGUUGUUACUCAUGCUGUGUCACUCUUGGCCUGUAUAAUGUGCUGACAUAGGAUCUAAUGACAUAGGUUACGUGCUGUGGAAUGACGCAAUGCUAAACUCCUUCACAUAGACUGUUAAAAUCUUGCAAGUGAGUUGUCAAGUACGAACACAGUAGGGAUCAAACAAUAUAAUUUUUCCUGAGCCGAUACCGAUUAUCUGUCACCUUUUGGGCUGAUUGCCAAUAUCUGGUGCCGAUAUUCUGUACAUUUAAAGUUUAAAAAAAGCAACACAGUUUCUACACAAAUCUUGCAUUAAUUGAACAUUCUGACAGCAAUUACACUUCUAUCAUUCUCUGACAGCCGGUACAUGCUGUUACUGAUAGGAGUGUGAUUGUGGUAGCAAUCAUACUCCUAUCACUGUCAGCCAGCCCAGUGUAUUACUGUUUCAUCUCCAUGCCUUCAGCUUUAGCUCCACAUGACUCACAGAAAGCGGUGGCGUGAGGUCACUAAAUGACUCUUCUUUUGCUUGAGGCUGAAGUUUCCAGAUACAUGUAGUGACUGGGACAGGUGAGUAAGUUAUCGGUAAGAACAGUAAAUUACAAGGCUGGUACAGAUUAUCAUUAAUAUGCUGAAUAUCGGCUCUAAUAAUCGGCAGAACCUAGAACAGGUCUGUCUUUUUAAAAAAAAAAUUAUCUUAUUUGCUUUUGUGGUUCUGUUAAUAGUCAAUAUAAAAGGAGGUCUUUUGCAGCUGCACAAAUGAUUAUGAACAAUUUUUGCCUCGUUAUCUUCUCUCGCCUUUCUAAGUUAUUUUUAUAAACCGUCCUGACUGCUUCCUGCAUCCUAUUAAUAAUAGAAUCAGUGCCCAGGUAGGAGGAAAAUAUUCUCAUCCUUAAAGACCUCCUUGCAAAACCUGCAGAAACUCAGUGCCUAACUCCUAUACAUACAUGCACCUAGAGCAACGGUGGGCACGUAAACACUCAUCAUAUGUUGCCAUCCAAAGAGAACAAAGUCACGAUGUUUUACAUUGUCCAGUCAGUGAAUUUAAUCAUGGUUUUUGGUAGUUAAAGUCUGAUAUCCCCUAAAUGGCAACACCGUGUCCACUAAUGUAGGAUGACUAACACGUAUUUGAUUUGUCAUUGGCUGGUUGAGAGUCAUGACAAAGUAGUCCACGACAGCUGGACUUAUUGAUUAAACACAGGAAACCUGGAUGACUGGCAAAGGAUUAUGGGAACUGACAGUAGCACAGUGGGUGCAGAACUGCAAUGCUUCUUACUCCUGGCUAUUAUGUAUCAUGUAAGGUGGGUGUCUCUGAUAAAUGUGACAAGAUACUGUUUUCAGUAAACAGAAGUUGAUUCAUGAAAAAGACACCCAGGUCUUCCAGUAAGUGAAUCCAGAAUUACUUGAGUGGAGAUUGCAGUGAACCCACAUAGUAAAAAAAAUUAUGUAAAACCUAAUCAGCUGAUUAUAGGUGUCCUAAUCAAAGACACUGUAUUUUUUCCAUUGUCAGGUAUUUUUAUUCAGCAGUUAUCUAAAUAACAGGAAAAGGAGCUGGUUAAAGGUGACUAGUACCUAGAUUUUUGCAUUUGUUUACCACAAUUACAAUACUGAAAACCUUUCAGGCAUUAAUGAUCUCAGUGAAAAUAUUUGCAUCUUUGGAUCCUUAAUACAUGUGAUGACCGUAUAUAAUUAAUAAUUUUGGUAAUAUUUUAACAUGCAAUGUGUCUUCCACAGGAGGAUUUGCUCUUGUUUUCCUGGUUCGAACCAGCAAUGGGAUGCGCCGAGCACUAAAACGCAUGUAUGUGAAUAAUGAGCAAGACCUACAAGUUUGCAAGAGAGAGAUUCAAAUCAUGGUAAGAGAUUGGGUCCUCCUAGUGUAAUGCGCAAAUAAAAAUUGGGUCGGGGGGCGGGGCCUGGCAGCCAUGGCGGCUGGACGUGUUUUCUACGAGCUCCUCCAGCAUAACCAGAUUUAGUCCAGCCACCAAGGUUCUUCAUACCCUACCUUGAGCAGUUUGAAACUCCACAAUGUCCUGCAAUGUUUGACCGGCUUGGGGUUGCAUCCAGCGGUCACGAGCACUACACAGCUGGAGGUCUUUCUGCCGAGAGGGAGCAGGGCCUGGCGGGUGCUGUGUUAGGGAGAGGUGGCCAAUCUCCCGGCCCAACGCGUGCUGACUCAAGCACUAAGAAGAUGCUGCCCCGUUACCCCCAUAUGGACCGGCGGGGGUUAUCCUGGUCCUCACCCAGGGAGCACCUAUGCUCCGCGAGAAAACAAUACCGUGAAGCAUGGCUCCUACAAGGGCAGCGCAGUUAAAAUGGCGGAGGCAGCAUGUUAUCAGGCGCACCAGCGAGCGUGGUCUAACCUGGACACCCUCUUUCACCAGUUCUGUGUUCAACUACGACAUAAGUAUUUCCUUACUGCGCAACAAGCCCCACUGCCUACCACACCUACGAAGGUACCCAGAGGCUCCCAGAACCGAUGAGUUGCUCAGACCCUUAUAGUGGCCCACCUCAAGUGGCGAAGACUGCAUCUGCAAUGGAAGAAAAAGGCUGAACGCAGCGCUACACUAAAGCGGAGCAAUCACCCCCCACAAUCCGGGUUAUCCAAGGGGGCGGAAACCAGAUGGCACAUAGGAUAUAGUGAAAGGAGGAAAGCACUGCCCUAAAGAGAUGUUAUUGAUAUCUUAAAACGUAACUUUUAUUAGAAAAAUCUAUAAAGUGAACAAGAAAUAUACAAAGAAAAGAAAAAGAAAACAAGUAAAUAAAUAAAUAAAUAAAUGAAUGUUGGUUAUAAAAACCUCAGUUUCCCACAAAAGAUUUGUAGGAAAAUAUAGACAAAUGAUCGUAUUUGCUGACACAGAAUCAAAGUUAGCAUUCAAUAUAUUGUAACUAUAUAGUUAUAACAGAAUGUAUGAAUAGAAAGUGCCAGCUGGAUAUGAAUUCAUGUUGCCAAAUAUUGUAAUGUAUCAAUUUGUUUCGAUCACUUGCUGAAUCUAGUGUAGACGGACAAACGUCUGCAUUGUCUUGCACAGUCUGAAUCUUAAUUUAUCUGGAUUUGAUUAUUGGGUCUGGGCUUAGUCCGUCUAAUGCUAGGUUUUAUAUUUAAACAGGAGAUAUGCGGUAAAACAAAUCCGUAGAGAGUCCUUCUCAGUCUGACUCCCUACAAUGUACUCAUAUUCGUCCAGAGGAUAUGGGGAGAAAAAAGGGUCUAUAAAGAGAUCCUCGUCAGUCUGACUAACUAACUGACGUAUGAUAUUCACUCGGUAUAAUUUACAUAGAAUACAAAGAAGUAUAGUAAUUGAGUGUUGUUGUACCGAAUAGUGGAACAGAUCUUACUGUGUCCACGAUGGCAUCUGCUUUUAAACCAAAAAGCUGUGCUGUCUAGUCAGACUCCAAACAGCUAACUGGUAUAUACCUCAAUAGAUAAGAGAGUGUAAAAUCACGGCUAGAAAGUUCUCUAUCACCAGAAGUGUUUGAAAAACCCCUCAGGUCACAGCUAAAAAGAUAUAAAGUUUCUUUUCAUAAAAUAUGAUAGUAUGAAUUCGACUCAAUAUCGUAUUGUGUAAAAGAAAGAGUCUUACUGUGCCUUCGAGGGCACCUGCUUCAAGGUAAAGAGGCUGCGCUAGCUGACUACAAUCUACAUGAAUUCGAGUGAUAGAUAUCGUGCUGUAUAACAAAAAGAAUCUUACUGUGCCUUCGAGGGCCUUCGAGGGCACCUCCUUCAAGGUAAAGAGGCUGGGCUAGCUGACUACAAUCUACAUGGAUUCGAGUGAUAGAUAUCGUGCUAUAUAACAGAAAGAGUCUCACUGUGCCUUCGAGGGCACCUACUUCUGGGUAAAGAAGCUGCGCUAGCUAACUACAAUAUGUAAAUCAAAACUGAAUAUGAGUAAAAUGUCUUGAUACACGUGGUGAGAGACUAAACUUCACUAUAACAUCCAUUAGUGAGGAGUCUCAGCAUACACUCAACCUAACCAUCUAUAAAUCUGAUCAAUUCUAACAGUAAAUCCAAACAGAAAUUGUACGAUCUAAAAGUAUGAUAUGAGGCUAAGGUUGAGGUCGGAGGAUAGAAAUCUCCUACUACCCCAGAUGGCACAUAGACCAGUCCUGGCUUCAUAUUUUCUAUCUGUCUCUCACUUCACUACCUGCUCCUGCCAUGUGUGGCCCAUUGCACAAUAUGAUUCUGUGGGACUGUAUCCUGCCACUGACAGGCAUAAGCUGAAUGGCGUCCAGGGGACAUACUCUUCUUCUUUCAUGCAGUGCUGGAUUUCAAGCCUUUACUCACCUUUCUUCUCCCAGUACUACUUUGGGGCCCCAGUGGUGGCAAUAUUGUGUUAAUAGCUGUAAAUUUAGCUUGGUACUAUAUUUUUUUUGUUCCUUUCUCCUCCAAAAAAUGUGCAGCAUUUAUUUCACGUUACAUUUCAUGCUCAAAAAUCUGCCUGUAUUACAAACUCCUGCUGACCUGUUUCUCUAUGCCUGUGACUUGUUAUCAUUUGCACAUCAAAGAAUUUUUUUUAAAUUAAUUGGGCUAUAUUAAUUAAACUGUGUAUUUGUAUCCCAGUGUGUACUAGUAAAAGAAACUGGGAGAAAAGUAAAAAGGAAUGAAACAAAACACAACAUAAUACUUCCCACAAGCCAACAGGAUAAUUUCAGCUUCUUAGAUCAGUGGUGAGGGCAAGACCAUGAAUGUCAAGAUACAUAGGUGUGAAACCCCCUACAAAUACACACAAUGAAGCACAGUUACCCUUGAUACAUUGGCAAGUACAUAAAAGGUCAUCAUUUGUUCUAAUAGUGUAUAAGAUAGUGAUAAUACCCAUUUGUACUAUUGGUAUCUAUAGUCCAGUUUUAAGGCUAGUGGCUUGUUCAGAUGUAAUAUCCAUUAACUGGCCUUUAACUAAGGUUGCUAGUUCCACAGGGAUUGCAGCUACAUUUUGAUGGACAGUACACUGAUAAAGCUGCCCUGUAGUACUGUAACCGAUUCCUUUUGAUAUAAUAAAUUGACCACCUUUAUGCAGCAUUGGAAUUCUCCGUAUUGCCGAACAGCACUUUUCAUGUGUUGCUGCUUCGUAUGUACGAGUGAAAUGAAUCAGGGUGGAUAUGGUAAUCCUAUCUUUAACUGAAGUUUGUUGCCAAGGAUAAGGAAGGCAUUCUUCCGAGAGGUCAAGCAUCUGUGCUACAGGGGUUAGGUGGUGUUUCUCCCAAAAUGCUACUUUCUUAAAUUAUAACGGAAAUUUCUUUACUUUAUUUUUCCUCCCUUUCAGAUAUUUUGGUGAGUGGUAUAGACUGGAUUGUGUCCAUUAACCAUUUCACUUCCUGUGGGCUUAGGCAUUCUGUGGAAUAUUAAGGGUUCAUACAGCAUUGGUGUUGCUCUGUGUAAUAAAUUACUACUUAAAUAUCUUAACCUUAAAGGCACACUAUAGGCCCCCAGACCACUUCAGCUAUUUAGAGUGGUGUGGGUGCACUGUCCCUAUUGCACUUAGUGCUGCAAUGUUAAACAUUGCAGUUCCAGAGAAACUGCAAUGUUUACAUUGCAGCACUAAGUCUGCCUCCAGAGGCUCUCUCCCAGACAGCCUCUGGAGGCGCUACCUGGAUCCUAAAAGGUUCGGUAACUGACACUGGACAUCCUCACGCUCUGCAUGAGGAUAUCCAGUGUCAGAUUAUUAUUUUUUUACCCAUAGGAAAGCAUUGAUUCUAAUGCGUAUGUGCGGCAUGUGCCGCACAUACGCAUUAGAGCCUGCUUGUCGUGGGACGUCAAAGCAGGCAGCGGCUAAGGCAAGUAGGUAAAGGGUUUUUAACCCAUUAUUCACGUCGGUGGUGGGUGCGAGGGAGGGGGGAGGAAGAGUGGCUAUAGUGCCAGGUGUACAGAUUUCUAUUUCUGGCACUUAUAGUAUCCCUUUAAUAUUGUUGUUGUUUAAUUUUGCUUAAAUCAUUACGAUGCCGGCCUCGCGUUCCAUGGUCUACUACGGCACUGUUUAAUGUUGUUUUUGUUAAUGUUUUCCCUUUUACAACUGGUGAAUCCUCUUUUUAUGUUUUACUCUCUUUCUGUAGAGGGAUCUCUCUGGACAUAAGAACAUCGUUGGAUACAUAGAUUCCAGUAUUAAUUCUGUGAGCAGUGGGGAUGUUUGGGAGGUUCUGAUCCUGAUGGAUUUCUGUCGAGGUGAGGCCUUGGAUUUUGAUUAUCAGUUAUUGACAAUAUUCAGUGACCUGCAUGACAGUUUGAGUAUCUGCAUACACAACCAGCUUAAUUGUAUUUUUAAAAAACACCUAAAUCAACAUUUGCAUCCUCUUUCUGCAUUCCUUAGAUAUUUGCAAGGAUUCAGUUGUCUUUUUUUAUUUGGUGGCACGGUCAAUAACAGAAACAUCAUUCUCCCUUGUUUCUUGGUUGAAGUAGAGUUCAUCAAUCUGGUGUUUGUCUGUCUUUCUUUUUCAGAACAUGUGUAGAAGUUGGGUUCUGGGUUUGCUUGAUCAAACAUAAACAUAAUAGAGAAUUUUGUUUUCACAAAAGUUAAUAUUGCAUUUCCCAACUAAUCUGUGUCUACCACAGAGUAAUUGCACUCGCUCUUAAUUCUCUGGUGGGCCCUCAUGCACAGAAAAAGAUUGACCAAGCACUUACUAUGGAUGUCAUGGAGAUGUUCCUUUGACCUUUGUGGAGGUUUACAAGCAAUGUCUACAUUUUACUAUUACUCUACUACUCAUAGUUGAAGGAAUACAGCAAUAAAGCUUUUUUUUUUGCUCUUUUUUUUUUUACCACAAUCCUCUGAUAUGUUAUCUUGUUUUAGUAUCCAAUAUAAAACCAGGGACAUAGCUAGGGUUACAAAAAAACAACUGGCUUUUGAGCCCAUAAAUAAUUGAGUUACCCUACUUACCCCUGCUCACCUCCCACUCCUGCCUCUCCCCAACGCUCUUAAACACUCCUAUAGACACACAGUUACUUACUCUCCCAAGAGUUCCCACCAUGCAAUCACUGAAGUUGACAUGAUUAAGGAGUGCUGGAGCUUCAGUGAGGAACAUAUCUGCACAGGGUGCACUGUACAUAUAGCCUCUGAGUCCCACAGCAGCCCAGGGCCUGGGAUGCAGAGCUAAAAAUAAUUACCGAUUUUUAGACCAAGGGUUUUUCAGGGGCCUACUCAAGGCUUUAGCCAUGGUCAGUCCCCCCUCCUGAAGCCAAUGUCUACCACGCAUUACCCUUGUAGGUGUAUGUCAGCAAAGCAACCAUGACGCUUUAUCAAUAUGUAUUUAAUCUGCCUGCAGUCACCCCUCUGUUUGAGAUCUGACAUUUUUUAAAAAGCUCCACUUUCUUUUUCUAAACUUUAUCGCCUCAGUGAUGUAACUGGCCUUCUCUGUGCAUGGACUGUCCCUGUGUAACUCAUGAUUUUGACAUAAUAUAUAACAUGUUAUGCAUUGGUAUUGCUGAGGCCACAUUUAUUUUUUCUUAGUGAUCCAAUAAGCCAUGCAUGAAAUUGGGACUUUCUUUCUCUAUCUGCAGGAGGACAAGUGGUGAACUUGAUGAAUCAACGACUGCAGACAGGAUUCACAGAAAAUGAAGUUCUUCAGAUCUUCUGUGACACAUGCGAGGCAGUGGCCCGUCUUCACCAGUGCAAGACUCCGAUAAUACACCGGGAUCUCAAGGUACGCUUAGGUGGAUUUUAUGCACUGGCCUCCAUUAAUGAUUCCCUGGUUGAUACUAAUGUGUUGUUUUCUUUUUCUUCUUUUAUUUCUCUAUGGUCUGGACUAUUAAAGCAUAUUCUGGUCAUAGGCUAGCGCAUACCCUCCUUAUAUUCUAGUUUUGCUUCUCUCUGUCUGUUUCCCUGGUGUGCUUUGACUGCAAGUAUUGGUGUUUUGUUUUCUCAAACCUUUUUACCAGCAGUCAUUUUUUUGCUGCAUUAAUUUCCUUUACCAUUUCUAAACCCUGUCAUCUGUCUGGGGUAUUAGAGGGUCACAUCUGUGUUGGAUUAAUUCAUUAAUCCCCCUCUCCAAGUGCUACAGACUUGUAUCUGUACUUCUGUAUGGAUAUCUUGAAUGUAAUUCUGACAUGUCCUCUCUCCAGAUUACAGUUUGCUAUAGAGUAUUUUAGAGAAUGUAUCAUAUUACUCCAUAUUUGUUUUAACCUCUUAAGGACCAAACUUCUGAAAUAAAAGGGAAUCAUGACAUGUCACACAUGUCAUGUGUCCUUAAGGGGUUAAAGGACUUGGGAAGAUCUGGCAAGAUCUACAAUUUACAAUGUGCACUAGACACAUGUAUGGGUCUUCAUAGACAUUAAAAGUUGCUUAUAGAGAGCGCUCAGCUAUAGGUGCUCGCCAUAAAUUUGACAGCCAAGGGGGCCUUUUUUUCUUCAGAUGUGGUACCCAUGAGAUUUGUGCCCAUUUUCUUAUACAGAUUUAGAUUUUAAUUUAGAGAAAGCUGCCAUUUUAUUAUUAACUACUUAUUUUUGUCAAAUGUUCAUACUUUCCAAUGUCCAUUUUACAGUCUUGUGAAUACUUUAGAAAUAUUGAGUUAUAUAUGUAGAUAACAUCUUAAUCUGAUAGGAACUGGAUUCACAGGACUGUUUGAGUUAAGUUGGGAUUCCAGAGAGUAACAAAUGCACACCCCCAAGAAUAUAUGAAAAUUGUGAAUCAGUAAUUGUGUGUAGAUUAUUUGCUGUUCUUAAAUUGAUACUAUCACUAAAAAUGACUUCAUCUGUUAAAAACAAUAUUGCAGACAAAUUAAAGGACAGUUGUUAAUAACUGUGGAUAACAAUAGUCCUGGAUUUAAGAAUUACCUAUCUGUACCACCAGGGAUACUGACAAAACCUGGACUUUUAAUGAAACCGUUUUGGUGUAUAGGUCACGCCCCUGCAGACUCACUGCACAAUUCUCUGCCAUUUAGGAGUUAAAUGACUUUGUUAAUGCAACCUUCGUCACAGCUCCCUUGCUGUCUCCUUACACAUUUCCCGUAAAGAGAGAUCUAAUAUUUAAACUGUCUUUAUUGCACAGUCUGUCUAAUUUUAAAUUUCUCAUAUGCUAAUCUGUUAAUAAGCUGCUAGUGCAUGCAGGAGCCUUAUGUAUGUGAUUAAAGUUCAAUUAAUAUCUCUAUCAAGUUCUUGCUUUACAGGUGGUUUACACAUUGUAUGUGUAUGUAUGAAUAUGUGUAGUGCACUCAGAAAAAAAGGCACAGAUAGCCUGAUGUAGGUAGGAUCUCUAGACCUAACAGAUUCCCUCUUCUGUCUACCCACUUCCUCCAGUGCUUGCCCUAUGAAGUAGAUGGAAGCUGCAGUAUGCAACAUAUGUCUCCUUCAUGGACAGCAUGCUUUCCAUGCCUGCCGAGGGAUGUACAUAGGCCAAUCUCAUUCCCGUUCAGGACUGUGUGUGAGAUUAAGAGACUUUAUGGAAUAACAUACCAUCCAUGCACUAAAGGCUCUGAAUAUUCCGCUUUAUAAAAAAAGCAUAUUAUUAGCAUUAAUCUAGUAUGUGUUGUUUAAAACACCACUAAAGACACCCAACCACUUUAUCACAAUGAAGUGGUCUGAGUGCAGUGCUCCUUUCGUUUUAAACCUGCAAGGUAAAGCAUUGCCGUUUAGUAGUACACCAUUGCUUACAUUGCAGGGUUCAAUACACUUCUAGUGACUGUCUUCAUGACUGCCGCUAAAGGCGCUUGCACUGUUAAAAGUGAGUCAAACUCUGUUCUCCUAGCUAACCGCAAUUUCUUCGGAGGAGCAUAACAUGGGGCACACAUGCAGUUUUUUUCCCCAAUGCUUCUUUGUAAGGAGCAUUGGAUUAGAACAAAAUAAGAGCCUGCUUGACGUUGCGGGAAGCGGAUCGUGCAUGUGCAGGGACUGGAUCUUUUGUGUUUAGAUUGAAGGGGGACCCUAAGCUAAAGGCACAGGAGAACACUAUAGCAGUAGGUUUGUGUUCCUAACGCUAUAGUAUUUAUUUUAGUUGUUGCUGCAAGCCCUCUUCAUAUGGUGCAUCCUUCAGAGAGGAUGCAAUCCCUGGCACCAUUAACUGGCACCGUGCAUUAAGACAUCACUAAGCUGUUCAGUCCUUAUGUAAAUCUUCUCCUGCUAGCACACAGGAAUUUAUCACUUUUAGUCACAGAGAGAUUUGUAAUCCUGUAGCUUCGAGACGUGAUGAAGGCUCAUUUUUAUUAAUGGGAUUCAUUUCCAUGAUGUGCUAAACAGAGGAUAACUGCACAAAGAUCCUUGUGGUUACAGAUACAUUUCUUCAUAAAUAUCUUGUCUUCCCCUUCUAGUAUAUACCUUUACAUCAUUUUCUGCCUCAGGAGAAUGUUUCAUAUGAGUUCAUAUGCAUUGUUCUUAUUGCCCCUAGUCGUUUAAUCAUCAUUGGUUCGUUAAUUAUUAUUGACUAUGUACAAAUCACUUAUUUACUUAAAAUAACUUGAACUUAAAAUCGUUUGUUAAUUAUCGGACAUGAUUAGUGUGAUUCUAAAAUACUGUCUACUUAGUACAUUUUAUUUAAGGAUAUUACUAGACAUCUAUAUUGUGCAACAAUCAGGAUGUAAGAGAUACGCUUUCCUAAAGAUUAAUCUUUUUUCCCCAUAAUUGAAUCUAUAAAAUCUAUUUACCCUACCAGGAAAAAUCAUCACAAUGUGUAUUUGAACCCAUGGAUACAUGGCAGCUAGCUAGCAAGUGUUGGAUAAAACACCUGUAUGUAUGUGUGCUGUUCAGAAAUACCUGAAAUAUUGACAUAAUUUGACACCAUUUUAUUUUUUUCCUUCAUCCUUUACAUAAAUAUGGUAACAAUAUUUUUGAGGCCUGAAUGAAUGGGUAUCUGUCUUUUAGGAACCUAUUGGCCAAACAACCACGUUCCACAAGUACAGUUACUGAAAGAUUUAUGCUAUAUAGGACAGUGCAGGUUGUUAUUGCAGCUUGCAAAUAAAUUAUUGCAGCAUGUCUUUCAAAGCCUUCCAACUUUCAUUUAGCUGACUGCUAAUAUGCAAUAUUUCGCCUCCAAAAGUUGCUGUAGAGAAUGGGAAUGGCAAGGCGACUUGCAGAAGACCUUGUCAAGUGUUACACCAGACUGGCACUGACCCCAUGUCUUUGAAUAGAACCAAAGAUUCAGCAAUUUGCCUGGCUAAAAAAGAGCCGAAAACUUAGCAGUCCAAUCCCUGUAAGUUCCUACUGGUGGAAAGACUAUAUACAAAAAUGUGGGGAUUUCUGUAUGGUUCACUAUGUAGGGUUGUAAAUAUACUCAAAGUAAAACUGACCGUCAGUGCUUUAUCCUCUUAGUCAUUGUUUCUUUAAUAAUCCAAUGUGCUAGAGUACAGUAGCAAAACAUGUGCCCCAUUGCAACUAUUUAUAAACUGUUCUGCGUGGAAAAAAAAAUCACAGAUCUAUUUUAAGUAUAAUGCAGUCUUUAUUUUGAGCAGUUUGAAUAUUUUUCCGCCUGUCUUUGAGAAUUGUGGCGCGUUAUCCUCACUGUCUGUGUGUGUUUGUUACAUACCUGCACAUAUCUGCCAGCUUGAAUAUCUGUAGACGUUGUUAUUCAAGUGCUGUGUAAUUAUAAAGGCGCAUGACACAUCAUCUAAUAUACGUAAACAGUAGUCUAAUUAGCAGUGCCCAUGGAGAAUAAAACGACUGCUAUAAGAUUCCCCAUGCUGAUAGACAUUCGAAAAUAAAUCUUUAUUUUACACUAAUUUUCCUGCCACUCUGUCAGACGGUUAUCUGAAUUUACAGCUCCGCUACGAUAUUGCAAGAUGCACUUAUUUCAGAUGCCCGUUUAAAAGUAUUUUUCUUUAAGUGGGAACAUCUCUAUAAUGACAGUAUUCUGAAUGACACUGUUCUGCUGACUUUAUAAAUCAUGUCUAAUCCUUUUUAUUUGGCUGGGAUCUGUUGGUACAAAAAGCCUGCUUAUUAAAAAAAAUAAAAAAAUAAAAAAUAAAAUACAAGUAAGCUAGUUUUAUUCCAUAUUUCAAUACAGAUAAAUAGGUGCAGUUUAAACACUUUUAUUUGAUGAUUGUGCUUAUAUACAGUAUUUUCAAACAUGACGGAAACAUGUUGGUACCCUGUAGUGUUGGUACUGGGAAUGCUAAGGAUAAAAGAUUUUGGAUAUUGGUUGCUUGGGGCCAUAAAACUCCCAUAGCUUUUGUUAGGUGUAUGCGCUAAUCUAUGUAAAAUUUAAAUAAGCCCUAGUGAGCAUGGCCCUCGCACCAUCUGUUUCUGUCUCUUUCAAUAUGUCACAAAUGCAUAUACCUCCUUACUGUACAACCAUGGCAUUGGUGCUCUGCAAAUUAUAAUGAUGAAUAUUCAGGAUAGGUUGUUAAAAGCUUUAUUAUUUGAUCUCCAUGAACUAUAUAUUUGCCACGUUAGGACUUUAUGCACGUAUGUGUGUACAUACAUGUACAAAUGAAAACAUUUGAUUCAAACACAAUUGAAAUUUAUGAUAUACCGGGUAACUGCAGGAUUAUUUAUUAAAGUGAAACUUGUCAGGAAUUCAAAGUGGCUACUCUGGCCUUACAUUUGAAUUCUGAUUUAGAUCAUGUUUUCAGUUUGGCUAUUUUUACUAUAAUUAAAAAUUCACUAUGAAUAUUCACUUUUGUGACUAACCAUGAGUUUAUGAUUAUAAUAUAAACCUAAAUGAGCUUUCUAAUAUUAAAAUAAAUAUUUUUAUUUUGGAUGUUAGUGCUCUCCCUCUUUAAUUAAAUUCUUUCAAACAAAUAGGUUUAAUUCAGCUUCAGAGCGUUCUCCUCAGUGCAUCUAAUCUGCUCCCAAUGAAGUCAUCAGUACUGAUGACCUCUUGUCCAAUCCAGUGCUUCUCCUGUAGAAGUCCUGGAGAUGUAGGAUGCCUGCUCCGCAGUAGCGUUUCCAAACCAGUGCUUCUACUAUGGAAGCAUUGAAUUAAAUACUUUUCUUUAAUGUAUAUCAAGACCUUAAAAUAAAAGGCCUUGAAUGAGAAUGCAAUUCUAGUGACUGUUAGUAUUACAGCCACUUGAGGCAUGGUUUAUGCAAAAAAAAUUAAACAUGAUCGAUUUUUAGAAACAGAAAUGUUUUACGAACACUUAGCAAAGUACUAUCUUCAAACUGAUAUUAAUACUGUCCCAGUUACAAGUAAACUUUUCAAUUACGAACAUUACUUGACAAUUUUAAAUCAUUUGUAAGUUGAAUUCGUUAUUUAAAACAGCAAACAAAAAAAAUGACAUCUUGCCAAUCAUUGAGUACUGAAAGGCUCACCCCACCCCAUUCAGUGGGCUUUAAACACCAUAAACACUACAGUUCAUUGUAGUGCUUGUGAUUCAGCAAGUCUUUUGUUGUUAUCCUAUUGCUCAGUGUCAAACUGUUUUACAAAAGCCAGAAACAUGAGCUAUCCUGCCACAUAAACCCCUCUGCUGCUGCUCGGCUAUGAAGAAGUGGAAUUCUAUACGGGCUAGUCCGAGUUUAGAUUGCAAUAAUAGGCUGAGAGCACAGGGCUAACACAUAGUUGGAUGGGUUAAUGCGGAAGUCCACUUUGGCAAUACAUGAAUUGCAGGUGGAGGGUUCUAAUUUAGGUGUCAGAACAGCCAUGGUCUUACCUAACCACAUGAAGGGAUGGAAACCAAGUCCUUUGCCCUUUAAACAUUACAGUGUGCUGUAGUGCAUAUAGCACUUAGUCUGUCCCUUUGAAAUAAGUUUAGUGACUUCUUAUAAACAUAAGUACAUGACAGGACUUUCCUUUGGGUGAGGAUGAUGGGUAUUUGAAAAUGUUCCUCAAUUGAAUAUGUUGGACAGCACUGAGCUACUUCAACCACAGCUCUGUGUGAAACUGAAGUCAGUUUAGUGCCUGUCAAAGAUAAUGAAAUGAAGGCACCCCUCAGAUAUAGAACAAGCGAGAAUUUGAAGUGAAAUUACAUUUCAAAUUUAAGGUGAAAACAGCUGAAGUAAAAAUGUUCUCUGAGGCAGCCAUACUUCUAGUUUGGCUACUACUUUGGCCUUAAAUUUAAAAUUCACUUUGAAUUCUCAUUCUAGUAAAUAACCCUGAAAGUUUCUUUCUUCUAUAUUUUUUGCUAGGCUAUUUAGCCUUUUACCUUGCUCCUUUUCUACAGACAUUUUUCCAGUGAACUGCAACCUGCCUAUCAUAUGAAAACGCACAACCAGGCUAAGAACAGGACUGCUGACUUUUGUUCGUAAAUUAUAUAUCCUAGCAAUCAGUGUCACUUAGUUCGUACAAAAGCUACUUGACACUACAAGAAAACAUGUUACAGGUUGUUAAACGCUAUAUAAGUAGCUUGCAAACUGCUUACAAUUAUCUUAAAUUGAAUUUCUGGAGAGUAAAACGGCAAGUUAAUUUUCUGCAAUCACAUCUGCCAUAUAAACGCACUCAACCACAGUAAGAGGGAAGAGAAAGGUAAAUCUGUGAAAAACGAACUACAUCGACAAGCAGAUACUGUGAUGAUAAUGUAUACUUCAAGUCAUGCUUCUGUUUAACCCAACCAUAUGGCCAGAGGAUUAAAGGUGACGUGUGCUUGAAGACCCAUGUCUGCUCUACUCUCCAUAUAUUGAAGUAUCCUCUACCAUAGUCCAAGCACACAACCAUUUCCAGGCUGACUUUAAGGAAAAUUCUGGAGAUGAGUCUGUUAGAUUAUUGUUUUGGAAUACUUUUGGGUAAUUCUUUAACUUUAAUGAUAUAUAUAUCUGUGGUUGGUACAAAAAAAACCAACAAAUUAGUAGAGAGGAUAAUGUAAGUCAGUUGGGGUGUGCCGAAACCAACAUUCGGGUAGACCUGUAAAUAAAAAGGGCAAACCUAUGUAUAAUUCUGAUAAGAGGGAGAGGAGAGUCGGGCAAGGUUUGGACACAGGCAGCCAGGAGCAAAAAGGGCUCGACAUUCGGGUAGACUUGUAAAUAAAGCUUGCAAAACUAAAUCCAUUGAGAUGCAAUAGAAUUUAUUUUAAUGCACAUGUUUAAAUACCAUGGUCAUGAAAAGCUUGUCUUGGUAUAUACCUACAAUAUGCAACUGAUUUGUAUCAGCCUAGUUUUUUUAUGAUGUGCAUAGGUAUGUUUUGUCUUGAAGCUGCCGAGGCUGUCCCUAUUCUGGAUGAAUGCUGUGAAUAAGCUAAAGGGUCCAACCCUAAUUUCAUGAGGAUUUAAUUGAUGUAGAACAUACAUUUGGAUGUAGUAAGUGGUCAGCCAUUUAAAGUGAAGAGAGGAUAUUGAGGAGGUUUGUCUAUUAAACAGGAGAGAAACCGAUCCAUUACUCCUGCUGGAAUAUUGGUGGAAUAUUGGGGAAUUUCGGUGGGGGGUCCGGUCUGGUUUGUCUUGGUAAAAGUCAGUGGAACGUCAACCUGGUUCUAGGACCUAUUCAGAUAUGGGAAUGCACAAGUCUUUGGAGGCUAAUGGAGGUAGUGUAACCUUUCUCAACUGUGCUAGUGCUGCAACAGCUUUAGCAGAAAACAAUUUGUGAUAGUCAUAAAAAGAAACCCCUCCAUACUUUUAGCCUGGAUGACAACUUGUGAUGCUAUGAGAAGAGACCCCAAAUUGACAUCUUUCUCUUAUAAUAAGACUUUCCUAAUGUUGCUGUAUUUGAAUUAGUAAUUGCGUGACUUAUCACCCUGUGAAAGAUUUGGAGGAAGGAGAGUUGGAGGAAGGUUAGUAGGAACAACAGAUUAGGCAGCCAAAUUGGCAGAUUCUAACGUUUCAAGUCUAUUAUUUAUAGAGUUGAUUGAAGUUGUUAUGGUUGAUAGCAUAGUGUGCAUCUCUGCCAAAUUGCUAGAACUACUCCCUUCCUCACUUGUACCAGGUCUUGGUUAAUCUGAUUGUGAUUUUAUUAGAUAGUAUAAUUUCCUGUCCGUAGCCGAGAAUGAUAUGUUUUGCCUCCGUAGCUCUGCAGUGAUUUUUGGGCCUGUCUAGGAACUGAUAGAGCUUGGACUUGCAGACAUAUCUCUGAUAGGUACACCAGUUCUGGCUGGGGUGCUAGGGAGGGGGAGAUUGUCACCUUAACAUGAAGAAGACAUGCUAAGAGAGAAGGGAAUUGACUUAGAGAUAUUAUAGUCACUAUAACCACUUCAUCUCUUUGAAUUUGUUAUAGUGCCUGUAGUCUACUGGUAUUAUUCCUCUAAUCAGUGUUAAACUGCAUAAAAGCAGUUUAACAGUAAAUAAGUGUCCAUGGCCACCCAGAGUCUGGCCCCUUCUGGAGGUGUGCCUAAGGCAGAGAUUACAAUCUUCCUUGAAGUCCUACCCAUUCAUACCUUCAGUUGGAGUUCUGAAAGGCUAAAAGCAGUCCGCUGAUUGUCUUAUACAAAUUACGGCUACCCAUUGCUGUUUAGACUAAUACUUCCUUAUUAACCAAAGCAGCACUGAUGGGAUAGACUGCUGGGGACUCUCGUUUAGCGUUAAAACUUAAAAACUGUUUAAUGCUGAAUGAAAUUAUGAUACCAGGGGUCUCCAUACACUAAAACCAGUUUAUUGUUUUUAAGCAGAUCCAAUGCAUACAGUGUCCCUUUAAUUAUUGUAAUUAGGACCUUCCCUCCCCCAGUCGUAGUACGAACUGACUGAUUGACUAAUACAAAGAGGUAAAAAAAUGAACUAGUUGGGUGACUAUUGAGUCCCUGCCAGAUUCCAAGCUUUGAGAGGCACUAUCUAGGAUUUGGGGCAGAGGGCAACUGAACAAUGUGGCGUAGUGUGAAAAGGCAUAAGUUAGAAUGGCCGUGACAGGUGAGGCCCUACCAAUGCAACCGUGCAAGACUCCAACUAUGAUUGAACUAUUGGGUGAAUUGGUUGAUCCCGAAAGACCAUUUUGCUUACAUGAAACCCAGUCUAGCUGGGAAUCUGAAUUCCGUUUUAGUGACGGUGUGAAGAUUUAAAAAAAAACAAAAAAACAAGAAAGAUACAAAGAAAGAAAGAGAAAACUAAAUAUUUACCCUAGCAACAUGGCAUUAGUCAUUUUAUGGUAUUACAUAAUCGCAAAACAUACAAAAGAACUUGCAAGACAGAUCCUCGUGAAUCUUCAAUGGCGCAUACUUUCUGCUGUCCUAUCAGUUGAUGCUUCAAGUAUAUUUAAGAUUAUUACUAAUCAAUUUGUUUUGUUACAUGUCUGUUUAUAGGUUGAGAAUAUCCUGCUACAUGACCGUGGUCACUAUGUCCUGUGUGAUUUUGGAAGUGCAACAAAUAAAUGCCAGAACCCUCAGAGUGAGGGGGUCACAACAGUUGAGGAGGAGAUUAAAAAGUAAGGCUAAGCUGAAGAGGGAAGCCAAACAUCAAUUUUUAUAAAGUCAGUGUAUUCUCAUAGAAAGAAAGGCUCUCAUCAGACUGAAUAAAACUAGCAAUGAAGACUUUUGUCCUCUACCUGUGGACUAUGGCAGCAUCGUAUAUGGAAUCCUUGCAAGAUGGCUUGUGAUGACCAUAGUUAUAGUGCUUGGAGUGCCCCUAUAAUAACAUGUAUUCCUUCCAUUGGCAAGCUAUUCAUGUACCGUUCUAGAUUAUCAGUAAAAAAAUUUAAAUAAAGUUUAUUCCCUCAUGGUUUCCGCUUGAGUACCAAAGCAUAGCCAUGACUGGUUUAAUAGAACACAUCCAAUGAAUGAAUCUGUAUAGCAUAAAGUCACAAUGUUUCAGUAGGAUAGAACAUAUAUUAGUUGAUACAGUAUAUAUGGGUAGGUCCUUACAUUGUGUAGUAUGAUUAUGAAUACUGACAUAUUUUGAUGCAUCCAUCUGCCUAUCAAAUCAUGCUUUAAAAAUUUAAUUUUAAAAUGUACACAUCUGCAGCACUGGGUGAGUGUUUGAUUGUAUAAAUCAUUACAUGCACACAGUAACACAUUCAAAUUGUUCUUGUUUUUCAGAUAUACAACCCUCUCCUAUCGUGCUCCUGAAAUGGUUAAUUUGUAUAGUGGAAAAACAAUCACUGCUAAAGCUGAUAUAUGGGUUUGUUUUGAUUGUGUUCCCUGUCCUUCAUGUUUUUUUUUUUUUUUUGUUUUGCUUUUUUUUCUUUGCUUUAAUAAUUCAUUAUGUUUUUUGGAAAAAGAUACAUUUGAAAUUUUACAUUCUAUACAAGAAAUCACUUUAAGUACAUGACUUGUCUUUGUACUAUGACACCGUUGCUCACAUUUUCAUAUCAGAGCAUGACUUCGGGUUUAGAAAAAUAAAGAAUUGUUUUACUAGACUUUAUAUGUUUUCAUACAGACCAUAUAUAUGUAUUCAUUUUGUAUCUAAGACUUUUUUUCCUGAGUGUUCCUGCAUAAGAACGCUACAUGACCUAGAUGUUCUGCAUUUCUUCCCUAUUCUGAAGGCGCUGGGCUGCCUACUUUACAAGCUCUGCUUCUUCACACUGCCAUUUGGCGAGAGUCAGGUUUCAAUCUGCGAUGGCAAUUUCACCAUCCCGGACAAUUCUCGUUAUUCUCAGGACAUGCACUGCCUAAUCCGUAAGUUUCAUAGCGUGUCUGCAUAAAUCAUUACUUAAUGUUUUAAGGCUAGUUAUGGCAAAACCCUUCCUUUUGCGAUCUCUCUUGCUGAAUUUUUUUUUUCCUCCUCUUUCUCGAUAGAUCUGAUUUUUUUUAUUUUUUUUUAGGUAGUUAGAGAUUCAGUAUAGAUAUCUCUGUGACAGGAACAUAUACAUAUUGUGCUUGUUUAUUUGUUCCAAUCAGGGUAUAUGCUUGAGCCAGAUCCUGAUAAGAGGCCAGAUAUAUAUCAAGUAUCCUAUUUUGCAUUCAAGCUAGUGAAAAAGGAAUGCCCAGUCCAGAAUGCGCACGUAAGUACUCAUAUUAUGGUUCCGGUGGGACACAUUUCUGUUGCUCAUAACUCACAGUGCACAGUUAUCUGUGAAUGAACACUACCCUUUUAUGUGCUAUUUCUGUAGGACUCUGUGAUCCCAGCAAGGCUCCCAGAGCCAUUUAAAGCUGGAGAAGCUGCUGCCAAGAAAACUACUCCCAAGGCUAGGUGAGUUCUGUGCGCCGUGGAUGAAAUUAAUGCCAUUCUUUAGCAUGAGAGUUCCCAGAUUUGUGUUGUCCAUAAAGUCUGACAGUGAUAGUUCUACUUCGUUUACUACUUUAAUUUUAAAUUAAGUGAUCUCCUCUGACAUCCUGAGAUAGCUCUGCUGUGACAAAUCAUUCUUCUUAUGAAGAAUCCUAGUGAUUUGCAUUAAUCCUGCAAGCACCAGUCUGAGUACAUUUUGGGUUAGAGGAUUUUUUUUCUUAGUAUUAUUAUUUAUUAUACAGUGACUGAUUUAAUGUUUAGAGCUUAAUUUCAAGCAAGCGUACUUUUUAGAUGACCAAGUUAACGUUAAUUAGUGUUCUAUUUGUCAGUGUUCUAAGCUUCCCACAAGUAACAUUUUGCUUGCUGCCGUUGUGAUGGUGUUGAAUCUAUUCAUAAUCAGCAAGUAUUUCACUUUAGGUUGUUAUUAAUUUACAAUGCAGCAAUUGGAUCCCUCUGCUUUUCAGGCUAACAGACCCUAUUCCAACAAUGGAAACUUCCAUAGCUCCACGGCAAAGGCCCAAAGCUGGACAGACGCAACCAAAUCCAGGCAUGCUUCCUAUUCAGCCGGCCCUUACACCACGUAAAAGACCAACUGUGCAACCAGUUGUUCCUAACUCAGGUAAUGAAUGGAUAACUUUAUCACGCCUACAUGUAUGUAUUAUCUUUAUUUUGUGUGUAUAGAGAGGUGAACACACAGGUGUUAGAGUGUGUUGGUGGAUUUUAGAUCACAUAGCAGGACUUUGUAUUUAUUUUGUAUUGUAACUUUAUCACGCCGCCUUCCAAAUAAUUUCCAAUGUCCCACUGAAGAAAUAUUUGUAUUUAUAAAUAGUAUCUAUUGAAACCCUCAAACCUCAUAUAUUUUGAGUGCACGUGUCACUAGACGUGGCUUUUGUUCUUUUAAUAUGUGCAAAGCUUUCUAAAGCGCAAUGGGGGUCACACUUUCCUGCGUACAGACUCACUCAUUAUGGCCCUUUCAUAUUUUAAUAUUAUUAUUACCCAAAUGGUAAACUGUAUAGUUUUGGGAUCCGCUUCACUCUCUAUUUAAUUGUAUCACCUCCCUUCAUAGGUGUAGCUGCCAGUGUUCAGGCUCCUGCACCUUCACCAGUGCAGCCUGCUGUAAAACCAGUGGCCCAACCCCAACUGCAGGCUAAGGUGGCACAACCCGCGCCGCAGGUUACCAUACCAGUAACUACCGCUCCACAGCCAGCGCCACUGCAAACACCAACACCAGUACCUGCACAGCCAGUACCACUGCAACAACAGCAGCUCUAUCUGAAACAGCAACUUCUACAGCAGCAGCAGGCAGCUGCCUUAUUCCAACAGCAGCAGAUUCUGCAGGCUCAACAGGUAACCACAGUGUGUGUGUGUUUUUACUAUGUUUAUAGCUAUACUCUAUAUUGUUCAUGUUUGUAAAUAGAUUGCAGGACUUAGUUUAAUAUUCAUAUGGUUGUUCUGUUCAUUGACAGUGUGACUGCAUUACCGAAGACAAUUCAUUAUCCAGCAACGUAUUAUCCAGCAGCAUUACUGCAUACUCUGCCUUGUUCUCAUGUAAUCAAUCUUAAUUUCAAAAGGUGGAUCUUUCUAAAUAUCUGACAAAACUGUCCGCCAGCUCUGUCCCCCAAUCCAUGAUCUACUGUACUUGGAAUAGUGUAUUGGGAUAGUGUAAAUUUUGUGAAUGUUUAGAUAUUCAAAUCAAUAAUCACUAUUCAUAGUUUUCAGGACUGAGAAUGUGAGGGCUUUAUAUAUAUAUAUAUAUAUAUAUAUAUAUAUAUAUAUAUAUAUAUAUAUAUUGUGUGUGUGUGUGUGUAAAUUAUCUCUUGUAAUACAGUAUGGUCUAAAAAGCAGACCCCUCGGGGUUUAAUUAAUUACACUUAACCUGUAGUUGUCUUUGUGAUUGAUAAAAGGGUACGCAGGAUGUAGUCCAAUAGCAUUUGUGUUUCUGCAUUUCAUCACUCCUGCUCUGCAGUCAUACUAAUAUUUAAACAGCCUAAGUAUGCUUGUCGCGUACAUAUUGUUGUUUGUCUGGUUUCUGUGUCCAUCUUCCUUGCUUGUGUGUAUAUAUUUGUGUAUAUGCUGAUCUGGAUAUUUCUGUACCAAAGAUGCAGGCAAUGCAGCAACAGCAGAUGCUUCAAGCAUACUACUUGCAACAACAGCAGCUUCUAGCUCAGCAGGCUGCCAUGCAGCAGAAGUCGGUGGUACAAAAACCUUUACCGAACCAGCCUCAAGUUCUACCGACUGCUGUUCAGCCAUCAGCUCCCCCAGAACAAAUGGUAAGUCCUUCAUUCAUCAAUAUAUGCUACCUAUAUGUUGUACCUAUACCAGAAGUAGAUCACAGCCUGACUUAAGAGGCGGUAAAUGUUUAGGGAAGGAGAGUUACAAAUACUGCAUUACUGAGGUUGUUAAUGAUAUAUGGAACAAACAUUCACUAGAAGUAGUAUCAAAAAUAUACAAUAAAGGGGCAGAACAUAGCAGAUCUUUAACCACCCACUCUCGGCAUAACCAAGUAAAGAAUGCAAGUAGACUAUUCAUUAUUCAGAUGAGGUGUGGAUCUCAAUAAAGGGCCAUGGCCCCACAGUCAUUCAAAGACAUUUAGAACAUUAAAAAUGAUGUAUUUUCCUUAUAAUUAUAAAUGUCCAGAGGGUGGAAUAUGCAUCUUUUCUUUUUUCUUUUUUUUUUUUUAAUUCUUACAUUUUUGCGCUCUGUGGCAGAGUAGUCAGAUAAUACAUUAUGUUUAUCAGUGACAUGAAAGUUGGAAGUUGUACAUGUAGUAGGUUUUUGGAUACAGUCGAUAUACAGGUUAACAUAACAGCUUUGCACUGAGUAUAUUAUGUAUUUCAGUACUCGGUGAGUAUUUGGCAACAGACUUCGAAAGUGGUUUGCAUUAUUACAAUUAUAUGCGUUUAUACAGUAAAUGGGUUGUAUAAAUCAGUAGCUGUCAGCGCUGUCCAGCCAGCCAGUGCAAAGCAAUAUUGUGCAAGAGAUAGUCAGCAGUGCUAGUGGUUUCAUUUAGCGUAUCCCCUGUUUUAGAUCCGCCCCAUGAGGGUUUUUACUCCUCUUUCUUUGGAUGCGUUAUCCAGCUUGAAGUGACGCGACAGCGAGAAAAAUAUCGAAGGGUCCCAUGAUAGGUGGGAGGAGUAGUAUUGAAAAGCAGUAGAGUGGUAGAGAAGAAAAAUUACAGAAAAAAAACAGACAGAAUGAGAAGGGUUCCAGGUCGUUGUUGGCAGGCCAUGUCGGGGAGACCGGUAGCAGCAAAAAAAGGGAGGGGGGCAGCCGGUAGCCUCUCGAAUGGGGAAGCAGUGGGGCGAAUAUGCAUCUUUUAAAGUACAACAUAGAAAGGACUAACGCCAUCCAUUUAUUUCAGAUUCAAGCUCCAAUGAGAGCACCACAAAUGCCCCAGCCAGUACCCACUCAACCUGCAGCUGGGCAGAAGCUAGGCUCCCUUACUCCUCCAUCAUCACCCAAGACCCAACGUGGUGGGCAUAGGAGGAUUCUGAGUGAUGUUACACACAGUGCUGUAUUUGGCGUACCCGCUAGCAAAUCUACUCAACUGCUACAGGCAGCCGCUGCUGAAGCAAACCUCAACAAGUCCAAGUAUGUACAAAGUAUAUUGAUGCAUUGAUGGAAACGCAGCCAUGUGUCUGUAAACAAGCGUCAUGGCUUAUGGUGGCUUUCAACCAUUGUGCCUUAAAGGACUGCUAUAGUGCCAGGAAAACAUACUUGUUUUCCUGGCACUAUAGUGCCCUAACGGUGCCCCCACCCUCAAGGCCCCCCUCCCGCUGGGCUGGAUGGAGAGGAAGGGGUUAAACCUACCUCUUUCUCCAGUGCCGGGCGGGGAGCUCUCCUCCUCCUCUCCUCCCUCUUCUCCUCCUCUUCGGCUGAAUGCGCAUGCGCGGCAGGAGCUGCGCGCGCAUUCAGCCAGUCCAUAGGAAAGCAUUCACAAUGCUUUCCUAUGGACGCUGGCGUCUUCUCACUGUGAUUUUCACAGUGAGAAACGCGGAAGCCCUCUAGCGGCUGUCAAUGAGACAGCCACUAGAGGCUGGAUUAACCCUAACAUAAACAUAGCAGUUUCUCUGAAACUGCUAUGCUUAUAGAAAAAAGAGUUAACCCUAGAUGGACCAGGCACCCAGACCACCUCAUUAAGCUGAAGUGGUCUGGGUGCCUAUAGUGGUCCUUUAAGCUACAUUAAAAUGUGCCAUGAAUACAUUGACUUCAGAUCUGUAAGAAGCUAAAUGUAUGUAUUUUUAAAUAAAUGCUGAAAUUAAAAUUGUGCAUCCCGUUGAGCAAAUGAUUAAAACUAAGCAAUCAGUUUAUCUAUAGCCAACGUGCUAUAUGUCACGUGUUUCUCUAAAAGGAUACAAGUAAAUGCGACAUUCACCAGCUACUAAUGAAGGUUUAAAAUAGUUAAAAAUGGGCAGAGCUUGGAAAUGUUUCUCUUUUGUGCCUUAGUCCUAAACAUUUAUGAUCAUUGCUCUGGGUGGUGCUGUUCUGCAUGACUUUAUAAUUAUGACCUGUUCUAAAUGGAUAAUAACAUGAAUUGUUUAUUCAUGUUAAUAAACAAUCUUGCGUGUCUCCUCAAAGACAUUCUAAACAUAGUGAUAGAUUGGAAAUUAACACAAAAAUGUUAUAAUAAAUAGAACUUUCCUAAUCCAAAUUGUGCCUUAAUCAGUUAUAAUCUAACAUUUUAAAACUGUUCUGGAUUGGCCAUCCAUUAUAAGAAAAUUAAUUUGGUGGUUUUACUAAUGCGUGUGUUGUAGAACGUAGGAAAAAAAAAUCCAUCUUAAUUUGUGAUAUUUCCUAUUUGUUGCUAUAUUACCUGAUCCAACAGAAAAGUCUAUUUCCUAGUAAAAUAGAGUGAACACAUUUUGAGGUGAGGAUUUCCAACAGGGCAGGCCAAUUAGAUGUUACUGGUGACACCCCAGAAACCAUUUUCAGUACUGACGAGCCUUGUGAAGCCAAAGCAGGCUGCCUGUUUGUCCGCAUUUACAAGUCCAGAGCUGGAUUAGAACUGUGUUCAGAUGUUGUCCUGCUGCAAGAAUAAUUGUAUAUCAGCAUUCACAAUCAAACACAUACUAGCAGAUACUUUUUUUGGGGGUGGGGGGAGGGUGCGGAGGGGGAAGUGAUUGCUAUGAUAACUGUUCUGGAGUGUUGAUUGUCAGUUAAGCAAUGCUGUGAUGUCACUGUGUUACAGUGCAGCAUCAUAACCAUGUCUUUUUAAGCAUCAAUGUUGGGGUUAAAAGGCAUUAAAGGGACACUAUAGUCUCCUGAACAACAUUAGCUUAAUGAAGCAGUUUUGGUGUAUAGAACAUGCCCCUGAAGCCUCACUGCUCAAUCCUCUGCCAUUUAGGAGUUAAAUCCCUUUGUUUAUGAACCCUAGUCAAACCUCCCUGCAUGUGACUUGCACAGCCUUCCAUAAACACUUCCUGUAAAGAGAGCCCUAUUUAGGCUUUCAUUAUUGCAAGUUCUGUUUAAUUAAGAUUUUCUUAUCCCCUGCUAUGUUAAUAGAUUGCUAGACCCUACAAGAGCCUCCUGUAUGUGAUUAAAGUUCAAUUUAGAGAUUGAGAUACAGUUAUUUACAUACAGUAAAUUACAUCUGUUUGAAAGUGAAACCAGUUUUUUUUUUCAUUCAGGCUCUGUCAAUGAUAGUCAGGGGAGGUGUGGCUAGGGCUGUAUAAACAGAAACAAAGUGAUUUAACUCCUAAAUGACAGUGAAUUGAGCAGUGAAAUUGCAGGGGAAUAAUCUAUACACGAAAACUGCUUUAUUUAGCUAAAGUAAUUUAGGGGACUAUAGUGUUCCUUUAAUGGUUUAUGAAACUCAAGGUGCUGUGCACUGUAACUCCCAUCAUGCUCAGCUAGGCAAAGAUGCCCCCCUGUCCCUGUUCACAAUUCGAGCUGUGCUCUUAUGUCAUUAAAUUGUUACAAUUAUGACACAUGAGAUUUUGAAGUCUGUACAAUGUAAUAUUUAAUGCUAUGAGUAUGGAAAUAGUGUCACCUGUUAAAAAACAAAACAAAAAACAAAGUAUGUGUGUAGAGAGAUUGCUUUACUUUGUAACAUAGGUAUGAUCAUUUAAUUGAGCAAAUAUGCAUAUUAAACUCCCAAAGCCAAUGCAAACAUUAUUUAUAUGGCAGCUAAUUAGCAUCUUUUUGUUAACAUUAAUUAUCUUUUGUUUGUUUUCCUAUGCUGUUGUGUUUUAUUUUAUUUUUUUCUGUGUUAGAGGGGAUUAAUAUUGUUUUUUGUUUUUUCAUUCAACUGUCAGGUCGGCCACCACUACCCCAUCAGGUUCACCACGAACCUCCCAGCAGAAUGUCCACAUACCUGCAGAGCCACCUGGUUGGAAUCCCUUUGAUGAUGAUAACUUCUCUAAACUUACUGCUGAGGAACUUCUGAACAAAGACUUUGCCAAGCUGGGAGAAAGUAAGACGGUUUUCACUCGAUCUCAUCUCCUAAAAUAUUAGCUAUUUCCUCUCCAUCUAAUUGCUUAAAUUAUUAGCUAUGUUGUACCUUGGGAAUGCUCCAUUUUCAGUGUUCCAACAGUGAGAACACACACUGGGUCCUGCAGACAUAAGGGUCUUCCACCAGUAAAAAAAAAAAUGUUAGAGGGAUAACCUUGAUUCCAAAUUCUGAUAUUCAGGGCCUAAAAUCAUGUAGCUUUUGAACAUUGCCUCCAUUCUGAGUAUGAAUUUCUUUGUUAUUUGAAGACAUACUGAAUAAAUUAAACGCUGCUUUAUUGACUUAAACUCAAAAACGACCGUUUCUGGGGCACUUUCUACAGUCCAUCACUCCUGGAGCCUUGACGUAAAUGUGCUGCUUUUCAAGUACCCCAUACCCCUACAUGUUCGGUGCUAAUGCAUUGCUAAUUGCAGAGUUCCAGUAUUGGAAGAGUGCUCGUUCUCUGUAUUAUCAUUAGAAAUCACUUCCAGUUCAAGUUUAAAAGCUCAAGACUUCAAAGGGUACAGAUAUAAUAUCCACAAUUUUAGAAUAAAUUAAAUAAAGUACUAUUUCUUUUUUUUUUUAUAGCAAUGUCCUCAUUUAAAAUGUUGUAUCCUAUAUUACUAUCUCUAAAUCUGGGAUUGACAUGAUCAGUGACCAGACAGUAGGGUAAAUGUUAGCCAAUUUAGGCUAGGUGACAAAUGUAAUGAAACUCCAGGUUCCACAAUGGCCUUCAUUAGUCUGUCUGCAUGUAGUAGGUGUCCAUGUUCCUGUGUGUGUGCCAGUCUCUAGGGGAGUCUGUGUAGAGCUGGUGUCACGGUUUUCGUGUAUUCAUCACCUGUCAAGUAUGUAUGUGUGUAUAGCUAGCUCUCCUUGAAUGUGCUGCUUAUUAGUCUCCAUUCCUCCCUAUAACUUACUGUACCUUGUCACAGUGUGCAACCCUCUGCAUUAUGCAGUCAAGUGCACAGUGUUGCUCUACUUAUUGAUGGCUCUUUAAUUGCAAAUACAUCAGACAGCUCUCCUCUAUGCAUGAUUGCUAUAUGUCAUUUCCCUGCUGACUAAUGUCAGUAUGUGUGACUAUCACAUAUUGUGUGUGUGUGUGUGCAUGCUUGUGAGUGUGCAGCUAUCAGUGUGUGUAAUUGUUUGUCUUUUUAGCUGUGUCAAAGCGAGAGUUAAUUUAUUGAUACUUUAUAAAAGGUUCCCAUUUUAGGAAUUUUUAGAAUUAAUUCACCCCUAAUCAUUCUGAACAUAAAAUCGCAGUAGUUUUCUAUCAAAAGGCAAAAUGGCUUCUCGGCAAUUUCUUACAAUUUAAUGUAAAGCAAUAUAAUUUAUUUAAUAGAACAUGUUAUGCUAAUUUAUAAGUGAUUUUCAUACACUUUUCCGUAGCAGCAGUAACCAGUUUGUAGUAUGGCAGUUAAUCUUGCAGUUCUGUGAAUUAAUUUUACUAGCUUGCCUGAUCUUCCGUUCACUGUGGCAGUCCACUACAGGCCCAUUAUAGGCCAGGCAGCGAGAGGUACAGGUGAUGCCUGGAUGCACUGCUUGUCAAGAUGAUUGUGUUGUGCACAUACAGAGCAUGCAGCCUGUCGGUUCACUUGUGCAUGGCAAGACCAUCUUGGUACUGCUGUUAUUAAAGGUUCUGCAAUCAGAGCACAAAAUUAAAGGAUACCUCCAAUGCCAGUAUUAAGUGUUCAAAGUGAAUAGGGAAGAACACCGUCCCGACUAUCGGACAGCUAGGAGCUUGAGGAAAAUGCAUAUUUCUUAUGAAAUUGGCUCUUUUCUACAACAAGAAAGAGGGCACAGCCAGUUACCUCACAUUUCAGCAAAGUUAAAAUGCUGUAGGGAACUAGAGUAAAACCUCUGCUAUUGAAAUAUGAAAGAUAGACUUCUGUAAUAGUAGAAACGUUACAAAAUAAUUUAAAUACUAAUGCGUAGAGCAUAGAUUAUGAAAUAUAUAUUUAUUACAGGCUCCAAUGCAUUUAUAAGAUGUUGUCCACAGUAGACCUAUGUACCCCUACAGGUAAACCACAGGAACCGCUAAGCAGCUCAGCAGAGAAUCUCCUGUCUGGGUUUCCAGCUCCUCCUGCUGUGUCUCAGGCUGAUGUUUUCGGACCAUCCCUGUUUUCCAGUGCACCAGGUGAUUUCACACCCAUCACACACAUUCACAAGCAUCACCUUGUGUUUACUUGUCUACCAAUCGUUGUCUACUAUAAUGUCCUGAUAAUCUUUCAACCCAUCAAAUAUAAUAGUGCAGGUGUAAAGGAAAAAUAAAUUGUGAGGAAAAAUAAAGCAUAAAAGUUCAGCCGUUUCAACUCCUGAUUUAUGACAUGUGUUUGAAAAGAUCCUCCCUGCUUCGAACUUCAAACCUAUGCCCUUUUACAUUCUAAAGAGGUGGUGAGCCAGUGACCCGAACUCUGUAAAGCACCCCGCACUUUGAUAAGUGAUUAGGAAAUGUUUUAAGUGUUAAAUGUAGUAAAACAUAGUUUAUCAUUAUUGUGUACCCAUUUGAUCAUACCUAUUUUUAAAAUAUAUUUGAUAAUCAUAAAGAGUUAGUCUGGUCACAAUAAUACCAUGGAUAGGCACUUACUAAAGUUGGGUGCUGUAUAGACCUUCAGUGUCGCCACACCAGUAGUAACUUCCAAACAGAAAAAGUGUAUUUCAGCACUCAAAAUAAUGUACUGUUUUUUUUUUUGUGCAUAGCAGCAAAUGGCAAAUGCCAACAUUUUGGCUCAUACAGGAGCUCUUUUUAAGCUUGAAAGAGCUCCCGUGUUAGCGGAAACGUUGCUGUUUGUGUAUCUCAUAAAUUCCUGUAAUGCAGAGGUAUACUGGAUAAAAGCAGACACUGUAGACCAGAAUGAAAAGCUGCUAAUUAUUGGAGCCUCUUUAUUUUGAGUGUGGUCUGUAUGAAGCUGUAUGCCUCCUCUUUCAGCAGAGUCAAGAUCUUGGAAUUUAUAUAUAUAUAUUUUUUCUAUUUUAAUUUUUCCUAUUAUAUUUGUACAUUAUAGAUAAUACUUUAAAGGGACACCAGAAAAACUACAGCUUAUUGGCUAGGAUGGUGUUGGCUCUGCCCCCAGCUCAAAUCUUCAGAAUUGACAAUCUCAGCCAAUUGAAUGCUUUCCUGUAGGAAAUCAUUGUUAUUGGCUGAGAUCAUCCCUUCUGAUGAUGUCAGCCAAGGUGGCAGAUCAGGGGCAGAGCCAGCACCAGCAGACCCAUAAGGUUUUACUAUAUUUAGGUGGCCCAGAAGGGCUAUAUAGUGUUUUUAACACUACAGGGUCAGGAAAACAUGUUUGUGUUCCUUUAAAAAUUGGGGUUCAGUUUUUUAUUAUUGUUUUCCUUUAGGUCUUUCAGACAACACUGCUGUUACUCUAUUUGAUCAGGGUUUGUUUAACAAAAAAAUCCCUUUGCAUUGAUCAGAUAGAUUAUUUAGUUUAUGUCCAAUAUGGCAUUUAACCCACUCAUCGCCAGGGUAACCAGCAGCAAUAACCAAUUGUACAGUAGGCUCUGGGUAAAAAUCUGGAUCUUUCUUUUAAGUAAAACUUUCCUGUUUUCUAUGCUGUGUUUCUUCAGUUUCUUACUUCUUCCCUCCUUUUGGUGUUUCCUUUCCUUUUUCUUCCUCCUUCACCGCCCCAGCUGCAGAAAAACCUGCAGAUGCACAAGUACAAGAUCCCAGCCCUCCACUGCAGAAAUUGGCUGAUCCCUUUUUACCUCUCGCUCUGUCAGAAACGCCAGGUAAAAACACAAAGAGUGCAAUAGGUCCUCUUAUCGGUUUUUCUAUUCCGUUUCUAUGUAUGAUUCCACCUUAGUUUGCAGGCUUCUGUUUUAAAAAGCAUUUUUGUCUUUCAAAGAAAAAAAAAAACUAACAUGAAAUAUUGUAGCUGUGGUAUUAUUUAUUUACAAAUGGAGAAACGUAUUUUAUUUUUAUUUUUUUCAAUAAAAAUGCAUUUUUUGACUCCUCUGAGCAAACUGUAAUUUAAAGAUUGGAAAGGUUAGUGCAUUGGAUCUCCAGUCUCCACUUGAGGAAAGCUAUGAAGCAGAGAAGCUCUGCUUAACAGUGUCAACAAUGACAGUGAAACCACCGCUAACAGGAGCCGCUAAUCGUCUACAGCCCAAACACUGCUUGUCUUAGAGGUGACAGGAGAUUUAUUUCAAUAAUGGUAUUGCAUGGAGAGCAGUUUGAGAUACUGUAGUGUAAAUGAUACAUUGGUUCAGAAGAGUAAAAGUCGAUUGGUUGUCAUUAUGAAUUAAUUGAAUAUAUUGAAAUUGGUUUGUGCUUUAUUUAUUUUUAUUAUUUUUUUAUAUAUUAAUAUUUUUACUGGUAUAUACCUAGGUGUUUUAAAGGCUUCUGUCUAUGAAGUGUUUAGCAAACACUGUAAAGUCACCUCUUGCAUUGAGAAGGGCACCUUCCAAAUUGUGACAAAUCAGUGAGUGGGUUAGGAUGAUGGGGGUUGUACUUAUAUCACAGAUACCAUGCCCUGAUUUAGGACAGUGCUCAUAGUUGUGUUUUAAUGUCCUCUCCCACCUGCCUUGUUUAGGAAUUCUUCAGUUAAUAGUAUACAAAUUCAAAAACAUGGUUCCUUUCUGUUUGACUUUUUUGAUAUGCCUGCCACCCUCUCCUAAGCUUUGCUCACUCCUCACCAAAUGCUUUUUAUUUUUAUUUUUUUCAUUUUUUUUAUUUUAAUUCUGCUUGACCCAGAGAAAUUGAUUGAGGGUCUCAAAUCACCGGAGCCCCAACUCCUGCUCCCUCACCUAGUGCAACUGGCUGAUCCCUUUGGCAGCACUUCUGAAGCUCUGAAUGGUAAACAUUUUGGGGAGGGGGUAAUGCUAAUGCUGUGCUUACUUAAGAAACAUGAGUUCUUUUUAGCUGAUGAGAAAGCUGUUUAGAAAAGAAAUAAUUACAUUUACAAAUCGCUAUUAUUUCCAGAGCUCUGUGCUUAGUGAAAGGCAGCCAGUUCUGCCACUGUGUACAGCUGUUUUUUAUUAGUCUACCUCUAAAACAUGUAAUCACAGUUACCUGUAUGUACUGAGAGCCAAGCUUUUCUUCCCUUCGAUAUUUAUUUAAAUUUUUUUAUUUAAGGCAUACAUGGCUCUGCAAAUAAUGGCUUUGUUUGUUAUUAAUUACUGUGAAUACCUGACAGUUCUUGCCAACUGCUUUGAUAGCAGCUGAAAUAUUUGGAUGUGUAACCCUAUAUAUCAAGCAGCAUCUCAAUUAUACCUAAUGCCUAAGCCUGUUUUGGACAUCCCCAUAAUGCGCUGACAUCUCACAUAAUGCUGGAAAAGCAUUAAGGGAGAUGUAGUCCACAACAUCUGGAGGGGUGAAGGUUGCCUAUACCUGGGCUAGGCUUUUGUCUUAAGUUACUCCACAGUAGCCGACUUUUUUGCAUUUCAACUACUGACGACAUCAGAUCGGAUAUUUCUGUUAUGUUACCUUCUCUGCCUCUGGCACUAGCAUGGUAAUUCACUAAAAUGUGAACUGUUGGGAAGUCUAUGUGAAUUUUAGUUUGUAGUCUAAAAUGUUUAAUUGGGGAAAAAAAUAUCCCCGUUUCUGCCUGGGAAUCUGAAAUUCUCUUUGAAUUGCCAGCAACUUACACUUUAUUGGAUAACUCUGCAUAUGUCAAUGCACACACACUAUCGUUCACUUGCAUGCACCUUCUGUGUUAUCUUGCUCAUUAUCUUACACACUCACUCACGUUCUUUCAUUGCCCACACUCUGUUAUUCUUUAAUUUAUUUUACAUACUCCGUAAAAAGCAACAAAAAAAAGAGUUACACAGGGGCACAGUUACAUACACACCUCCUUAUACUCUUAGCUCACAUGUUCUGAACACUCACAGGGUUAUUUACCAAAGUGAGCAUUCAAAGUGAAUUUAACAUUUUAGGCCAUGGUAGCCGAACUGGAACCACAGCUGACUCAUAAAAUGUUUCCAGUUCAGCUAUUCUGACCUUUGAGUCACUUUGUUUGCCCAGCUUUCCGAACUCUUCUCCUCACGCCAUCCUGCAUCGGUACUGGCUGGGUGAUCUAGAAUGGGGAAGAAAGAAGAGGUAAGACAUUACCAGAUAGUGAGCUAAUAGUGUCUGGAGCUGUGCCAGUAAUCAUGCCCGUAUAUAACCCCAUACAUCUAAGAUACCCUGGACUGUAACAUCAAAUGUUUAUUAUGGGAGUUAUAGUGCAUCUAUCGAUCCAUCUGUGCUACUAUCUAUUUAAUCUGUAAAUCUAUGCUAUUUUCUGAUAUGUCUAUAUUGGUCUUUCAAUCUUAUCUUUCUAUAGUAUAUGGAUAACGUAUAUUGUGUGUGUGUAUGUAUGUAUGUAUGUAUGUGAUAUAUAUAUAUAUAUAUAUAUAUAUAUAUAUAUAUAUAUAUAUAUACCCCAAUAAGAUAUAGGUAGCCAGCACUCAAGGUCUUGGGAAAAAAGGUUUUCUUUAUUAAUAAGAAGAUCCUACAGAAAGUCAACUUUUCAGUUCAUAUUAGAACUUUCAUUAGAACAUAAUGGACUCACGUCCGAGUCUAUGAUGAGCUCCGGUUGUGGGCCAAAGAACGCCCAGCUGUUCCACGCAGACAGAUUUAAGAUCCAAUACUGCAGCUCGUUGCUCGUUUCGCCAUUCAGGAGCAGUCCAUCCUUACGCAAUAUCUGCGAUGGACUGUAACUGCUCGUCCGACUGGGGUUCAUCGUCAACUGGGAUAAGUCCUGCCUGACCCCAUCCAGACGCAUUGAAUUUCUAGGUUUCUACGUGGAUUCCGAGGAGGAAUCGUUGAGCCUUCCAUCCUCCAAGAUUCGGACGACCCGCAAGGAACUACGCAGGACACUUCUCCAUCCGAGGAUCACCCUGCAUCGUUUUGCAUGGAUCAUUGGACUGCUGGCCUCGUCUGUCCAGGCAGUGUUCCCAGCUACUCUCCAUUACAGGGCACUCCAGCGAUUAAAUAUAGCUCACCUGCGAGAGGGCCUGUCUUUCACUGAUCUGGUGACCCUGGAUGGCGAAACGAGCCAUCCAAGGUCAUAUCACUACUGCAGCUCGUCGUGCCCUGUAAUGGAGAGUUGCCGGGACCACUGCCUGGAUAGACAAGGCCAGCAGUCCGAUGAUCCGUGCAAAAUGACGCUGGGUGAUCUUUGGACGGAAAGGUGUCCUGCGUAGUUCCUUGCGGAUCGUACGAAUCUUGCAGGAUGGAAGGCUCAACGAUUCCUCCUCAGAAUCCACGGGGAAACCUAGAAAUUCAAUGCGUCUGUAUGGGGUCAGGCAGGACUUUUCCCAGUUGACGAUGAACCCCAGUCGGAUGAGCAGUUACAGUCCAUCGCAGAUGGAUGGAGUGCUCCUGAGCCAUGAUUAGUGAUUAUCCAUGUGUAUAUCAUACGCAUCAUAUCUAUUGCUUGCCUUAGUGAGGGCAAGAUUGGCCAACUUGGGCUCUAUUCUUAAACAGAAUGGCUUUAAGCCGUUCCAUCGACAGGGAGGCAUUAACACUUCCGGCAAAUCGCUCUCUGGAACCAACCACGGAGUUCCUCCGGGUCCCCCAUUAGGUUCAUAGCUCUGGUGUCCUUGGCCAAGUCAAAUAAUUUUGCCAGGGUGCCAAACACAUCAAGAUGUUUGUCUUGGCACGAUUUAAGUGCUGAGUCCAGCACUUUGCAUGGGUUCUAACCCAAUUUAGCCAGAAACUGGGUCAUCUUAGGGUCUACUUCCGGGGUGUCACACACUUUGUUAGGCACAACAGGCCUGGGACACACUGCCCUUAUUUUAUUCCGGGCCGCCUUGCUGAGUGGGUGCCAUACCCAGUUCUCUAGAUAUCGGGCCACAUGGUCAGGUGGAAGCCACUCGGCCGCCCUUGGAUAGUGCAACUCAUCCGGGUCGAACAAGGACUCACCCAACGGAUCCAUGAGGGCAGUCUCCGCAUCAAUGGGAGGAGCAGCCCCAAGAUCCGCCUGAGCGAAGGAAAAGAGGGCACGGCCCAACUCAGGAAUCCCUCUGAGUGUCUCUCAGACUCCUCACCAGCCUCCUCACUAGACCUGAUUUUUGAGUCGUAGUCGCUCUCUUUUUGUUCUCUCGCACUAUUCCAUCGCACUGCCUGUUUUGCCUGGAAGGCUCUCUUGCAUGGUUGAGAUACGCCAUCUCGGGCGACCAAAGGUACGCCAAUCAUAGGGGUUCUGGAGGCAGAGGGUGAGGUAUGCUUUACGCAGAGCCUUCCUGGGUGCUUCACCUGAAAAAUCCAUUGCAGGACACAUGGUGGUGCCCCGUGGGACCUGCAAAUGGAGCUUCUGGUGGAUGCAUGAGCAGGACCUGGAAGAUAGUCUGCGACAGGGCUGAUGACAUGACCCCAUGGCUACCAUAAUGGCAUCUGUGUGCUGAGCACUGUAGCGCUGAAGCCAGUUGACAAAUCACCUUACUUCACAUUUUUCAUAUUAUACCCGAUUGGAUAAGAAAAAAACAAACAAACCAUGUUUUGGUUUUCUUUAUUUCCUUUUUAAAUUAUUCCGCUUUUACAUUUUCCUUUUGUGCCAACAUCUGUUUAUAUUCUAUACAUACUUUGGUUUUUAACAAAUUCUUCUGUUUGUGUUUAGUAAUCUCAAAAUGUUAUGUAGUCUCUUCGAUUCAGGGUUGCUUGGAACUGGAGUGCAAAUUGCAAAAAGUUAGUCUAGUUUAAAAAGCAAAAAUAAAAAGAGAAAUGUGUGAUUGAACUGGUGCCUGUUGUUUCUAGAGAAUCAUGUGCUUUUUCCUGUUAAACCUAAAUAUUUAUGGGUUUGUCAUUUAUACAUAGAAUUCAUAAAUGUGAGGUGAACCCCUACCUUUUGUUUUUGUUUUUUUAAACCCACAAACAUGUCCCUUAAUCAGCAAACUAAUAUUAAAAUAUUUACUACAAAGAUUAUAAUUCUAAUCAUGGUAUCCGUGUGGAAUCCUAUCCCUGCUGUGUGAUGAGGUCUGUAAUAACCUGGUGAUGCCCUUCUCCUUUCCUAUCCUUUCUCUUUUAUCUUGUGCAUGCUGCUUGAUUGCUGUAUUCAUCCUACAAGGAAAGGCAGAAAUAGCGGUUGAAAGCCUAAUCCCUGGGCUUGAACCUCCGAUACCUCAGCGUCUGUCUUCUCAGGCAGACUCCAUCGCUUCAAACCGCACAGGUUGGUGGAGUGUAGAAUUUACAAAUCCUAUAUUUGUUGUAUCUUGUGCAGUAAACUGAACUGGCUUCUACUCAAAUCCUGGAAUGUUUAAAUCUUUUUUAAAAAAAAUGUUUCCAAUGCAUUGUAUUAAUACAGAACUGGAGCAACAAUGUUUUGGAUGCUGCUGAUGGUUUUUGUGUAUUAUUGAUGUAUUAUUCAUGUUGGUUUCAUUUAUUGGAAAUGUGGCCUAUUUUGGUUUCCAUUUUUAUCAAGAUUCAGUAGUUGGAAUAUUAUGCUAAAGCUGGAUUGGUCAACGCAAGCAUUCCGAUAUAUCAAAAACUCAUAUUCUGCUUUUCUCAGCAUAACGUUCCCUGCAUAAUAUAUCUUAACAUUUUUGGGUUGUGUGAAGAUUGUGUAUGAAAACCCAGUAGAUCACUGCUCUUUGAGAUUUACUGGCAUGUGCCCAGCCCACAACUGGACUCUGGAAAACCAGACACGCAUGAACAAUAUAAAAGAGGGCGGUAUUUGCUCACAAACAUUUGUGCCCUAGAUCUGCUCUAACUAUAAAUGGCCAUACUGCCAAUCCCUGUACUAUUACUGCAUCUGGUUUUUUUCUUAUAUCUUCACAUAUAUUUGAGUUCUUCUAUACAGAACAGCUUCAUAUGUUCUUGUUAUCACUGCAAAAUAUCUAUUAUUGCAAAGAUUCAACCUGUGUACUAUACAUAAAGGAUUAUAUGGUAGUUUUAAAAAAUAAAAAAUAAAAGGGGGGAAAAAGUUGGUUUACUAAAUAAAAUAUGUGCUUUUCUUGGCUUUUUAAAUUUCUUCUGGUUUGUAAGGUUUAAGUCUGAGCCGACGCUUGUUAUAUUCUUUUCCAAGCUCUCAUGUAUAGUAAGUAACACUUUGCCAUCUCUUCAAUGCUGCACAUUGGAAACCCAGACUCUCUUACUGGGGAAGAUUCUCUUCUUGACUACUCCCUUCUUUCUAACCCUGGGGCAGACCUUCUCGAAGAAUUUGCACCUGUUUCUCUCUCUGCUCCAGCUUCUGCAGGUAAAUGCUUAUUUGUGGCAUAUAUGUGAAUAGCCCAAACUGAUUCACACACUAUUCAUCCAUUUGCUCAUCUCUCUGUCUGUGAAGGCAAACCCUGCUUUACAUUUGGGCCAUUCCCCAUUUAUCUCUAAUCCGUUUUGCUAUGAAAGUGAAAAUACUGUGUAAUACUGUGGCAUCAAUGCGACCUCCCCACAUCUUUGGCCGAGCAUGACGGGGUAUCAUCAAACAUAAUUUGCAUUGAAAAUUGAUAGAAACAGUUUGCACUAAAGUAUCUAUCUCAAUUUUCUGUCUCUAUAAUUCCUCUCCAACCCACUCAAAAUGUGUCCCAUUUUAACAUUCUAGAAUCAAUAUAGAGGCUCUCUUAACUAUGCUUCAAGGUGGCCAAAGUGACUAUGCUAUUUAGACACGUCAGGCGUUUAAUUCAAAGUGUUGCCCCUCACUCUGUAGGAUUUACAUGCUACAGUUGGGUAAUCACUAGUUCAUUUGAGAGUCACAUUUUUUAAAAUUGAUUUCUGUCCUGAAACAUUUGCAUUUUAUGUCCUGUCCUUCAUCAUGUGGCAGUAGUAAUGCCUAGGAAACCCUAAAAAUUAUGAGAGUGGGGACUUAACUAUAAAUAGGACAAUUACAAGAAAACUUACAGGAACGAUGGGUUGAAGAGGAUCCUGCUCAAACGGGCUUACAGUCUAUAGGCAUUUGUCAAAAACAUAGAUCUUCCCACUACACAUGCCACCAGGUGUGCAAUUCCAUCCCAGAGAAAUUUAAAAGAAUAAAAAACACAUAGAGCAUGUCGAUAUGUGCACAAAAGUAUGAUGGACUCUUUUCUAGGAGAACCAUUGCAUUUUACUUUAAAUUAGGUUAGCACCCAUUACAGUUGGUAGCAGUAAUCUAAGCAAUGUCAUAUGUGUGACUCUGUGUGAGCUAGAUUUUGUUUUAAUAUUUUUCUUCCAUGGAGUAAGUUGUAUAGCUUGUUGUGCCGAGGAUAUGCACUAACAUUUUAACAAUAAUUUUAGAUGUUUUAAAGCUUAUUAAUAUGAAUACUGUAGCAAUGAUGCUUCAUUUUUGAAGCAGUGACCCACUGGGUUACAUCUUUGCAAAAUUAAAAUCACUUUUGUGAAUUGCUUAAAGGAUAAAGGUUGUCCAACCAAAAGAAAAUAACACCCUGAUUUGGUUACCUUUCUAUCUUGGUCCCCCUUUCCAACCUUAAAAAGAAAAGCAUAAGUUUACCUAUGUUUCAGCACUGAGACCAAAUCCUUCCAUCAGACCGAUCCUCCUCUGCUGACCUCACUCCCCUUAGCUGUAGAGGGAGGAUGGGCUCAGGGGAGGAUAUGGGCAACACUGAGGAGGGAGCAAUGCUACCAUUGUAUGCCUGUUUCUAGCAUGCUGUGUGCACUGAUGUCAGACGUUCAAUAUGCACAAAAUUGGUAUAAUCCACCCUGGAACUCUUUUUCCAGGCUGUGUAAUGGCCCCACUAUGAUGCUGCCAGAGGUGUAGGAUUGCAGGAGAUACAUUACAGAAAAUAGAAGAAACAUGUGACAUUCAUUUAGUCUGUAACAGUGUUCAUAUCCUUAUGUGUAUAACAUUGUUGCAUUUAAUUCUAUAUCAAUCGGAGACUGAUGUAUCCAAUCUCUUCAGUCAGAAAAAAAAUAUCACGCGUCCAUUUUCUUAUAUGCAGGUUCUGCUAUAGUUCUAUGGUCCCACUGUGUGGGCUAUCUUCAUCUUAUUCUGCACCAUAAUUUUAUUCUGGAUCACAAUUUGUUAUUGCUAUGAACACCUACAAAAUGUAGAACUUUUCCAUUCUUGAGAAGGCUUUCUUCAUCUUGCUAAAUAUUGACUUGUAGUUAGGGCUUUUAUUCAUGACUUAUUUUAUGUGUUAGAUUAUAAGAUUAGUUGAGAAAAUGUAUUGAAGGACAACCACUAUUGACAUUCUAAAAGCAAUAAAAAUAUUUACCGGGGGGAAAAAAUAAUCCAAUCUUUACAUUGUAGUAAAAUUGUUGGAUAACGUUUUUUUUAUUCUGUGAUAUUUCUUGUCUUGGAGUGGGCAGAGUGGCGUGCAUUGCCUUCUGACACUGUACCAUGUGCCGUUUUUAUGUUUGCAGAUACAUGAGCUAUAUCAGUACCAAUUAUAGUUUACCUCCUCAUGAUAUCAGUUGGUAUAAAAUGAAAAUAAAAGUAAACUGUACAUUUCCUUGCACUGAGGUUAGCACAAAGUAUUGACUAACAGACUUAUUGGUGUUUUUUUUUUUUUUUCUUUUCCUUUUCUAUCUCAUGAUAAGUGUAAAAUAUAUCAUCAAAUCAGAUCUGUACUGUGGCAGAUAUUAUCUUAUUGUGUUUGACUUAUAUUUAGAUGCAGAAAGCUUUAAGUAUGGGGUGUGUAAUUGGUGAUGAAAGUAGAAUUAAAGGGAUAGUUCAAGCAUCAAAACAACUUUCACUUAGUGAAGCAAUUUUAAUGUGUAGCUCAUGCAUUUGCCAUUUCACUGCUCAACUAUCUGCUAUUUAGAAGUUUAAAUCACUUUUUAUUCACAUUUUUGCCAUUGACUUUGACUCACUAACAUUAAAACAUGGAUAAUUUUAAUCAUGUCUGACUGUACAGUGUGUUUACUUUAUCACUCUCUUAACAGAGGAGAUGAUAAGAAAUUCAAAAUAACACACACUGUAAUAAAUUAAGUUUUGAAAAUUAGAUCUCUGUUUACAGGAAAUGUAUAGGGAGACCCUAUAAGCCACAUGCAGGGAAGACAUGUCUGUGGCUGCCUAAACAAAAUGAAUUAACUUCUAAAUGGCAGCGAAUUGAGCAGUGAAACUGCAGGAACAUUUCUCGCUAUACACCAAAACUACUCCAUUAAGCUAAAGUUGUUUUGGUGCUUAUACUUUUGCUGCAGGGCAAUGCUAUUUUCUGUUGUGCUCUUAACUUAUACAGUGCUCUCUCCUUCCAUUAAGUCUGGAAUUUAACUUACAGUUUAAUAAAAUAAAUAAGCCAGCAUUACAGUGAUCGAACUCUUAAUUACAGCAACCUCUAGUCAUCAUUUGACUUAAAUUCACAUGACUCUUGACCAGCCAUUUAAAAAACAAAACAAAAAAAAAACAUAUGCCAAAGUAGUGAUUAGCCAAUUGGAGAUGGGUUUAAUUAUUUUAUAUGGGUUUAAUUGCUCCCAUUAGUAGCAUAUCUAAAUUGUAAACACAAAAAUUAUACCGAACCCUAAGUUUUCUAAAUUGUAGGCUGUUUGAGUUUAUAAUUUGUAUCCUCUAUUUGAGAGCUUUUUUUUUUCCCCUUGGAUUUAUUCGACUAAAAUUAGACUAAAACUAAAAUAAUUCAGAUGACUAAAACUAAAAUGGCUUUUUAGUCAAAGACUAUGACUAAAACUAAAUUGAAAUUUGCUGCCAAAAUUAACACUGCAUAGAGGGUCUGUGGAAGGGGCAAAAGAGACAGAGGCUUUAACUAAACCCAUUAGAUUUUAGUCGUGUCGACUAAAAUCUACUGGAGAUUUGGUCAACUAAAACUAAGACAAUUGAAAUGACUAAAAUACGACUAACACUAAAAUGGCUUUUUACUAAAACUAAAUAAUAAAUUGCCACCAAAAUUAACACUGAUUAUAUAGCAGCAUUUGAUGAAGGCAGGAUAGGCAUCUACAAAGGCUCUCAUUCAUUUUACAGCGUUUGAAAAAAAGGGGUAACUGUUAUUGCACAAGAUAAUGCUUGCAAAGGAAAAGAUGGUUACAUCUGUCACCAAUGCGCUGUUCCAAAGUUCCAGGUUGCCUAAGUCACCUGUCUGGGAGUGCAACUAUCCGCCAGCACACAAAUAGAAAUAAGUCAAUGUGUGCAGUGUUUAAGCAGAAACACUUGCAUACACUUAGAGAUCACUGAAAUGGUCAUGGUCGUUGGAGUAACCCUUUCAAACCUAUAUGAUUCCAAUCAUAGGUUCAUAUAGUUUAAUUUCAUAGUGUUUCUUGUCACUAGUGUACAUUGUUUUGAUUGCAGUUACACAUGCACCUGCUUAAAGGACCACUCUAAGCACCCAGACCACUUCAGCUUUAUGAAGUGGUCUGGGUGCCAGGUACCUCUAGGAUUAACCCUUUUUUUUAUAAACAUAGCAGUUUCAGAGAAACUGCUAUGUUUAAACUGAGGGUUAAUCCAGCCUCCAGAGCCUCUAGUGGCUGUCUCAUUGACAGCCGCUAGAGGCGCUUGCGUGCUUCUCACUGUGAAAAUCACAGUGAGAGCACGCAAGCGUCCAUAGGAAAGCAUUGUAAAUGCUUUCCUAUGCGACCGGCUGAAUGUGCGCGCGGCUCCUGCCGCGCAUGCGCAUUCAGCCGAUGACGUCGCGAGCAAGGAGGAGAGGAGGAGUACAGCUCCCCGCCCGGCGCUGGAGAAAGGUAAGUGUUUAACCCCUUCCUCUCCCCAGAACCGGGCGGGAGGGGGACCCUGAGGGUGAGGGCACCCUCAGGGCACUAUAGUGCCAGGAAAAUGAGUGUUUUCCUGGCACUAUAGUGGUCCUUUAAUGCCACUUUAUAUCAGUUUGAACUGCUAGAAUGGGAAAGAAAUACAUCUGGAUAUGUUAUUGCUCAUCACAAGUAUGAUAUGAAAACACUUGAGCCUGCCUUUAAAUGCAUUCAGAAGAUGGAUAGGAAAUAGACGCACAAAAAAAUGCAUUGAAAAAAAAUAAAUUAAGAAAAAUGAAGAUAUCCUGGCUAUCCCAUUUUCAGUUGUAGAUAUUUAAGACCAUUGGUUUAGAUUGCAUUUAUAACAACUAUGUUCCCCCGAGGGAGCAUUUGUUAAACCAUGCAAUGUUCUAUAGGCAACACCAUACUGUCAAGAUGUGAGGAUAGCCCAACACUCAGAUCUUGAAUCUAUAGCUAUCCUAUAUGAAGAAGAAUAACAGGAUAGAUUGAAUGGUUUACAUUAUUCCUGCACACCCAUGUGCGUUAGUCACAGAAUGGGUUAUUGGGCACUAUUAUUACUUCCAUUGACAUCAUAGUACUGCUAGACGACAUACUAUAUAGUGUUUUAUGCUAUACAGUUUUAAGCUAGUAAUGUUGUGCACCCCAUGGCUACCACUCCCAGAACACUCCAUGGGGGCCUUUUAGUUCUUGAUGAACACACUCAACCCAAGUAACCAUUAUCGCUUAUUUUACACAUAAAACUCUUGUUCUCUGCAUGACUACACCUUACGUUGCAUUUACCGUAUGAAUUUCACUGUGCUCUCAUUUGUGUCAUUGCUUACAACAUGCUUUGAUUUAAUAUGGAACAAUCUAUAAAUAACGAAUGUAAAAAAAACAAAAAAAACAUACAACUUAAUGAAAUAGUCCCCCCAUACCUCUUAUUGUUCUACACCUAAAGACGUUAAUGAAACUACUCCUAAAGCACAGAUUUUGUUAGCAUACCAAGUGACUUUUUUUUUUUCUUCUGACAAACAAAUUAUUUUAUGGAAACAAUUGAGAAAACUGAUACAAAUUCCUGGUAAUUAAACAUUUGUUAGGAUCCCAUGCAUGCAUUCUCUGUCUGCCUCUUGUACAGACAAAUUUAGACAAACGUCCGCUUGUGAUGUUAUCAAGUGAAAAUUGCCUUAUAGCUGCUGCAGUGAAGACAGCUAGGCCAUCAACUAGACUGAGACCCUACAUAGAAGUGGUCACGAGAGCUUCUCUUAAACAUUACUUCUACUACUGAAACAUUACUUCUUGUAUUAAAAUAAUCUGAUUUCAUUGUUUCCUUGUUAAGACAAAGAAUCCGCUUGCACUCUCAAUUGGUCACUUAAAUAAGUAAUACAAAUUUUAUAUAUUCUAUAGUCCCUUUUCUGGUUUAAUGGAAUUUUAUGUCUACUAAUGCAUAAUUUCAAUGGUCUGCUUUAUGUCUGAAAUAAUAGUUGUAGCAUAGGUCAAGCUCAUGGUUAUCCACAUAGACACAAGCUGCUUUAGAAGAAUAACCUGUUGGGAAUGUAGGUCUGCUUAAUGCUUAUUUUCUGUUAUGUAGAACUUAGAAAAUCGAAUUUGUAGUUGGUUACAAAUAUUGUUAUUGCUCUGUUUCUACUGUUACCAUGAUUGAGAGGUUUGUAGUGGUGUAUACUAGUUAAGCAUCACAAUCCACACAAUAUUAUUUAGAUGUACUUAUAAAGUAGAUCAGCUAGAUCUCCUUCCUCUUCAUGGCUGAGUGGACUCGUGGAAAUUUGCAAAACGGCACUUGUACACUAGGUGUCUCUAAUCCCCUACAAAAACGAAUUUGAGGCUUAGGCCAGGUUUUUCACAUAUGUUUGCAGAUCUGGAGAGCUAAUCGGUCCUCCAGAAAACUGGGUUAUAGUUCAUAAUAUUUUUUCCAGAUCAACAUUAAGUUGGAUAAAUGACUUUGCUUUUACACAUAUUUGGUAUACUGUUGAGUUGUGAGGCAUGCCAAUGCAACAAAUAGAUAUACUAACUAGGCAAAUAGUAAGCAGGAGCAAAUAGGUGAUUGAGCAAUACAAUUUCUCACUUAUAAUUUAUUAACAAAGUUGCAACUCCCCAGUAUGCCAUAAAAAAUAGAAAUAAAACAAAAUAUCCCAAAUAAAAGUAAAUUAAAUAUUAUGUGAUGAUUAAAUGUAAAAUUACCUUGUAGUAAAAUUUACAGCAUUUUCAAAAUAUCGAUAAACUACAAUUCUAAAAAUAUACAAGAGAUAAAAAAUGAAUGACUGGUUUGGGAGGGGGAUCUCUAUUUUUUAGGAUAACAUUUUAAUAAUAAAAAUAUCUAUAAUGAAUUCCCAAGUUGUUGCUUGAUCAGAUUUUGUGUAGGGUACUUGGCCAUACGUAUUACUAAAUUGAGCAGUCUUCAUUUGUUUGAAUAGAUGACUGCACCACAGUCAAGAGUGUAUCAGUGUGGCAUUUGGUCGUUAAAGAGACACUGCAGACCCCUAAAGCACUUUUUGUCCUCUUCAUUUUUUAUUUUUUUAUUCAUGCUACAAAAACUGGAUAUUUCAACAGAAAUCGUCACGUCUAUAAUAUAACUUUAUUACACCCCCUUCCUGGCUGUCAAUCAGACAACCGGUUCUCUUAUUUCCUGAUUGUUUAGCUCAGUGGAGCUAAACGUAAGAGACAGCAAUUACUCAGAGGACCUGCCUUGCAAAUACUUCUCAUUGAGCUGCAUUGGGAAGUAUGUGAUUGGACAGCUACAGAAAGUCUGGGAAAAAGUGUGUGUAUUUAUAAUAUUUAAUAUAUAAAUGUAAAAACUUUUUUAUAUAUGUGUGUGUGUGUGUGUGUGUGUGUAUAUAUAUAUAUAUAUAUAUAUAUAUAUAUAUAUAUAUAUAUAUAUACACACACACACACAUUCUAUGUAUAUAUUUAAAUAUUAACUACAUAAUUAUUUGAUUUUAUUAAAUAUAAUUUGAGGGACCUGCCUGAUAACCCAGGCAGACAGUCCAGAGAAUUUAAUUGGCAAGCCCUAUAUUUAACCUCGUAACUUUCCAAAACACCAUAAAACUUUUACAUAGGGGGUUUUGUUCUACUCGGGAGACUUCGCUGAACACAAAUAUGAGUGUUAUAAAUCAGUCAAACUUAUCACAACGAUGAAAUCACCAGUAAAAAUGCAGUUUAUGUGUGUAAAAAUGCAAAAAACUAAUAAAAACACUAACUUUGACCAGCGUUUGUGACUAAGUGGCUACUACAAAAGACUGGACAUACCCCAUUUUGAAUACCCAGGGUUGUCUACGUUUGAUAUGCCAUGAUGAGGUUGAUUCACAUUCUUGGGAUACCAUAUGGUCUCAAAUGGCAACAUAGACCCAGCAGACCAAUCUGGCAAACUGAAUUGGGCAAGCCCUAGAUUGACCCUGUAAUUUUCCAAAACACCAUAAAACUUGUACAUGGUGGGUAUCGUUAUACUCGGGAGACUUUGCUGAACACAAAUAUGAGUGUUUUAAUGAGUGUUUUAAACAGUAAAACUUAUCACGACGAUCGUAUUACCAGUUAAAGUGCAGUUUUUGUGUUUAAAAAAAAAUAAUGCAAAAAACAAAUAUAAACACGAGCUUUGGUAAGUGUUUGUGGCUAAGUGGCUACUACAAAAGACUGGACAUACCCCAUGUGGGUGUAUGGCUGUCUGUGUGUAUGGCCGUGUGUGUGUGUGGGUGGGUGUAUGGCUGUGUGUGUGUGUGUGUGUGUGUGUGUGUGUGUAUGUAUGUCUGUGAGGGAGCCUGUGUGUCUGAUUGUGGGUGUCUUUGAGUGCGUGUGUCUCAGUGAGUGUGAGUGAGAACAGGGGCAGGGCUUUAGGAGACUGGGGGGACUGGGAUUUAGUAGACGAGGGGGGGACUGGAAUUUAGUAGACGAGGCGGUAACUGGGAUUUAGUAGAGGGGGGGUCUAUUUUUAUAUAUUUUUUUUUUAUGCUGUACUUUUCAAAAUAAAACUGUUUUUUUGCGGCCCACAUAAACUUAAACAUUGUUUAUUUGGCCCUUGCUAGCUUUGAGUUUGACAUGCUUGCCCUACAGUGUUCUUUUAAAGUGCUCAGUCACUCGUGCUGUGGUGAGCUGAAAUGUGAAGCUUCAUUGGGACUGUGACUGUGAUCUGGUUCUGACUUCAAUACAUUUUAAUUAAUCUGUAAUGAUUGUUGAUUCUGUUAACCAUGUCAGCUACUUCUUGGCUUUAUUGUGGCUGUAGUACUACUACAGAUGAAACGUAUUGCCAGCUGCAAAGGUAAUAAGGAGUCUAUAGGGUCUGUAUCAGUAUCUUGAUGCUUUAAGCAUGUGCACACCGUGCAGCAUUAUUUAAUAGAAAAUUAAAAUUAACAUAGCAGGAGCACUAUUAAAGAUGAGACCAUGUAAGGGAGAGUCUACAAGAGGUCUAGGAAGAUAGAGAGCUAAAGCAUUUUAUAGACAUAUACUGUGUGAGGAUCUCUGUAUUACACCUCUGUGUAAUCCAUCACAGUGAUCCUGGCUGUGUGGUAUAGUUAUGGGUAUCUCCUUAUUAACAGCUAUACCUGUUGCAUGGGUGUCUCUGUAGUCUACCCAGCUCUGUGUAUUGUAUAGGUAUCUUUGGAUUGUGUCCAGUUCUGUGUAUUGUAUCUGUUUUUUGUUUCUAGUCUGUUUGUGGUAUGGUUAUCUCUGUAUUGUAGUCAGCUUUAUGUAUUUUAUAGAUAACUGUUUUAGUGUAUGAGCAUUUCUUUAUUGUGCUCAGCUCAAUGUAUUGUACAAGUAUGUCUGUACUGUAAAAAAAAAAAAAUACCUGAAAAUACAUGUUGGUCAAAAAAACCACAAUCUUCUAGAAAUUAUAUGAAUAAAACAAAAUGUGCUGGAAUAAUUUGCAAAAUAAUAUUGCAGACAAGUCUGCAGGUUUCAAUGAAUUGUUGCUUUCUGUGAAGUUUUGAUUUCUUCUUUUCCUAACUCUAUAUAAUCUUAAUUAUAUAAUGUUGUGCUAAUUGUAGUCCAAUGUAUGGGCUCCUGUUUGCCAUCCUUUCACUUGCAAGGUGUGUGUAUAUGGCUGAAGGAUCCUGCCAUACACUAAAGGUAGCAAUGGGUCAUUAAAAAAAUAAAAAAAAUAAAAAAUCUCUUAUGUUAAACAAUAGGGUCAGCUCAUUGGCCUAGAUUGUUAACUGAUCUCAACCAAUGAGAUAAGCCCUAAAGUGCCAGGUUUAACUCUGUGCAGAGAGCUUCUGGCUGUCACGGAGAACAGGUGCCCAGCAGACCCGAGGUAAGUUGUCAAACCAUUUGACCAUUUACAUUGGGAUGGCACCAGGGCUCUCUUGGCACGCUGUAGUGGUUAUGAAGCUUGGAAUUAUAAUUUUUAAGGAUGUGCUUCUGUAAUUUCAAUUUCUAUGUGCAAGAAUCCAGCUUAUAUUGAGUUAAUUGUAUUAUUGCCAUUUAUAUAGCGCCAACAGUUUUCGUAGCGAUUUGACACCUUUUUUCUUGAUCUAUAAUGCUGUUAAUCCCAGGAUCUGCAGCUUUUGACUGAAAACUAAUUUUCAACACCUCUGUAAGAUUUUAUGGGUGUGUUGUAUGAUUUAAAGAAGUAUAAAAUUGUACAGCAGCCCAAGACAAGGUUUCAGUUAGUGUCAUUUAUUUAAAAAACAAAAAUGUGAAUGAACCAUUUGUGCUUUAAACCGAGCAAAGUCUCCGGUUGGAAGCUUUGAGGAGAGCUUAUUCGGCAGCAUGUGAUGUCACUUGCAACUGUUGUAUUGCAAUAAAUAAAAUAUAUGCUGCAGGCUGGACGAGUAGGGACAGAUUUGCCAUGGAGAUGUAGUAAAAUAUAUGGGUAUAUGAAAUCUACCUUUAUUAACAGAGAGGUACAUCGAUGCCUUUCCACUCUAGCAAUACACUUCCCAUGUUAUUUUUGCCAGCCAUUGUCUGGAAAUACAGUUUAAUAACUGAGCUAGAUGUCCUUUUUGGCGAUGGUUGAUUGAAAGAACUGGUAGCGAUACAAUGUUCUGAAACAUUUAGUGCACAGAAGGAGUGCAGUGUGAUGCAGUGCUACAUAUUUAAAGUGUUACUCCCAUCAUAAAACACUGUUUUCAAAAACACUGGUUUUGGUUAAAGUAGCCCUGUCUUUGGUGCCCUUACUACCCCUCAUCAUAGGGGGUCACAGAGAAUGGACGAAGGAGAGGACAGAGGGGGUGGGGGCCGUGCUGCCUUUGGCUCUCUUGCCCCAGCAUGCUGUGAGUGCUGACAUCCAACACACAUUUUGCACAGUAUUUACAUUGGCUAAUGAAGCUGCAGAAAGUGACGUUACAGCCUCAGCAGCUAAGGUGUUAUUAUAAUUAUUAUUAAUGGUAAUUAUAUAGCGCCAGCAUAUUCCAUAGCACUAAACAAUAUUAUCAAAGGGGGAGAUUUAACAAUAAAUGAGACAAUUACAAAAACUUACAGGGACAAUAGGUUGAAGAUGGUCCUGCUCAAACAAGCUUACAGUCUUUAGGAGGUGGGGUAUGAAACACAACAGGAUAGGAGGUGGCAAUCAAAUAAGGUGGGAUUGAAGCAGGUAUGGAUUAGUACCUUGAAUUGACACCUACAGGAUACAGGAAGUCAGUGUAAGAACUGACAGAGGGGAGAGUUGUGAGAGGAGCGACAGGAGAGUAAAAUGUCUAGCUGCAGCAUUCAUUACAGACUGUAGCGUGGAAAUACGACUUCUGGGAAGACCUAUUAGGAGAGAGUUACCAUAAUCCAUCCAUACCAAGAGAUUACUAAAGCAUGGACAAACUCCUUAGUGGCAGCCUGCACCCGCCCCUUUCUUAGCAAGAUAUGUUUUUAAGAUGGAAUCUACAGGAUUUGGUAACAAACUGGAUGUGAGGCUUAAAGGUGAGGCCAGAAUCAAAUAUAGCGCCAAGAUGGCAUGCUUGCAAAGAUGGGCUGAUGUGGGUGCCACCAGCUUGAAGGGACAGUGAAAGAGGAGGAUCAUGAUUAGUAGGAAGAAAGACAAGAAGUUCAGUUUUAGAGAGAUUGAGUUUUAAAAAGCCAGAGGACACCAAAUCAGAAAUGGAAGAAAGGUAAGCAGAAACAAGCAGAACGGCAGGGAAGAGGUCUGGGGAGGAGAGUUAUAUCUGGUUGUCAUCAGCGUACAGGUGGUAUUGGAAUCCAAAUGAGGUAAUAAGUUUGCCAAGAGAGGCAGUAGAAUAAGAAAAAAAGAAGAGGAGAAAGUACAGAACCUUGGGGGUUUCCAACAGAAACAGGACAAAGGGAGGAGAUAUCAUUAGAAAAGGAGACCCUGAAUGAGCAUUUGGAAAGAUAGGAGGAAAACCAAGAGAGGACAGUGUCACAGAGACAGAGCGAUUGAAGAGUUUUGAGAAGGAGAACAUGGUCAACAGUGUCAAAGGCAGCAGAGUGGUCAAGAAGCUUUAGUAUGGAGUAGUGCCCUUUGAAUUUAGCUGUGAUUAGGUCGUUAGUGACUUUAAUAAGAGCAGUCUCCGUAUAAUGGAGGGGGCGGAAGCCAGACUGAAGAGGGUCAAGGAGAGAGGGGAAAUUGAGGAAACAAGCCAGACGGGUAAAGAGAAGUCUUUCCAGAAGCUUUGAGGAAAAAGGGAGCAGGGAUAUGGGACGAUAGUUAGAAGGGGAGGACGGGUCAAGAGAUGUUUAUUUUUUUUUAAAGAUGGGUGUUAAUUUCUGUGUGUAGCGUUUCACUGAAACUCUGCACAUACAGUCUUGAUACAUCAUUACAACUUCAAUAAAGUGGUCAUGGUGCUUGGAGUAACCCUUUAAUGUUUUGCCAUGUUCUGGGUAAAACAAAGUUUGUGGUAAAAUGUACCAUUAUGUAUUUAAUUUGCAAACAAGUCUUUGAUUGUUUAAUUUUUAUUACUGAAUUGAGGAGUUAGAGACCAAGAUGUCUGGGAGGACCAGAUGUUUGGUGAGAUAAGUCUAAGGAAUCCAAUAAGUUGGCCAAUCUUAAGUCUAUAUUAUUUGGUCUACGUGCAAAAUUAGAUAAAUAUAUUGAUGUAAACAAAGUAAGACAAAAUUAUCCCUUUGAUAUCCUUUUAAAUGUUAAUAAAAAAGACAUUUGAUUAUUAAAUCGGAACCUGCAUGCUUUUGCUUGUGCAAAGAGUUUAUUCUGCCUCCUGAAUGGUUGAGAGUGGAUGAUGAUUUGGGUUAGUGUUGAUUGACAUUUCACAGUACUCGUAUUCUUUUCCCCAACCAAAACCCAUUUUCAUCCAUUGUGCAGUCCAUCUCCAAACUUGCUUUUCCUCUAAGCCUGGGGUAGACAGUCACAAGGCUUACAUGCUUCAGGAUAUUCUUAUGCUUCCCCAACAUCUGUAGAGCCUUAGACUGCCUGCCCCAACCUUAAGCUAUGCCACUCUAGCAUUCAGAGGUUUUUGUUUGAAUAAUAUAAUAGUUGAUCAUCUAACCCUACAACAUGCUUUUAUCAUAUAGCAUGUUUCCUUUGAACUAGUUCAGUGCUGAUUGACACGUCCAAAAGGCAGCAAUGCCCCAUUGCUUCUCUUCCUUGCUUUGCUUGUAUGUAGACAUUUUAACAAGCGUCUCUCUUCCGCUGUCUGAGCUCGCUGCUUCUCUCUCUCUCUUUAUCUCCUACGCAUGCUGCAGAUGAUACUAACUUCCUAACGGGCUUUGAUAUGCCGGACGAUACAGAAAAAAGGGCUGAUGAUGAAUUUGAUCCUAUUCCAGUUUUGGUAUCCAAAAACUCCCAAGGUAAGCUGGAGAAGGAAAGUAAUAAAUGAUAUUUGGGGGGUGGAUAGUCAAUUAAGGAUACUUGGUGUUCCCUUUCUAAGAACCCUGAAAGGCUAUAAGUUUGUAAAAAUGAAAAAAAUCGUAAAUAUUUUUUUAUUAUAAAGCAGUACUUACUUUUCUCCGGCACCAGCAUGAUCUGAUAUUUGUGUGUGACACUCUAAUGUAACACCUACUUCUAGCUUCCUUCCUUUUUUCCAUUUCCCUCCAAGCAAUAAUCCCUGCUUGGGAAUACUUUACCCCACCGGCGUGAUCCUUCCACAUGUAGCUGAUGCACAAGCCUGAUUGCCAUAGGAUCUGUAUUUGACACUUCAGCUAGUAGUAUAGUCACUGCAACUACAGCACGUUUUGUAGUUGCUGUGCUGUAAAGGAGAAAAACUCCUGUAAGAGGCUUGUUGCUCUACCCUGUAUAUCAAUUGUUGAAAUGCAGUCGACAUUAUUAUUAUUAUUAUUAUUAUUAUUGGCAUGUAAAUAGCAUAAACAUAUUCUGCAACGCUUUACAAUAUUAUAAAGGGGAAAAUGUAACAAUAUAUAAGACUAUUACAAAAUGUUACAAAGCAAUAGGUUCAUGAGGACCCAUCUUAAACGAGUUUACAAUCUAGAGAUAGACCUUUGUUAAGAAGUGAUUGCGAGGUAGGAGUCAUAUAUAAAUUGUUUUCUUACUUUAAUCUGUACAUUUGCUAGCUAAAGUGCUGGAAAGAAACACAUUUCAGUUAGUGUAUCCUUGUACAAUGUUACAUUUUCCUAAAAUGACAAGGAGUAAGCAGGAUCUCUGUUAGGGGGGAUUCAGUGACUUGUGACACUGCCAUUUAUGGGAUACUCAUAAAAAUAUAGAGUAUGCUGAACCCCCCUCCAAUAAUUUACUUUAGAAAGCAAUCUCAAAAUACUGCUGCUUUAACCAUCUGAACAUUGUCCAGCUGUUUAAGGCCUGCAGUUGAUUUUAUUUAUUCUAACUUAUAUGUGGCUGAGUGUGCCUGCAAAUUGCAACCUGUAACUCCACCAUCAUCUGUAGCACACAAUAGAUGUUUAUUUGCAUUUUAUUGCUGAUCCUGUUGCUCAAUAUUUCCUUAUUCUUCUGCUUUUGUCCCUGUCUCUGUUCUCACCAAUAUACUGAACCACUGUCUCUCCCCCUGCUCUCUAGGUCCUCACCCUAAUAACAACAGUGGGAACUCUGAGUCCAGCCUACCAAACAUGACCAGGUCUCUUCUACUGGUGGAUCAGCUCAUAGACUUGUAAACUGCACAAGCGCUAGCAAAAUCCUCCCCUCUCUCCAGAGGAAAAAUACCCUGCAUAUAUAUAUAUAUAGAUAGAUAUAUAUAUGUACAUCUCUUAAUUUUUUAUUUGAUCCUUCCGUGUACAUCAGUAUAGUGUGGAUUUAUUAAGGAGCCUGUGGCUGACUCUGAAUACAUAUCUUUGCGCCUUUCUUGUCUUGUACAACCUGCUUCCAUCUUAAGAAAUAGACACCUAAUAUGAGGAGGACUGAGCAAGAGGUAGAAGGUGGUAGGUGAGAAAGGAAUCCCUUUCUGCUCCAGAUGAGGAUAUAUUGAUGCUCUUUGCUAUUUUUCAUGCAAUCGUUACUCUGUCUUACAAAGACGAAUGUUGAACAUAGAUCAACAAUGGAAAUUGAGAGUAUUCUGAAUUGUAACAACAAGAUAACUUAGCAGCAGCUCGUUUAUUUAAAAGCAACCUAUUUUGGGGGCUCCCAGAGGCAAACUUCCAUCAAGUAAAUUCAAAGGAAACCCCCUGUCCCCAUUAAUUCUGGAAGUUUGAAAAUUUUUCGAAAAAAUAUCAAUCUGUAGAAAGUUAUUUUACAACUCCAAGUGGCCUGUUAUAAAAAGCAAUGCAGAUUUUACUGUAAAAUUAUAUUAUCUCCUUGAUUAUUGUGAUGUAAAAAUCCAGAACAGAGCCAGUCAUGGUACCGUAAUCACAUAGCAGCUGCCAUUGUGGCUUGGAAUGACUACCAAAAUCAAAAGGUUUUGGAUCAGUCAUUACAAUAUCCGGCAGAAACCUUAAUUAUUAUGUACAACAUUCCCAUGAGAUGCUUCAAUUUCACUGAUUAGACUUUGGAUUUUGUACUUGAAGGACUAUUUCCUUUUUUUUUUUUUUGUCUUGUAGCAUAGUACAGUUGCUGUGUGUCUGCAAUGUUACUAGACAGAUGUCCACUGCAUCUUGCAUAUGUGUCAGCAUUUCCAAUGUAAGUUAUGAGGACAAUGUGGUCCCUUUGUUGUAUUUAAAGAAAGAGUUAAUGUUUGCUGCUGUAAAGUUCUCCUGAUUUCGGGAUGUGAAGCGUAUACUAGCUUGGAGCUGAUUUAGAAAAAAUCAUAGAACAUUAAAGGUUACAUGACCUUACUAUGAAUGUAUGAAAUGAAAUGGUUAGAGCAGGGUCAAAAUAAAAUAAAUACAGAUUUAUAAUAUGUGUGAAUGCGGGGUUUGCAUUAAUAACUAAAUGUACAGAGACACAAAUGAGCCGACAGGGUACCCAUUAUAUCAUCAAUGUUGGUUAUUUGUGACUAAAGCAUAUGUCUGUAAAAGAAAUGUAAUGUAUCACAUAUCUUCCUUUUUGAGAUAUACAUAUAAUGCCUGUUUUCGCCUAAACUGUUUAAGCCAUCCUAAUUUUUUUUGGCCCUACAGAAUGAAAUAUAAUGAAAAGUAAAAUAGCACAAAAAUGUCAUCAAUAUAUCCGUAUAUUCUACAGCACGUUUGUGCAAUCAGUUUAACCUUGAAUUCAAUGAAGAUCUUCUAUAAAAUAGCAUUUAAAUAUAGAAAAAGAGUUGGGUGCAAUGCUAUACUAAUCCUCACUUAUAAGUGUUUCUUAGAUUUAAAUUACCGUAAAUAAAAUGAAAAUUCUAGAAGAAAAUACUGGCUCUGCAAAGAGUAAAACAAAAUCUAUAAAAUUCACUUGCAGUAUUUUGCUGACUGAGUGCUAAUAACUGCAGAAUUGGCACUAUGUAUAUUUGAUAUCCAAUAAUCGCAAAUACCUCUGACUAUUUUUCUUUACCUGGGGAAACAUAUCUGCCCCUACUAUGUAUUUUAUUUCCUUUGGUUUCUGUAUUAUUAUUUUAUUUUAUUUUUUGUUAUAUAUAUUUUUUAAAUUGGUGUUUAAAGCUGUAUUGGUGCGUGUAUGUCUCCUGCAAGAAAAGCAUAUUCUAUGUCUGUACAGCGGUUAGUGGGAGCGUUUGAAAUAUAUGUGUAUACUGUGCACAUCAUUCACAAGGUGUACAAAUUGUUAGGGUGGAAUUUAUCUGUUUGUUUAAUGGUUACCCCUCUUCAAUGUGAUGGAGUUUACGUCUGUAAAUAGGACACUCAGUUUUCUGAGUGUUCGAAGAACCUCCUGUAUACACCCGGUUUCUACCUGUGUCCAAUACACAAAUCUUGCUUUCUUCUAUAUCGUAUCAAAUAAUUUGUUCUCUUCUCGAGAGAAUUUAUCAUUGCUGUAGAAAAAAAAACAAACAACUUUAGUGAAGUGAUUGGUAGAUCUUUGACUUGUGUAUAUAUAAAUAUAUAAAUAUAUUUCUGUUAUUUUAGUCCAUUUGCCUUCUCCAGUACAGAAUUAUUGCAGUUCGUCUUUAGGUUUUCAUAAUAAUUAAAGAAAAUAAUGAUAAUGUAAAAAUGACUGGCAUAUGAAUCCUGCACAUUUCCCAAUUGUAUAGUAGAAUCUAUUUCUGUGAAUUAAAGGAUUUUAAAGAAUGGUUUCUGAACUCAGAUUUCACUUUGAUCCCACAUGAUGUUGUACUUGUGUCAAUAGUGGCAUUUUUGUUUCACAUCUGCAAGUGACUUCAGAAUACUUUACAGACAUAGACUGUUACAUUUUUUACAGAAUUUAGUUUGUGAAGUCCAGAAUAUUGUAUUAAAUUAUGAUUUGAAACAAAAUCAUAAACCACCAUAUAACAAUCUGUUUGGGUGAGUAGCUUGUGUGAACUAAAUCUGAUAACUGGGAGCGUGUGUAAAACAUUGCCAGAAGGGUUAACAUUGAUUCAACUUGGCCGGAUCCCCAUUUACCUCUUAAAAAAAUUAAAAUAAUAUUUUUGGUCCCAAAUUUAUUAUAUAUCUAUAUAUUAUUUUUUUUUCUUUUCUUAAUUUAUGUUAUCUUUGUCUUUAAGUAAUAAAAAAUCUCAAAAAUGGAAAAAAAUAUUUUGAAUACAUGAGGCUUUGGGAAAUGGGCAAUCAUCUGUUCUGAGUUGUUUUUUUUUGGGAGGGUGGGGUGGGUGAGAGGGGAGUUAAAGUGGUUUGACAAAAAAACAGAUGGACAGUUCACAGUGAGUCCCUUUAGCAUAAACACUAUAAUACACUUAAGUGAUUAUGGAGCUUAAUAUAUUGAAAGUACUUUUUUCAAUCCAUACACAGUUAUGGAAAGGCAUCACAGUAUUUAGUGGACAUUUAAACAUUACAUGAUCAAGAGGCAUAAUUAGAUUAGUUGAUGUCCAAUGCACACAUUAUGAAACAACAAAUGGGAUUCUAGAAAGAAAAAUAGUGGAGGAAAAACAAAAGUGAAGGAAAUUGUGGAUUUUGUACACUGAAGAGGAGGUGGUGCCCUUAGUCCACAAGAAAGUCAUGGUCUCCUGAGUCAAAGAGUCUACAAACAGCAGCCUAGUUGAGCCAUGUGUAAUCAAUUAGGACUUAGAAGUAGAGAUAUAUAAUGUACUAAUCCUGUUGUUUAUGCCCCCAUGUGCCACUAGAUGGCACCAUAGGGAAUAAUUAUAACUUCCAACAGUUGUUUUGUUUUUUGCUUAAAAAAAAAAGCACAUUCUUUGGUUAAAUGGUCUCUGUAAGCAACAAACUCCUUCAGCUGUCUGAAGUAGUAAUGGUGCAAGGUUCAUAUCAUAGCACACUCGAUUUUCAAAGCUUCUGAGAUAAUGAACUUUGAUUUGAAAUGUGUAGCUUAAAGAGACACUCCACUGCCAAAUUACAAAAUAAAUCAAAAUCACUGUUUUGUAGAUACACCCCGAAUAAAAAAAUUAAUAUACAAUUUUUCAUUGGAGUUCUAUCUAAAAACAGCUAGCAAAAACUGCAUAUCUCGUCUGCUGCCUUUGCAAGCCCUCCCCUUCUAACACCGCCUACAUGUUCUGUGGCUUUCCAAUCACAGACUUCGAAAACUGCAGCUCAAUGAGACGUCUUAGCAAGGCAGGUGCCAUGGGCUCUUGCUGCCUCUGGAGUUUAGCUUCACUGAGCUAACCAACCAGGAAGUAACAUAACCUGUUUUAUGCUUGAGAAGCCAGGAGGUGUAACAAGUAUACUUUAUAAAAGUGAAAAUUUCUAUUGAAAUCUGUCCUAUUUCUAAAAUUAAAAAAAGUACACAUUUUUCACACAAAGCUUUUCGGCAAGCUAAAAUGCUUUAAGGGUCUGGUGUGUCCCUUUACCAUUCACUUGACCGAUAACAGGCCAAUUUGCCUUGUUGAUACAUUUCGUUCUAGUCUUAUACACAUCUUAGGGUGAGCUCUAGUUCGUUUUUCUCAAGGUAAUGAUUCAGUGGCACGCAGAGGGAGGAUUGUUCACCAAUCGCUUUAAAAUCUUUACUGUAGAUAUUUGCAAACUGCACUUUUAGUGAUGUUCAUCCAGAAUGUAACUGAUGGCUACUUGAGUACCAUAUAGAAUGUGUUUCACAAACACCUGCAGUACAAAAGAAUAGGUAAAAUUUAUUACACACAUGUACAUUGAUAGGUUGGUGGUGUUGCUAUCCCUGACAGUAAAUACAUGUAGAACAGUGAUUCCCAAACAUUUUAAUGGCACCCCAUUUCCAUAAAUUGUACCCCUCAUAUUUGCAAAAUGUUUGUUGCUGUUAUUUCAAAUUUAUAUGCUUUUCUCUGCCCCAGACUCCCUGUUUUUCUGCCCCAGGCUCUCCCUGCUUCUCAUUGUGCAGAUAGACAUACCAACACAAAUUCAGAUAAACCGACACACAAAGUAACACAUCUCCACAUACACAGAUACAGACUCACAAAAAUGUACAAACACACAGAUCCAUGCAAUGACACACUCAAACAGAUACACACUGACACACACGUGGAUACAUAGACAAACAGAUCCAAAAACACACACAUACAGAUAGUUACAAACACUGACAAACAUGCAGAUACACACACAUUGACACACAUACAGAUGUACAGACACAUUGAUUCACAUACUGGCAAACAUGCAGGUGCACAGAUACAAACACUGAUAUACAUGCAGAUACAAACACCGACACGCAUACACAUACACAGAUUCAAACACUGACACAUAUACAGUUGUACAGACACACUGCUACAUAUCCUGACACAUACAAACACAGAUACAGAUAGACACACAGGCUUACAUAAAGAUGCAUCAACUGCCACGUAUACAGAUGUACAGAUACAAACAAUGACACACAUGCAGAUACACAGACACACGGGUGCAAACACUGACACACAUACAGUUGUAAAGACACACAGAUACAAAUGAUGACACACUCACACUGAUACAAUAACAAACAAACACGCAUUCAGAUACACAGAUACGUACACUGACACACAUGCAGAUACACACAGACAUAAUGACACAUGUAGAUAUACAGACACACAAACACUGACACACAUGCAGUUGCACAGGCACACUGAUGCACAUACUGACACACAUGCAGAUACAGAGAUGCAAACAUUGAUACACACACUGACUUACAUAUUGAUACUGAUACAGACAUACAGCUACACAUACUGACACAUACAGAUGUACAGAUACACAUUGCCUCACAUGCAGAUACAUUGAUGCAAAGAGUUGCACAUACACACUGAUACACACACUGACACACAUACAGAAGUAUAGAAACACAGAUACAAACACUAACACAAAUACAGAUGUACAGACAAAGAUACAAAUAUUGACACAGAUACACACACUGGCACACAUACAGAUGUGCAUAUCCAAAUACUGAAAUGCAUGCAGAUGCACAUAUAUACUGAUACACAUGCAGAUAAACCGAUCCAAACACUGACAAACAUACAGAUGUACAGACACACAGAUCCAAGCAAUGAUAGUCACACAGAUACAUAUACACACAGAUACAAACACUGACACAUAUACAGUUGCACACAGAUCCAAGCUACAUACACACUGAUGCACAUACAGAUGCGCACACAGAUGUAUAGAUGCACACUUCCAUACAUGCAAAUACAGACAAAGAUGCAAGCACUGAUACAGACACUGAUGCACAUGCAUAUGCACACAGCAUAUACAGAUACACAUACAGAUGUAUAGACGCACACUUCCAUACACGCAAAUACACAGACUCAGGUGCAAACACUGACACACAAGCUGCACAGACACAGAUGCAAACACUGACACACAGCUGCACAGACACUGCAACUUCUAUCAUUAUGAAAUGAUUGCAUAAUGAUACAAGUUGCAAAGACACAGAUUCAAGCACUGACACACAUACAGUUGCGCACACACACACUGACGUACAUGCAGAUACACACAAACACAAUUCAGGUCACAAUUCUAGCCACCCUCUAGUUUCUUAACUUGUAGGUGCUGGAGUAUGGCUUCCAUGGGUGGGGCUGAUGGGUGUUAGUCUCACUCCUCCUCUCCCUCCCUCUUGUAGCUCCCCGUCCCGUGCAGCAGAUUCUAUUUGAGCUGGGAGGAAGUAGCCAGCCUACUCACCUCCUCUGGCACUCCGUGCAGGUUAAAAGGGACCCGGUCACGCUAUUAAAGCGCCCCAAUGCGUGUCCUGGCCCCAGGUGGCACUAAGUGCACGGGCCACCCGAUGGACCUUCACAUUUGCGGUUCCCAGCCCGUGCGGCGGCUAGCACCGCGGCCAUUACUAAAUUAUAUUUUUUGUUCUUGUACUCCUGGGGGUAUGCGUACCACGGAUUGGAAACCCCUGAUGUAGAACAUUGACCUUAAAAUAAAAAAGUAAGAUAAGAGCUAAUUGAAAAUAAAAUCUCAAGCUUGCCAUUUGAACACAUGUUGAUGCCUGUUUGAUUUCUUUCUAUCCUUUGUUACCUUUGUGAGUAAACUAGAUAUUUACAAGCAUGCAACCCAUCCAUGCUGGAAACUCUUAGGUCUAUAGUGCAGUUAGUUUCAAACAGUUUGCCAUGGCAAACUGGCGUGCCACACACCACUUAAUGUGUGCCAUGGACACUCUGACUUCAGGGCUGUGAUUGGUUGAAUGCAACCCUGAAAAUGUGUUUUAUUGGUUUUUUUUUUUAAAUUAGUCUCAACCUAGGAAUUUGGAUCCAAUCUGGCAAUUAAAAAAAGCAUUGUCACAUUUCAGUAUUUCAUAAUGAUACAAUUUUUGUAUAGAAUUGAAAGCCGUCUGAGCACUCCAAAGGUUCAAUGCAAAGGCAAAUUUUUAUUGCAGCAGAUGCAAUGUUUAAAUUGAUGAUGCAGUGAUGAAAAUGAUUAAAUACUGAUUCUGACUGCGUUGAAAUUUCACUGAAUUUCCAAACCAAUUUAAAGAUUCCAUCAGAUAAAGGGGUCUCGCAGGCUCUUCCAUAGACCUCAGUGAUAUACUCUCACGCGUUCAUAAGAGUACAUCACUGACGCAGCCUCAGGAUGUGAAAUGGCUGCACAGAGAGAAGGUGUGUCUAGAGACCGUUUCAGGUAAGUACAACUGUAUUCCCCUACACUACGCAGCCACCAGACCAUCGCCGGAGAUGUCACUUCUGGGGGUGUUUGCAAAAUAUGCAAUGUCCCCAAAAAGUGACAGAUUUGCUUUAAUUAAAAUGAAUAAGGUUCUCUCUCUUAAGGCAUCCAUCAACAUUUAGAAGAUGCCAACGAAGGUAAAAAGAAAAAUGUAGUUGUUCCUUAAAAAUAUUUCUCUUAUUGAAGUGUGCCUUGGUCCAAAAUAGACCAGGAACCUCUGCUUUAGUGGACAUAAUGAGACCCUAUUAAAUUUGCUAUUAAUAUACUUGAUUUAAUUUGAUGUGCAUCCUGCUGUAAUGGGCUAUAGGUUCUAAUAAUCCUGAUAUUGAAUCUUCUCCGGAUAUAUAAUUUAAAGGGAUACUAUAGGCAUCAAAACAACUUAAGCUUAACAAGGCGGAUUGGGUGUAUAGGUCAUGCCCCUACAGUUUCACUGCUUGAUUCUCUGCCAUUUAGAAGUUAAACUAGCUUUGUUUCUGUUUAUGCAGUCCUAGCCACACCUCCCCUGACAGUGACUCCCACAACCUGGAUGAAAAAAAGUGUUAUUUUCAAUCACAUGUUAACUUGCUUUAGAAGUUUUUAUCUCAUGUUCUGUAAAUUGAACUUUGAAUAUCUAGGUUCCUUUUCAGGAAGUGUUUCGGAAGGCUGUGCAAGUGGGGUGUGGGUGGGACUGUAUAAACAAAGGGAUUUAACUCCUAAAUGGCAGAUAAUUGAUCAGAGAGAGUGCAGGUGCAUGGUCUACACCCCAAAACCGCUUCAUUAAGCUAAAGUUGUUUUAGUGCUUAUAGUAUCUGUAACCUAUACAUUGUGCAGGUGGUAUAUGAUUAUCUAACAUUGCUUACAUGCACACUUUAAUACAUUUAAGACUGAAUACAGAUAUGCAAGGUUAUUUUAUUAUUUAGCUUAAUUUUUUAAAUGUAAUUUAAAAGACUAAAACAAUACAUGCUAGGGUCUUUCUUAUCUCUUGGAAAUUGUUUUUAAUAAUACUUGACAGUGGUUUUUUUUACCUCCAGUUUUUUAUUUUUUUUUACUUUGACUUUAAUCAUUUUAUUGAUGUCACUAAUUCCACUAGCUUGCUAAUAUUUCCCCCAAGGUAAGCCAUGUUAAUUGUACAUACGUGCAAUUAUAACUGUUUAUUGUAUGUGUAAAUCUAGUAUGGAUUUAGUAUGGACAUGUAGGCAUGUGUGUAUCUGUGUUAGUAUGUGUGUAUAUGUGUGUGUAUGUGUGUGUGUAUAUAUAUACACACAAUCUCAUUUAUGUGUCUAUAUGUUGAUAUAUUUAAGAAAGACUCAUGAACUGUACAGUGACUAGAUUUCUCCUGCUAGGGUAAUUAAGUAAGGACCAUAAUUUAAUGUUGAUUCAAAAUGUUCUUGUACAUAAUUGGUUAAAUGGUCUUAAUAUAGUAAUGUGUUUCACUGUAUUACUUUUUUUUUUAACAGUUUGUAUAUUUGUGUAGGUAAUAUUGCAAAGAAUGUAAGGCGUUAUUUUUUGCAUUGUUAUAGGUCUUCAGCGAGAGCCUCAAACGUUUCCACUUGGAAGUGAUGUGCAUCAAAACAUCCUCGGUUCUGCAGGAUAUCCAGUGUCUGUUGAUAGUACCCAUAUUCUAGAGUUAAAGACUGAUACUCCAUCAAAGGGGCCCUCCAGUAGCAGUUCCAUUCAUAGUAGUGAAGGAGAAGGCACUGAUCAUGAAUCAGAUCUGUUGGACUGCAGCGGGUCAAGACCUCUGUUGAUGGAGUCUGAUGAAGAAGACGGCUCAAAGAAAAUCAACAAUGCAGUAUUUGAAAUUUUUUCCCAAGAGACAAUUACUACCCUGAACUCCCAAGUGCACAAUUUAACAAAAGUGGUGACUUUGGGAUCUGCAGAAGGGUCUGCACAAGAUAUAAAUAUCUUUGCAACUGCACCCUUCAUAGGUUCAAAGGUACCCCAAGACGACUCUGAUAUUUUUACCAAAGCUCCUUUUGUGGCUAAAUCAGCCUCUACAUUGGGCCAGAAUGAGGAGCCUGAUGUUUUUCUUAGAGCUCCUUUCUCUAGGAAGAUAAGCAUAGAAGAAGCAUCUCCAAACAUUUCACCACAUGCUGUUCCAUCCCUUGUAGCCCUUGAUGUGGCAUCGGUAGGUAAUGCUACAUUCCGAAACGUAGACUCUGCAGUGGGCACACCUUCGAUGAAGACCUCUUAUACCACUGGAAACCUCUACGCACAUUCCAGCAGAAUGACAGAUACAACAGAGUCCUCUCUGUUUACAAAUGCUUUAAAGUGCCCACCCAGUGCAGAAAAUCACAGGAUCCCAGGAUCUGAUGUUUCACCAGAAACUGUGUUUGGGGCUGUUGUCACAACACCUUUUCGUCCUCAGUCAUUGUCUAAGUAUUCCCGACACUACAGUCCUCAAGAUGGACAAAACAUGGAUGCUCAACCCAUUGCUGCUUACAAAAUAGUGUCUCAGGCUGCAAAAGUCUCUGUUGCUGGAUCUGUUCCCAUCCCCUCUAUAACUUACAGGACUUCAGAAACUUCCAGCUCUGAUCCAUUUGAUGCUGCACCCUUUCCUUCAAAAUCUGGCAGACAGAAUCCAUAAAAUGAAUUGUGGUGAUGAUGGCUGUAGUUCUUCUAAACAUUCGCAAAUAGAAUCCACUCCGGAAAUGGUCCCCAACCUGUCAAUUUAUUUGGAAGCCAGUGCACUUCCUGUGUAGUACUUUCAAUGAAUAUUAAUGUUUACAAAUGAAGAUCCAAAGUUUUAUUAGUUUUCAUUUUUCUCUCUCUGUCCUCUUGGCAAAGGAAGCAAUCAGGAGAAAGCUUACUUUUUUCUUUUUUUUUUUUAUUCACUUUCUUUACUCAGUGCAGGGAAAACUGAAACCUGUUGCCUUACGUCAUCCAUUUUGUAGGAUUUGAGUUAGUCGUUUAGUUUUUAAUUGAGAAGUAUUCCAUAAAAUAAACAGCUUUGAUUUGUAAAUAUUAAUAUUCCAUUAUUACCCUGUUCCUGCUAUUACCUGGCAUGUUGAUAGAGCAGGGAUGUCAGUAUAUCUUCUCAUUUUUUGAUGAAGCUCUAUAGGAUCGUUGGUUGUUUGUUUCUUUCCUUUUUUGUGUUGUCUGCUCCUUUAAGUAUAUCAAGCACUUAUAUUGCCCAGCUAGGACAGUGCUUAAAGGGACACUCCAGGCACCCAGACCACGUCUGCCCAUUGGAGUGGUCUGGGUACCAACUCCCACUACCCUUAACCCUGCAACUGUAAUUAUUGCAGUUUUUUAUAAACUGCAAUUAUUUCCUUGCAGGGUUAAGUCCUCCUCUAGUGGCUAACUACUAGACAGCCACUAGAGGGCACUUACGCGUUGAUAGCAAAGAGGGCACUUCCGCGUUGAUAGCAUGCGCAUUAGGUUUCCUCAGCCAGCGGCGGGAUCAGCCUCGCCCACCGGCUGACGCGAUUACUGGGAGGAGCGACGCUGACCCGAAACCACCGCCGAGGGACAUUGGCGGGGUCUCAGGUAAGUGACUGAAGGGGUUUUCAUCCCUUCAGCUACCUGGGAUGGGGGAUGGGAGAUGGGAGGGAGAGGGUACCUGCAGUGCCAGGAAAACGGAUGGUUUUCCUGGCACUGGAGUUUCCCUUUAAAUCAUUUUUUUCCCAUUUUAUUUCCUUUUCUUAUUUGUAGAUCAAAAUAAGUGUUACGGUUGGGUCUUAGAUUUUGAGGUGCCUUAUUUAUAGAGAUGGAACAGUUUGUCCUAAUAUUUUCAGAUUAACGUAAAUUGAAAACCCAGUGGCAAACUGCCAAAAUAGCAGAGUCGGAAAUAGCUCAGUUUAAAAACAUUUUUUCAACUAAGCUAUUUUAGCCUAAAUUCUGCAACUUAUAUAUAUAGUUCUCACUGCUUAGUGAGUUAAGAUCUAAAUAUGGGAUGCCGGAGAUCCUGAAAAUGUGAUAACUAUUAAUUUCAUCUCAAUCGUAGGUUUUUAUUGCCAUUCUCAUUGUAUAUGUGCUAUUUCCCCUCUAGCCAAUGUUUUAAUAUAUUAAUAGCACUUGAAAAAUGAAGUCCUGAGUAGCACAAUGUGGAUUCCAUUCUUCUACACACUCAACGUACCCAACAAUAUAAAACCUGUUUCAGUUGGAACAACGGAGUGACAAUGUAGCAGCUUCUUAGACUUUAUGUAUGUAGUUCAAUGUGUAACAUGCAUGUGCAUGCAUAUACUGUAUGUGUAAUGUAAAUUACAGCUGAAGCCGAAAGCAAUCUCCUGCCAUCAAAUCUUUCUUGUAUGUCAUGGACAAAUCAUCAUUUUGGACACGUCCCAGAGAAGUAUAUACAUAGUAGCAUUUCUCUAUACAUUGAGAACUAUUGCAACUUCAUCUUUUUCAGAAUCAUAUCUUUCAUAUAACUCCUAAUAUGGGGAGAGGGAAUAUAUUUUUUAAGGACAGUCCGGGUAAGCAUAGUUAUUGCUACUCUCUGAUGGAUAUUAGUUUCUAAAACUAUAUUAUCUGAGUAUGUUUACCUAGGUUUAUAGCAGAUCUGAAGGUAUUCAUGAAAUAAAAGGACACAUUUUCUUUAACUAUCUGCUAAAAUUAAGAGCCAGGGAUUUAUUAGUCAAAAAUUUGCUGUUGACUAUAGAUUUGAACUUUGCAAAUCAAUUAGCUAAUUGAAUGUGUACCAUAUCACUUAACACUUUUUUCAUUUCUUUCAGUUUACUUUAACCCACUAUGAUUAUCAUUUGGUUCAGUUUCUUCAAGUUCCUACAAAAAGUUAUUGAACAAUAAGUCUCACCUUCAACAAAACGUGUGAUUAUUGGAGGUGACUCCUUUCUUGUGUAGGUUUAGCGAGUGUAAAGAGAUUCGGUAACUAAAGGGCAUACAACAUUGGCAGACUUGCACUGUUAUGUAACUGACACUUAUGUGGAAUUAACAAUAUGAGUACACUUAAAUUGAGUGUAAGUCCUUUAUAACAGGAGUGGUCAGCCUCAUCCUCUAUCUGGUACUGAACAGUGUUCCAGCAUAGCAGAGAAUUUUGUAAAUUACAGUUCCAUUAACAGACACCAGAAUACUUGUUGACCACUUCUAUCCAUCUGUCUUUCUCAAUUCAUGAAUUAUAAAGAAUGUUCUGCAUAUAUUAGUGGUGUGUGCGUAUAUGUAUAUAAUACAUGUAGAUUAUAGGUGUGUGUGUGUAUACACACGCACAUACAAAAAGACGUUGCACUUUAGUCAAGUAAAUAAAUGUUACAUAUAUUUUAGAAAUCCCUUAAGUCCUCCACUUUAAAGAAAAAAAAAAUAGCCUGGCCAUCUCCCAUCUUGGAUGAUGUGUUGCCAUUCAACAGCUGGUUGCAUUGUUCUGUAGAGUAGGAUCAUACUGACCAAAUUAGUCGCCUGUUUCACAUGACAGAAAAACAAAACCUGUAAAACAAGACUUUGUGCAUUAUUUUGGUGUUUAAAAAUGAUUUGAACAUUAAUCAAAUCAAAAUCAGUUCUGCGUCACCUCAUCUUGUAACAAAGAAUAAGUUAAAAUAGAAGAUAAAUGAAUCACUAUUGGUGUGGUAUUGCUAUCCUGUAAAUUCCAAACCUAUUAUUUAUUGGACAUUUGUAAUCUAGUGUGGCUUUGCUCUGUUUUGGUGAGAUAAACUGUGGAAUGCCCUGUCAAUAUACUCGGAGCUGUGGCACCUUCUUCUUUUGCCGUUAGCUUGUGGACUGCUGCUUCUUCCAUCUGAGAGGAACUUGAAGAAACAUGUUGGUUAAAACAUAAUAAAAUUUCAGUUGCUGAAUUAAA